GGUUUACAGGAAACUGCCUUAUCCUGAGUCAGUCGACUGGUCCAUCUAGCUCAGUAUUGUUGACACUGACAAGCAGCAGCUGUCUAGGGUUUCUGACGGGAACAUUCCCAGUCCUGGCUGGAGAUACCAGGGAUUGAACCGGGGAUCUUCUGCAUGCAAAACAUGUAUUCUACCAUUGAGGUACAGUCCUUUGUAUAUAUUUAUAUCCUCCCUUUCCUUCAAGAAGCUCAAGGUGGCAUACAUGCUUCUCCCACACCCGCUUCAUGCUCACAACAACCUUGUGAGGUAGGCUAGGCUGAGAAGCUGUAAGUGGCCCAAGCUGAGUAGGGAUUUGAACCUUAGUCUCCCAGAUUCUAGUUCAACACCCUUAUUGUAGGAUCCUGGUAGAUUCAUAUGGAGGGAAAUGGCUAUAAUUGUCUAGAAGUCACACACUGAGUUCAGAACGAGACAAAUUUUGGAACAUACUGCCUCAAAAGCCUUACAGACACAGGCAAAAAUUGUUAAAAUGGAAUUGGGGGAUAAGCCUAUAGCCAGGUUGCAACUAUGGUGUGUGUUUCUACAUGCUUGUGAUCUGGACUGGACAAGUACCCAUUUGAGGGGCAUUUUAUAUUAAUAUUACAUGUGCUUAUUAAAAGACGCAGCCAAUGAUCUGAUUGUGGAUGUGUGAAGGAUGCCUGUGGGAAGGGUGGUCAAAUGGUGAAUGUGUUUUAAGACUUUGGAAUACAAUGUUAAUGGGUGGAUCGUUAAUUCAGUGCACUGGAUUAUGCCAUUUCUUUGGUUGAUGUGCAGAGGUAUUCCUAGAGAAGACAGUGCUGCUCACAGUGAAAAUAGAUAAUAGAGCUGCUUUCUAUGAGUGUAAAUGGGUUAAUGUUUGAGAUACUAGUGAUUUCUUGGAUCAAGUGCUCCCCUCCCCCCUUUGUUUGAUGACCUGGCACAAUUACUUAAUUCUGCGCUGUUUCUACCAAAGUCUUGCUAAACAGAGCAUGUCAUGAAAUUCAAUGUUUUAAUAAAUAAUUGAGAGUAUUCUGAGGAGGACUGUGUGUGCUAUGAUAUCAAGGCUCACAAACCUUCUGAUUAAGGAAUGUACAUUUUGUUUCAUUCAUCUGUUACAAAGACAUCCUCGUGAUAAUAAUGAGCUUAGUGGAACAGAUGAUUUUUGCCUUUUUUAAGCAGAGAGGUCAUACUGUUAAGGAUUGUAUUGCCUAUUAUGCUACAUUCAUCCAAACUAAGAUUAACAGCACUUAUGAUACUUCUGUUAGGCCUUGCAAAUUUUGUCCCUGCUCCAUCUGUAAAAUAGCACAGAUAAGCUUCUUACUGCCAAUAGAAUCUUAUUAUGUUGAUCAGAACUUCUGCUGAAGGUGAGCUCGGAAGACCCCAGGUCCCCCACCCCCCUUUCACUCAUUGCAAAGUGAAAUUGUAUUCAGCACUGGUGGUGAAGCUACAGCCACUAAGUCCACAAUAGGGUUUUGGUAAUAGUUUUAUUAUAUCGGCUGCAAGCCAUCCCAUACUCUGAAAUUCAGUGUUCUUCAUGAGAUGAAGUGCAUUUUCAGCUGUUGGCUGGGCCUUAUUUAGAGUGCUUUACUUCUGUAUUGUACUGUGAUGUAAGUAGAGAAGUUGCUUGCAAGCUACUGUUGGUCUUAUUGAUCAGAGCCCCACCCUUCCUUCUUUCAUCCUGCCUAUUAGCAAUACCACGUCAUAUCUUUGACCAUGUUGUUUCUUCAAAGAAAAAGACAAUUUAUAAAUUUCAAAAGAAAAGGGUUCCACGCAUUGCUAAAAAAUUGUGCCAUUAUCAAGGUUUAAACUGUUCUGGGUUUCAGCCCUGCAAUAAUCUAUUUUCAGUACUAGGGGUGAGCCCUCUAAUAUGUGAAGAAAUAAAUAAAAGUGCUUCUGAACAUGUACUUUUACAUUAGUAUUAAGUUACUGCAGUGGGCACCCAUCCUUAGAAGUGAGGAGAAAUGGAUUCCAGGGCAAAUGCCUUUACUCCCAUGCAGACCUUACUACCCCUGCACCAACUCAGUUAAUAAGAUGUUUGUGGGGGUGUUGCAGUGUUAAUACUGCAGCAGAGACUGGUUUGCUGUAUGAGUCGUGCUCAUUGUGGAAAAAGGCACUACUGUAAACGGAAGCAACAGCAAAGUUCAAAACUAUUUGACACUUCAAUGCUCAUAGUUCUGACGUCGCCAGCAUGGCACUCGUGGGGACAGUGGAACCACUGUGCCUUCCCCAUGGCAGCUGUGGAUUCUGUGUAAGUGCUGUCCUCACUGCCCCUUCAUCAUUAAGUGACUUCCCCUGCCAUGAAACAUACAUGGAGUUGAAGGAGGAGGUUGGGAGCAUUAAAAGCUUGGAACAACAUCUUAGCAGAAGAAAAGAAGAAACAUACAUGACUGAGAGGAUAGGAGGGCAAGGGAAACAAUCUGGGAGACUAGAGGGAAGAAAAUGUAGCACCUGGGGAGGAGAAAGUGGGGUGCCACAGGAAUUGGAGGAGAGAGAAAGGGAAUACUCCACUUGGAGUAAAAGCCAAGGGUUAGGAAGAGUUGCUCUAUUUGUCAUGCCUGUGGAUGCCCACAGCAAUUACACCAAAAUAUAUAAAUGAAGUUGCAGAAGUGGUGGUCAGACUGUGCCUUAUUUUCAGGGCUUAGCUUGAAAAAUGAUGGAGUAUGCAGCAAUGAUUUGGCCAAGCUUGUAAUGGAAAACAGAGAAGUGUGUAUCAUCAGGCAGUUACAUCUUUACAACACUUCUGCAUUUCUGAAAAAGUGAUUGCUUGUACAAAUAUAUAGUUGUUUGCCUCAUCACACAGACCUCACAUACUGAUUUCUGAUACUAUACUCCAGUGUAAUAGAGAAGUUACUGCAUUUUAUAUUGGGUAGCAGGAGGAAACUUCUGUGUGGUCGGAUUGUGCAGAAAAUGCUCUGAAGUGGUGGCAGCUGGGAAAUAAUAGAAUUACAGGAUAGCAUAAACUCCUGUAUUGGUAAGCAUACACCUGGCAUAAUUUGGUUUUUUCAUUGGUUACUUCGGUUGCUGCUAGGCAGUAUCUGUAUGGUGAGCUGUGUUGGUAAUAAUGUAUAAGUAUAGCUGAAAACAUUCCAGUGGUUUGAAGCAUUCAAACUGUAAUUUAUUCUGUAUGGGAACAAGGAGUUUUGCUCAUAGAACCACUGUUUAGAAUGUGUUUGUGCAAUCUGUUAGAUAGCACAUGUGAAAUCUUAGUAAAAAUGACACCACUACCAUAUCAAACUCAUUUUAUGAACUACUCAUGCAGCAUUUUUUCAAAAAAAGAACACAAGCAAGGCUACCACCUUCCCUUGUGGUAAUGGUACACUGAUUUAUGAAUCUCUUACCUUCCACCUUAAUUCUUAGGUCUUUGACAGCGACACAUUGUCAUCAAUGUUGAAACAUAUCUGCCCUUCCCUAGGUAGGUAGGUAAGUAGGUAGGUAGAUAGAUUAUAGAUAGAUAGAUAGAUAUGCAUCAUCCUAGGUAGCAAAGCUUUCCUCCUCUACAGCAUGGUGACUGUCAUAUAUUGUGAAUGUAUUGAAUAGGAGUUGGGGGUAGUCUACUGUAAUGGCUGAAAUAUAGUUGAACCAUGUGUAGUGUAAGCUGGUAGUGUGAUUAAGCUCUAAUAGUCUUUAGGCCAAAGGAACAAUCUACUGCCCACACAUGCCAGAAAGUCUAGUAUUUUGAAGCAAGCCUUAAGUAGGCUAUUCUCUGUCUAUUAAAUGCAACCAGUCACUUCACAAAGCUUACUUAUUAUUUUGUAAUCCUAAUAAAGAUAUUGCCCAGCUGUGGAUUUUGAAGUUUAUAAAACUUGACUCAGGAAAACAUACAUGGACGAAGUCUUACUGGAAAGUGUAAAUAAUCACAUGCUUGUAGCAGGAACUACUGACUUAAAGUUGAAGAGUCAUGUAAGUAAUCUGACAAUAACUGUUGAAACGGAUGUUUAACUUCUCUAUUGGUGGAGCUUAGAGGAGAGUAAGAAAGCUAGUUCCUCAAAUGAUUACAAAUGAUGGUUUUCAUUUUAAAGAACUGAAAACAAUUGUGUAAUUAGGGAGAAUAAUCAGCAAUGUAGAUAUAAUAUCUGGGUACAUAACUUUCUGCUAUUGAAUCAGAAAUAAUGAUGCUAAAUGAGUACAGAUAAUUACGUCCCCCACCCACUUUCUGUAAAAGAAAUAUUCCAGAAAAGACAGGUACAGUUAUUGAAAUGAAUUCAACGUAGCACUAUGGCAAUCUUUCAGUCAGUGCCAGAUGGCAUAAUCCCCCCUCUCUUCUCCCUGAACGCUGUUCUGGGGUUCCUCAUGACACCUCCCCCCAGCCAAUUUCAGGGGGGAAAGCCCUGUUGCGCUAGUGGAUAUCCUUGGGUGGGCUUCUGCUGUGGGACUGGUUAGUUGAAUCCUGCCCAUUAUAUUCACUGUACCAAGUUUUGUAAGAAGACGCUUCAUUUAGUAUGUGUGUAUAGAGUAUCAUGUUAUUUGAAACUUUUGAAAUGUAUGUAUGUAGAUUUGAGUGUUGAGUUACAGUUACAGUUGCACUUGUUCGUGUGUUGAGUAAUACAGGAAACAAUGUCACGAUAGAGGGGCAUUUCUUUGCCACUCAGUAAUGUUGUAAAUGUCUCUUAAUACUGAAAGCUGAAAAUAUAAUUUUUUAAAACUUUAUCUCUCCCCCCUCUUUCACACAUAUAAUCUACUUUCAACAGAAUGCUAUGGGCAAGAGAUAUGCCAGUGCUUAUCUGUGAAAUGUCUUAGGGCUCCUUGUGAGAAUUAGCAACAGAUUGUCAUGCAACCCAAGUAACAUUAAUAAUAAUAAUAAUAAUUUUUAUUUGUAUCCCGCCCUUCCCGGCCGAGGCCGGGCUCAGAGCAGCUAACAUCAUAAAAACAACACAAUAUGCAUAAAAACAGACAUCAGUUAAUUAAAAUGCAUCUUAAAAUUAAUUCAGACAAGUUAAAAUCUGGGCAGGUGGCAAUUAUCAGGUUGGAGAGAGUUGUUAAUACUUGCCAGGACCAACUGUUUCCACUGAUCAUACAUUACAGUCUGAAUGAGGAUAUCCUCGCAGUGUUGGUCUCCCAGAAUGGGAAGCUAACAACCUAAGCCUAACCAUGUCAGUUUGGAGGUGAGUCUUAAUUUCCGUGAGACAUGCUUCCUUAUAAGUAUACUUAGGAUUGCAGUCAUUUAAUAGAUCAGCUCCGAUGCGUUCUAGUCAGCAUCAUGGUCAAUGGGAGUUGUACUCCAAAACGUCUGGAGGGCACCAGGUAGGGGAGGUUGAAAUAGACUGAGAAGCUGGGCCAACUUUUAUUGAUUAUACUAUGGGUGUGUGGAAUAAACAUCUGUCUCUCAAUGAUAGAGCACACAUUUUGUAUGCAAGAGACCCCAGGUGCCAUUGCACAGACUAGUCACUGUUCUACCAUGUCUUUCACAAUUAAAUUCAGAUCUUUAGAGCAAGGGAAACACUGUGAAGGUAAACAGCUAUGCUAUCAUAUUUAGUUAGUUCCCAGAGGUACAUCUAUCUUUGUGAUUCUGUGUGUAAACAAUGGAGAUGUAGUGUAACAUGUGCAUUUGGUAUAGAACAUGUAAGUUGAAAAAUGCUGCUGUAACUUCUAUCAGUACUUCACAUCUGUGUGGUAUUCCCUGUACUUCAAUCCAUACACAUGUACUUCAGUGCAUGUAUAAUGCUAAUAUAUAAUAUUGCCAUGCCAAGGCGUAUGCAUACAUACAAUAUAUUGUACUAGGUUAUGAUGAUCCAAUAUUUCUCAGGCAGAUGGGUCAGUCCAUGUGAAUAGGCUAUUGUUCACAGUAGGCUUUGUGCCAGUAUGUAACAUCUUUUGGGGGCAAGUGAGCCAUGGAAACAAAUGCUAUGGAGUUUAUAGUCUUCCUUCCUUCCUUCCUUGGGGUGUGGUUUCUUUGAUGUGAAUCAGUGCCAUGUGCAAUUAACAUCAAUGGGAACUGCUUGAAAAACGUGAAAAAGCUAUUUUGUCUUAUUAUUGAAUGGUUUCUUACACAUCAUGCCAAAAGGAAGCUUUGCAGAAUAAGAAACACACUAAAUUUGAAUACGUGAGUUGUUUCUUUACAAGAAGUCACACUGAGAUGGCAGAUGCUGUCUAACUAGUUUUGCUGGAAAGCAAGCAUUUAAUAGGCUUAACAUAUAAAGGCAGAGGUUUUCAACUUUUUUGAGUCCACGGCUCCCUUGACCAGCUACCUUCUUUCUGCAGCACCCCUGUGGGACUCAAGAGCUCAGUUAUGUCACCCCUUGCCUGCAGAGAUGGCAGCCUCUCACCCUUUUUCAAACACCCUCCCUUGUGGAGUGUUCCUUCAGCCCCCUCUCCACUCUCCUUGGGAGUCCUCUAGGCAACCACUGCUGCUGCCCCUGGUCUCUGAGCUGCCCUACCCCAAAUAUAGGUGCCCCCUCACACUGCUCCACAGGGGCCUUGGAAGAGGAUUCCCCCAGCCUUAGUGGCCCAGUGAAGACUGACCAAAGGUGAACAUGGGGCCAGCACCUUACCUUGGGAAGUAGCAGUGACAACAGUGAGCACUGCCGGGCCUGCAUGGUGGAAAGGCGCACCUUCAGCACCAGGCACUCUGUUCCCAGACAGGUCUUGCACACAGAAAACACAAGAGAAGCCUGUGCAACGCCUGUCUGCCUUUCCGGCCUCCCACUUGUCUGACCAUUCCCAACAGUAAGGGCUGGUGGACUGGCUGGCUGGGCUCCCUCACCCACUUGCUUGCUUACUCCAAGGCCUUCUCAGUUUCUGUCGGCCAGUACCCCCUGGUCAGCCCCAGAGGCACUAUUUGCCUGGGGAGCAUGUAGCCAGGGCCGCUGCAACAAACACUCGUGCAAGCCUUUGGGAGGCAGAGACGCGAGAGGGCAUCAGUGGAGGGAAGAAACGAGGACAGAGGCCAGUGUUGCUCACGGCACCCCUGACCAUCAUUCAAGGCACCUCAGGGUCCCAUGGCUGGCACACUGAUUGAAAACCACUGCUGUAAGGCAACUGAAAGCUAAUAUGUGCAAAAAUGUAAGUGACUCCCACUCUUUCUUAGUUUCUGUAGCCAUUGGUUUAGGUGUAAGAUUCAAGUCUUUGUUUGAAUACAUAAGACUGACACUUCUUUAAAAACCUCUGAAGUAUAGUCAGAACUUGGAAGAAAAACGUAGUUUCAUUUGAGCAAGGAAAGAGAGAUGAGAUGUUGCAAUCCAGUAUGAGAUAGAAAGUACCUGUUGUGGGUAUAAACUUUUAUCAUAAUAAAAACAGUGGACUUGAUCAGAACCAAGCUUAAUAUCUUUUGACUGUGAUCCUUUGGUGGAUAAAUCCACACUGUGUGUUUUUGACCCUGCCUUCUGUUAUUUCCAUUCCCUCUAUUUGAGCACAAACCAAACAUGUACAAAGAGAGAUUUACCUGCUCUCACACCCUUAAAAAACAACAACCAGCUAUGGAAAAUAGCAAAACUAUUUAAUUAUGAUUUAUUUCCAUUGUGCUCCUUUUGUUUAUGUUGCUAUUUUAUUGUUUUUUUCUAACAUCCAAUAUUGUGCACAAAUAAGAAGGCUUGCAAGUACAUACAGGUAGGUGGAAGCAAAUAAAAGUAAAAAAGGAAUCACAAAUCUCAACCCUCUAAAGUUGGAGAUUUCAAAACUAUUUGAAAAACAUUUACUCCCCCUGCCUUCCCCGCAACAGAUCAGUACAAAUAUAUAUAUAUUUUUUAAAGUGGCUGCUUUCGUGCCAGGCAGAGCCUAUCCAAAAAUAGACACAAGCACUGUCAUAAAAGAAAUGAAGGUAAGGGUGAAUGAGGGGUCAUGGUAUGGAAGUAGCUGAGAAGAUUUAUCCAUCCAGCCCCACAGAAAGCACUGAUGGGAUGGAUGGAGUGGUUAGGUUUCGAAUUUUUAACCAUUUGUUGGAUUGUCCAUAGAGAGGGAAAUGAGCAAGAUUGUUGUUGGUUGAAGGGGAUGUCAUAUGGAUGGCCUUAAUUUAAUGAGAAGACAGAGUCUAACCCACACUAAAGGGCUUCUAAUUUUUGACCUGGCAAAUCAGAUUGGGUGGGUGCACGUACGCUAUGCAAACAUCACAAUGUGGGGAAAACCAUGAAGCCAGCCAAUGCUUCUCUUGAUUUCUGCAGUCCCUGUUAACUCUGCCAGCUCAGCUCUGCCCUGCCUCCUGUAGGGGGCAAUGAAUCAAAAGAGCAGGCGGUGGCAAAAAUCACAGUGUGGGCAAAACUGUGAAGCCAGCCAAUGCCUCUACAUAGCUCCAUUCAUAUUUCAGACAUUGUGAUAUAUCAGUAUAUCAGGAUGUUUAGCUGGUGAUACGUCACAGUGUUGAAAACCAGAUAUUGCCCAGCUCUAGUCCAAAGUGCAUGUCCGACUACACUCUUGCCUGUGUAUAAUGAAACCCAGGAGGACAUGAUCACGUCUUCCCAAGGUUCCCUGAACUUUCACUUGGUUGAUCAGUUCCUUCCUGUUAGUGAGGACCAGGUCCACGAGAGAUGACCCUCCUGUUGCUUCUUCCACCUUCUGGGAAAUGAAAUUGUCAGCAAGGGAAUUGGGGAAUUUAUGUAAACGACUGAGCCUAGGGCUUGCCGAUCAGAAGGUUGGCGGUUCGAAUCCCCGCGACGUGGUGAGCUCCUGUUGCUCGGUCCCUGCUCCUGCCCACCUAGCAGUUCGAAAGCACGUCAAAGUGCAAGUAAAUAAAUAGGUACCGCUCCGGCGAGAAGGUAAACGGCAUUUCCGUGCGCUGCUCUGGCUUCGCCAGAAGCAGCUUAGUCAUGCUGGCCACAUGACCCGGAAAAACUGUCUGUGGAAAAACAUUGGCUCCCUCGGCCAGUAAAGCGAGAUGAACGCCGCAACCCCAGAAUCGUUCGUGACUGGACUUAACUGUCAGGGGUCCUUUACCUUUACAUUCUUGGAAGAGUUUGAGUUCCAACAAAUAUUGGGGUAGCUGAAGUCUUCCAUGACUACUAUAUCUCUCAUUUUUGAAUAUUUGGUAAUCCACUCCAGGAAGCAUCAUCCAAGUCUUCAGUCUGGCUUGGAGGUCUAUAGAAGACACCAGUAAGGUCCCUGCUUAGCAUUGCACUAUAUGCCCUGUUCAUUUCUGUGGGCGAGAUUUGAGUUCAUGCUUAACUUUCUUACAUUUAAGUCAAGAGGAUAUAAAUAGUGUUUGACUUUGGGUGGGUUGGACUGACUGGGUUUUGUAACCAACAUUUUAAAAAACUUUAUCACUCCCAUGAGUUUACCAGCAUUAGAGUUGUCAACAUUUGUUGUUGUUUUUUGAGGAGGGGGAAGGAGCCUUGCAUUUACCAACUAAAUGAUGGCUGAGGGGAAUUACACCUAAAGCUUUUCUUUGUCAUCAUUCUAGCAAAAGCUUCAGCUGCUUAAUUUCUGCCUGUCAUGCCCUAGUUGAAGGUGUUAGGAGUCCUGCCAGAAAAAAGGUGGUCCUAGCCAGAAUGUUGUAGUAUUCAAAUACUGCAAGAAGAGAGGAAAGGAUUUAUCUGGGCAAAGAGCGGAUAAUGUCUGUAUAAUACCUAGCACGAUUUUAGCUAUUUAGAGAAGUUAGGCUUAUGAAACCCUUCUUUCUUCCUUUAACCUGUUAGAGAUAGUGAUGGGAAAGAUUCAGGAGCAUAAUUGCUUUAGUGCCUAGAAAACUGAAGACCUCAUUAUUAAUUUGAAAUCUAUUUCCAGUCACUUUAAUAGCUUCUGCUUAUUACUGUAGUUUUGUUUUCUAGUCCAGAUCUAUUGAUACAGAGGUCUGCCCUAAUAAAAAUCAAAAUUGUAUGGGUAUGUUUUCAGUUUUGAUCCAUAGCUGCAACAGACAAUCCAUUAACUUUUUCAUAUAUGUUUUUGGUCUACAACUCCUGUCAUCCCUGAUCAUGCUAGCUGGCAAACUUGGGAGAAGAAGUGCAGCAACAUCGGGGGGGGGGGUCCCCCAUACCUGUCAUAGUUGGAUUAAGCUGCAUUUCUGAUACAGUGGUACCUCAGGUUACAUACGCUUCAGGUUACAGACUACACUAACCCAGAAAUAGUGCUUCAGGUUAAGAACUUUGCUUCAGGAUGAGAACAGAAAUCGUGCUCCGGCGGCGCGGCGGCAGCAGGAGGCCCCAUUAGCUAAAGUGGUGCUUCAGGUUAAGAACAGUUUCAGGUUACGUAGGGACCUCUGGAACGAAUUAAGUACUUAACCUGAGGUACCACUGUAUGUAGAUGUAUGCAAUGGUGAUAAAAUCACCGGUGGAUGUAAUAGCUAAACCUUUUGCAAUUUUACAAAGGCUUGGGUGAAAGAUUCCUACUUCUUUGGGCUAACUAGUCCCUUUUCUGCUCUGUUCCCUUUCAUUAUCUCCUGAAAAUCUUCCACUGUAGCUAAACAGCAGAGCUAGGUUUUGUGAUGCAAGACAACAUAACAGAGUAAAGCUUCAAAUCUAUUUUGUUUUAUUCUUCAGAGUGGUAUGCUUGUGUUAUAUUUUCUCCAUUUUGCAUAUAUCUUAGAAAGUGUAGAAUGAGUUCUGCAGUGGAGCACUGUCAGUUUAAUCCAGGAAGUUUCUCCUUCUAGUCUCAGAGUGAGCAGUUCCAAUAGGAGGGAAAGAAGUUGAAUUUCAAAUCAAGUGCUCUCCGAAAUAUCUUUAGCUUCCUGAUCCUAGUGCUUGUUCCGGAAUACAGAAUUUUUCAAACAGAGCUUGGUUAAUCAGCUCUCUGCUGGGGAAAUUUGUCAUCUAAACCAGUUGUUCCCUGCUGUUAGUUUAGUGGCCUUUGUUAUGCAUUGUUUUCUGCUCACUACUUUGUAGUCACCAAUAUGAAAAUCUAGUAAUUAGCCAAUAAGAUAAUAGCCCCUAUAAAAAUCAAAACAUAGGUGGAACCAAAUGGGAACAAUUAACUAGCUGUUGGAAGCUAUUCAGCUUUGGAAUGAUAAAAGUAAACUUCCUGUUCAUCCUCUCCCUGCUCAUAAAAUGAUUUUAAAGCCAUUUAUUUACCAUGUAUCAUAUAUUCCAAAAUUCCAUAUAUUUGAAAAUCAUCUCAUUGUCAUCAACUCUUUAUUGUGCUUACAUUAAUUUCUCCCAAACAAGUCCUUGUAACAUACACAAAAGGAGAUUUAAAUCAUUUUACUCAGGUAAUCAGAUAUCAAAUAUGUCUGCCCACAACAUUUUUAUUUGUUUAUAAAACGUAUUUGUAGACUGUCCUCCUUGUAAAAUAUCUAGGGUAAAGGUAAAGGGGCCCCUGACCAUUAGAUCCAGUUGUGACCGACUCUGGGGUUGUGGCGCUCAUCUCGCUUUAUUAGCCGAGGGAGCCGGCGUACAGCUUCCGGGUCAUGUGGCCAGCGUGACUAAGCUGCUCCUGGCAAACCAGAGCAGUGCACGGAAGCGCCAUUUACCUUCCCGCCGGAGCGGUACCUAUUUAUCUACUUGCACUUUGACGUGCUUUCAAACUGCUAGGUGGGCAGGAGCUGGGACCGAGCAACGGGAGCUCACCCCGUGGCAGGGAUUCGAACCGCAACCUUCUGAUCGGCAGGUCCUAGGUUCUGUGGUUUAACCCACAGCGCUACCCGCGUCCCAAUGAAAAUAUCUAGGGAGUGUACAACAAAUACGCAAGUACAUAAAAAUACUAUAAAGAAAUAGCGUAUUUUUCACUCUAUAAGACGCACCAGACCACAAGACGCACCUAGUUUUUGGAGGAGGAAAACAAGAAAAAAAAUAUUGUGAAUCUCAGAAGCCAGAACAGCAAGAGGGAUCGCUGUGCAGUGAAAGCAGCAAUCCCUCUUGCUGUUCUGGCUUCUGUGAUAGCUGCGCAGCCUGCAUUCUCUCCAUAAGACGCACACAUAUUUCCCCUUACUUUUUAGGAGGGAAAAAGUGAGUCUUAUAGAGCAAAAAUAUCGGUACAAUCUGAUACUAAAAAUGACUGGUUCACCUUGAAAAAGUUUACACAACUGAAUAGGCCUGCCAGCAUACAAAGAUCUUCAAGAGACAUUUGAAAAUUAGCAGCAAAGAUAGUGACCAUUGAACUUUUUUGUUCCAAAACUAGUGGCAGAUCAUGAAAUAAAUAAAGUGUAGCCUCUCUUCAAUAUCUCUUUUUACCUACUCACCUAUUAUCUCUGCUUGUUUUGUUUAGUUGAAAAUGGAAGUUCUAAUAGCUGCCACUAUCCUACCAGAAAUUUAUUUUUGAGUAGGUAGAUAGAUGUUCUUGGUUAAUUCCAAACAGAAGUAUAUACAACUGAUGGGAAAUCUCUUCAUGCAAACUUUUUCAGCUCUGUGUUGAGAGGAACACACUGGUACUUUCCUGAAGAGUUUCCAGUUUGUGGUACAAAGCAGCUAAGUCUCACUGGCAGGCAAGUGAUUCAGUUGAAUCCAAAGUAAAACAUUUAAUGUUUUUCUAAAAUAUAUCUCCACCUUCAAAUAUUCAUUCAGGGGAAGCAAAAUAGAGUAUAAAACGAAAUAUACAAGGUUACUAAAGGCAAGGGAUUACAAAUGCAGUGAUCCAAACCUGUGUCUUUUUGUGUGUGACUAUGUUUAAUUUUGAUUUUCAUGCAGUUGUAUUUUUUCCUUAUUUUAAUAUGUUAUUAAACUUUCAUGUUCUUGAAUAAACAAACAAACAAAUAAAAGUGUUUGUGUGUGUGUGUGUGAGAGAGAGAGAGAGAGAGAGAGAGAGAGAGAGUGUGUGUUACUAAAAGAAAAUAGUUUUCAAGCUGCCAUGUUUAGGUAAGAGUCUUGGUUACCUGAGUUCCUUAAGGGAUCCUUCUUCUGCUUAUUCCUCCAGGGAGCUAAGGGCAAUUAAUAGGAGUUCUCUCAUUUCCUCCUGUCAGCAACCCUCUAAUAUAGAGCAGACUGAGAGACAGUGCCCUCUCCAAGGCUGCCUAGAGAGUUUUGUGAUUUAGCCCAGCUUUUCCUUGUCCACAUCCAGCCCCCUGCCCAUUACCCCAAACUUAAGUGACUGAGAGUGCAGUCCUAACCCCCCUUUUGUUGGUAGAGGGAAGAUUAGGAUGGCGUGUAGAGGUCUCUUCCGGCAGGUGCUGGGGGAAAUAAGUACUCUGGGAUGUUGAUGGUAGGAUCCAAAAGAUCCAAAGUUUUGUGAAUUCCCAAAGGGGGCCAAUCCUUGAGCUCAUCUGCAACAAAUUAGCAACUCCCCCUUCCGCUCUGGCAGCAGGACUUUGGAUGUAGUCGUGGAUUUGCCGCUCCACUUUCUGGAUUGACACCCAAUGUCAGGUUCUGCAACUGUAUUCACCACAACUGAUGCGAGUGAUGAGCUCCAGCCCUCCUCUCAAGUUUGAAGCUGGGAUGAGCAGGUGGAGGGUCACCCCUCCAGGUUUGCUGUGGAGGCACACAGGGCACCGAGGAAGCACAGCAACACAGCAAGGACAAAUUCAUUUCGUCCUAGCUCCAAACUGGAGGAGGCUGGCUGCAUGUUUGGCUCUUUACUUCCAGGGUGCUUGGUGUGCCUCAGAAGUGCAGCAUAGUUCUAAGAACAAUCCUUCCUCCCUCCAAACUUGGAAGCUAGGAAGAAGAUCAAGGGACUGUUCUUCACCUCACACAGUGUUUCAGGGAUUGAGAAUAAGGUCAGGGGUGCAGUCCUUUAGGGAAAGGAGAGGUUUGGUGAUUGCACAGCUUUGGCUGACUAUCAAGACCAGCCUGUUCAGUAUAACAAUUUAUUUGUAGCUAGGUGCUGUUACUCCUUCAGAGAAUGUAAGAAAAGCCUCUCGGAUCAGGCCAAUGACGCAUCUUGUCCUCCACCUUGUUCCCACAGUGGCCAACCAGAUGAAAAACCCAUACUUUUCAGGAGAAAAAAUCGAUGAGUUAUGUGACUUUGAACUACUCAAAAGCCAUCUGGUUUCAAUCUGAACUGAAACUUAAUUUAGCAUGGCUAAAUCAAAUGUAGAUUUGAUCCCAGCUGGGAACUAGCAUUUGUGAAGCAGACAGGUGGAAUCCACAGAGGUCCACAGUGUCCUGGGUUCCAGGAAGCACCAAAUUGACUAGAACAAUGAUCAAAGGGCUAGGUUUUGGAUGGCUUCCCAUGCACAUUCAAGAGCAAUAGUUUGCUAAUGGUGAAAGGAUAACUCUUGACUUCUGCCUCUCUUAUAUUACACAACAUAUCAGUCAAGAUAAAUACCAAUACAGUGGUACCUCGGGUUACAUACGCUUCAGGUUACAUACGCUUCAGGUUACAGACUCCGCUAACCCAGAAAUAGUACCUCGGGUUAAGAAAUUUGCUUCAGGAUGAGAACAGAAAUUGUGCUCUGGCGGCGCAGCAGCAGCAGGAGGCCCCAUUAGCUAAAGUGGUGCUUCAGGUUAAGAACAGUUUCAGGUUAAGAACAGACCUCCGGAACGAAUUAAGUAUUUAACCCGAGGUACCACUGUAUUAGUAACACAGAACAGCAUAUAUUGUAUUUCUACCACACUAUUUGCUCAUAUAGUUAUAGAUGUAUAAAAAGUGGUGAUACCUUUCAGUCUGAAGGCAUGAAUUUAUCUUACUCCCACUUACUGUGUUCCUAUUUCCAUGUACUGCAUUGUUUAUUUCUGAGAAGGGCUUUGCUGUCCUACUUUAACAAGGUAAUUGCAUGAAGUAUGAGGGACUAUGUUGCUUUCCAAAUAAAUAUGGCAGUAUUUUGCUAUGUUCAAAUUAAAUUUCUACAAAUCCUAACUAAUGCCUAAAGGCGAUUUUUCUACAUGAAUAUAUAUUGCAGUUUUGCUUUGCAUAUGUUUUGAACAAUAUCCUUAGGAAGUGGCAGACUUUUAUCCUAAAGCAACUGCUUGUUUACUAUGAAAGUUCACUGCUUUGUAUUAGCAGAAAGAAGCUAUGCGUUUGUUUUGAGGAAUGUACACAGGAGACCAAAUCUCAGCUGCUAAUCCUUCCUGCUUACUGUUCCAUGGUCUUAAAACUACUGUUUACUGUAGAUUUGUGUCUCGUUCCCUUUCUAAAGUUUGCUUUUAAGAGGAACAAUAGCUGUUCAAGUAGUGGAAUUUUGCUUUGUGACACUUCAUCUUAUGUGAGAAGGUACUUUGUUUUUGGACUUUUGAGUCUUAUUUUUCAAAGCAUAGAUGUAUUUCUUGCAAUUAUAAACUGGCUGCUCGCAUUCAUUUGAAACUGAAGCUCAAUUAUAAACAAUAAAACACUGUGUCACACACAUGACCCAACUCAGGCUUAUGAAUAUUCUUUUCAGGGACAUUAUUAGCUCAAGGAAUACUUCUCUUUACCCUAAUCUAGAGGAAUUUUAAAGGUGUGCAGGGUCAGAGGAGAGUCUGCAUAAGUACGGAACCAGACUUGCAGACAUCUACAGAGGUUCCCACUUGAAACAUGGAUAAGGAACCCUGUCCGGCGUGCAGUAUUCUUAUGGAUGUCUAUGACCUAGUUAAUCAUGCAAUGUUGCCUUCUCAUUUGUAUGAGAAUGAGGGGCAAAAGAACUAGGCAGGCAUUCUUGGCUGGAGAAGGUAGGUUAAGGGAGGAGGAGAAAAAAAGUGGGCUGCUGCAAGAAGUGUUCAUUCUGCACAAGGAUGCCUGAUUGGUAUUAUACAUCUGUAUAUUGUCUUAUGAAUUGUAUAUAGCGAAGGGGGCGAACCAUUUCUGCAAAGCCUACCAAAUUAUUUUCUGGAGAGCACUGCAUGUCCUUAAGCCUGUUUACUGUGGAUACUGGAAGUAUUUACAUGGAAAUAAACAUGGAUAUAUAUGUUGGCUGAGACAAGCAAGUGUGAGCUUUCUGGUGAUGGUAUUUAGCAUUAUAUUAUCAAGGUGUGCAUAUCUAUUUUUGCUUGUUAGCAGAGUGGAGGACAGCUGGUUUUUGAACUUCCAGAAGGUCAAUAUUUAGCAGGAGGAAUUAAAAUACAUACUGGAACUUUAGAUUUGUGCAGUCCCCUGUCAGCCUAGUGCAACAAAUUCAGUUAAAAAUAAACAAAAAGCUGAUAUACUUUAGUUUAUUUAAGUGACAGGGAAAGUAUUGAUAAAUGUGGGGUGAAUGAAUGAUUAAUUGGAAGAUGUGUAAAUACCCCACAAUCAAAUCAGGAUGAAUGCAGGACAAAUGUUUAUUGUGUAACUGCCCUCUGAAUAAAUCAAAAUGAAUGCUCAGUGAAGAGUGAACAUGGUCUAACCACCACAUAAGCUUUGCGCAAGUGGAUCAGGAUGGAGGCUAAACAAACAAGUAUUCUGGUAGAGCACUUUCGGUCAGUUUAGGGCAUUUUCCGUCUAUACCUUUUGUAUUGCUUUGCACACUGAUAUGUAAAUAGACAGAUUAGUAUUGUUAUGCAUACUUUCAUUAGGGUGACAAGAUGCAACAGAGAACAAUAUUUCUAUCCAGUUAAUAUUUCUCAUGAAGAAAUUAUAGCUGGUACAUAGUUAGGCAGUAUUAACACGACAGGUAGCACCUGUUGAUAUAUCCUCUUCUAUGCAACUAUUGAAGAAAGUUUUCUUUUUUUGUUCUUUUCUUUUUUUGUUCUUUUCUUUUUUUGUUCUUUUCUUUUUUGUUCUUUCUUUUUUUGUCUUUCUGUUUUGUUGUGUUUAAACGGUUGAAAAUUAAUAAACAUUAUUUAAAAAAAGAAAAGAAAUAGGAGCUCUGUCCUCCUUUCUAUUUGUUCAUACUAAUUUUCAUAAAUGUGCUUAUAGAUGCACACCUUCUCUUAUGCUCUCCCUGUAGCUCCUUGUUUGAAUUACAGAAUCUGUGUGCAGUUUCUAUCUAUAGGAAAGGACUCUUAUGCACUGACCUUUGAAAUUGGACAAAAGUGUUUUGCUGCCUUUAUAACUGUGAGUCAUGGGUUUUGUCUGGCCUUUCUGCUUUGAAACAUACUUCACUCGUGUGGUGAUGAAUUAUCCUGACCCAAGAUGCUACUUAAUGCACUAGUCCAUAGAGUCAAAGUGAUUAGCGAAUAACCAAAGGAAAACAAUUCAUCUUAUUGUCUUUUGGAAAAGACAUGCAAUAUUGCUCAUAGGCACAUAUUAACAAGUGAUUUAUUUCUUUGAUUACCGUAUAUGAUAUGUUUCCAGUUCUGCCAGUUUAUGUAGGAGAAUAAUAAGCAGCCCUGGGAAAAGAUGUGUAGAUAAUAGUCUUAUGGCUUAUAUGAAACUAGUAGCUUCAUACUGAAUUAGCUCUGUUUUUCCAGAGCAUCCAAUAAUAAAUAAAACGUUCCCAAAUGUCAGGAGGUCAGACCAGUGGGUCAUGAUGGGUGCUGAGGGUGGUGGUAGUAUAGGAGGUUAAGCAGUUUUCAAUCCUGGAUUGUGAGAUGGGAAUAAUAGGUAGGUGGCAUGCACAGAUAAAAAUCAGUUCAGUUCAGAAUCUCUGUUAUAAAGGGUGCUUCAGGUAGUGGCAACAAUAAAUUUCACAGCCUGCUGUAAAUCUGAAGCUUUGUGAUAACUUCCUUUUUAAUGUUAAAUGUCUACCCAUUUGGUAUGUUGCCUGCUGGAAAAAUGCCAGUGUUGUUAUUAUGAAAAGCAGCCAGUGAGUUUAUUAAGGCUGAGCAGUUCUGAUCUCUGGCUUCUCAUUUCCAAGUACAACACUCUAUUUGGUUAUUACUAUUUGCUUUAGUUUGCAAAGUGCUUAUUUGUUCUUGCACUAAGGGGGGAACGGAGACUGAAAGAGAACAACAGAGAGACAUUUCCUCAAAGCCACCCAAUCAGCAUAGGACAUUGAAUCCAGUGUUCUAGGUCUAUAUACUUAUCAAAUGACAGCAUCUUUCAUAGCUGGAUGUUUAAGUAUUAUUUUCUCCUUUACAGGGUUCUGUUGUUGUGUCUAUGUCCUCUUCACCCAUAGCGUAAAAACAAGGAAAAAUCAACUGUAGAUGUACAAACCCUUUAGUAGUUUACUAAUAAGAUGUGUUCAGUAUUACCUUGAAUUACUCCUUAGCCACUACUUAAUGUUUAAAUAUUAAAAGGAAAGAGUAGAAACAAUGAUCCACAGCCAGACUGCACCAACCAUGCUUAUGCUGCCACAACACAAAGGCCACAUGUACAACAGUUUGAGAAACACUGAAAUAGAGGCUGGGCUAAAUUCUCGAACAGAAAACUCACCACUUGUUGAAAUCCACAUUGUCUUAUUUUGUUAUGUCUUUACAAUAGAUAGCCCUCAAUAUGGAUUGGAACCUAGUUGUGUUAGGCACUGAACAAUCACUUAACAAGGGGAUUCCCAGUCCUGCCAAAGUGACCCAGCAGGUUCCAAAUGAAGUAGUCUCUCACUUGGUCAUGACAGCAUCUUUCUGAAGUCAGCAUAGUUGUACACCAAGCUACAUCUGCAGUGUUGUCUCUUUCAGAGCUUUUAUUAUUGGUACACUUGUACCAUUAUUCUCCUACAGAGAGAGAGAGAGAGAGAGAGAGAGAGAGAGAGAGAGAGAGAAACUUGCAUUUUAAAACAAAGAGCUAUUCUGAAGUAAUUUAAUGCUUGAGUUGAACAAAAGACAGGAAACUGUUACUCUCUUGCUCUGCUUCAGCGCUUAAAAACAGAGAUUUUGAAUCAUCAUGGAAUGGGGCAGUGAUCACUGCCUGGGCAUUAAAGCAGUUUGGAAUGCAAGGGGAAGGGCAAAUGCAUAGUACCUUUACAUGAUGUGUGUGUUCUGUGGUCAUGAGACCUUGGGAGGCCUUUGGAAAUCCAAAUUAGCGCAGGGGGAGAAACUCUUACUUUCUGGAUUGUGCAAAUUAGGUGUUGUUUAACUCAUGGUGAACAUAGUUUGAAUUGCAUAGCAUCAAUAUGUUCUUUAGCUGGUAGACAACCACUGCUUUUCUUGCUGAUGGUAUCUACCCUGUUGAGUUUGAAAACCACAAGGAUUAAGCAUUCUUUAGGAAGGAGUUUCUGAUUUUAUUCAGUUUAGCUCACUUCACUGAUUUCAUAUUAAAUAAGUUUUUCCUUUUUCCUUUUGCAUUUAUUCUGUAUCCAAAUCUUAAUAUCUUAGGCAAAGUCAAGAAUAAGGUCUAGUUCUUACAGAGGUUGUAAACCUGUGGCUGUCAAAAGGGGAUGGAGAAUCUUUUUGGCCCAGCGGACUAGAUCUUAAUUCCCCCAUCACCCCUUUGACAUGUGGGUGGGGCCACCUACCUGUCAAUUAUCUGGUGUCAUAAUGAUGUCAGGUCACUGAUACAUGAGCAGUCCCCUCCAACCGCCUGUCAAAGUUGACCUGAAAGUUGGGGGAAGGAGUCUGCUUCAGUGGCAAAGUAGCAGCCAGGAGUAUUAAAACUCACCUCCCCAUCAGCUGAUGCCACCCAGUGAUGCCAGCUGAUUGACAGGUGGGCAUGGUUUUGGGGGAAAUUGGACUCCCUGACAGACCAAACACUUCUCACCCCUGCUAUAGUACAUCACAUUUUAGAUAGGGGCUUACAUGACUGAAUAAUCCUCAGUAGCCAAUGCUGUAGAACAAUGCUGUGCAUAGAAUGCUAGCUUGUCAGGAAGAAGGUUAGACUUUCCCUCUGACAUCUAGCAUUGUGCAGAGAAGCAGUCAGUCGUGAGAUUUGAGAAGAGAUAUGCCCCAGACACAGAUACCUUAAUGAGAAUCAGGCCUAAUUUCAAUACACUUUAAAAGACCCUUUAAAUGAAUUGAACUAAAAUUAGUUGUGUCCUGUUUAUGUUUGUGAGAAAUAAACAUGUAGAAGCAAAUUUCUCUGGGUUGCACUUACUACAGCUUGUUUGGUUCAGCUUCCAGAAGCUGGAAGAACACAACUUCUUAUUAUCCUAAGAUUUGAGUGGGAAUAUUAAGAGUUGCUUAGUGGGUAGUAGUAGGAAUAGCAGCAGCAGCAGCUGAGAUUUCAAACAGAUGUUCAUAGCUAUGUAAAACCCAAAAUUUCACCCUCAGGAAGAAACACCUCAAAUCUCCCUGUGGCUGAUUAUUAAAACCAUUCCAGAAAGUGUUUCUCUCUGUGUCCUCCAUUCCAUUGUUUGCCAUAGCCUGAGAUGAAACUGGAAGCAUUUGCUCAAGUGUCUUAUACCUAACUGCAUAGUAUUUGCAGAACACUUUUGCUAUAAUUUGUAUCUCACUCUGGAGAUUUCUGUGACCUAGUUAAAUGGUAAACUUUGAUGUAAAGUAAAAUUUUGAAACCAAUGGGAGGGAUCUUUUUUUUUAAAAAAAGCAAAAUGGAUGGGGAUCCCUCCCUUUUUCUGAAAGGUUUAUGAAUGGUUGGUUCCUCUGCCACAGACUCUCCUACUUAUAUUGACACUACUCUGACUCCUGUCUUCUCAGAUCACUCCCCGCCCUGCAAGAGAAGGAGGAAAAGUCCAUACAGACAAAGGGAACUGGGUAAAAGUCUGAUCUAGUAGGAUUAAUAUGAGCCUUGAAAUAUAUACAGGUGCCUUCUUAAGCUCUAUGUACUUUUACAAGGAGAAAAAACUAACCACCCAUACUACCUCAUGACCAAGGGUGGCAGUGAGUGGCUGUGGAGAAGCUCAGAGGCUUCAUAGACAACAAUAGGAAGGCCUCAAGAGUGCCAUUGUGCACACUGACGACCCCUGCUGUUAUCCCCAUGGGACUUCAGAGGUGGGCAUUUAACCUAGGAAAAUGGCAGAAAUGGACAGGAUGGCUGCUUUACUUUAAAAACCAAAGAAGACACUUAGGUGAUCCAGUUGCCAAUCUCCCAAUGUCAUGUCUGGUUUGGCCCUCACUUCAGGCCAUUUAGAUAUUUUUCCUGCACUGUGGGGAGGGUGUUAAAAGGGAAAAUCCCAUGUAGCUUCCUUAAUCACAAAUGCAUUUUAAAAAUAAAAUAAACAGUGGUGUGAUCAUUUCUGGAGAUAUAACAAAUGAGAUCUGUUGCACCAUUAAUAUGUAGCAUAUUUGUGUAUUAUUAUGUGUUAUUAUUUGUGUAUUUAUUACAUUUCUAUACUGCCUUUCUGCCAAGGCACCCAAGGUUAGUUACAAUUUUAAGUUACUGAAACAAAUAGAUUGUAUAAAAUACAGAGCAACAGAGUCCUCUCAGGCUGUCGAUGGCCCUGUCAGGAGCUGAUGCUAUGUGUGCUCCCUGGACUGGGCACCACAGCUUCUGCCUUCCCUCAGGGCAUGCAGGUCUUAAGUCACUCCAGGGGUGGUGGGAUACAGGCUGCCUUAACAGCUCUCUCAGGCUGUUGAUGAAAGCAUAUGUGUUUUUCUUGACAUAGGCAUCCUGGCUUCUGCCUUUCCUCAGGUCACAGAGGUCUUAAGUAUUCCCAGGGAAGGCGCUGUACUGGAGAAUUCUGGAUCCUUUUUAAAUGGUAAAUUUUGAUACAAAGUCAAAUUCUGAAAGAGGGAGGGAAUUUUUCAAACAAACAAAAUGACUGGUAAGAAAGCCAUUCAUUCUUUAUGCAGGGCUUACGAUAACAUGGUGGUUCCUCUGCCUCAAACUUGGUCAAACUACAACAUUAGUAGCUCCCCCCAAGCAGUGAACAUUCACUGACAGCAUUCUGAAGGAUUGGGACCCCUUUUACUUGAGACAGAAGCCUUUUCAAUGUUUUAUAUUUGUUAUUAGCCACCCUGAGCCCGGUUUUUAAACUGGGAAGGGCAGGGUAUAAAUAAAAAAUAAAUAAUUUUUUUUAAAAUAUUAUUCUUAUUAUUAUUAUUUUCUUGAAAAUAAUACCUGGUAUAUUAAAGCUUCCAAUUCACUGCUUAAAACACCCUGCUGAAAUUCUCCUUGGCAUGUUGUCAAAGACACCAAAGCCCUGCCCAAAGAAAAGACCUAAGAGGUUUCCUGUACCUCUCAUAUAAAGGAAAAGUUUACUGCAGCACUGUAGUGGGAGAAGGCCUAUCAUUUAAAGAGUUGGGUGCCCUCGGGCUCUUAUCUGAGGAAUAGAUGGGAUGGAGUAAAGAAAACAAAACACCAUUUUCAAAUGCGGUGGCUUAAGUGUAUGUGAGGGAGAGAGACAGAGACAGUUACGCAGGAGCUCCCUCUUCUAGCAGUUCUUGGCUGAGACACCGUUGCACUACUACAUGGAAUGCCCUAAGACUCCAAAGUUUGUAUGUUAUCAUGUAAGCCAGGGGUAACUAACAUGACUGGGGCUGAUGGGAACUGUAGUCCUACAACAUAUUGGCUACCCCUGACGUUAGCCUUGUAUACUGGCACAGAUUUUGUUUUUCCCAUAGAUGACCGUAUUUCCCCCUUUUCAUCCCUCCAUCCUGCUUUUAGCAGCAUCUCUUGCUGUGUUGGCAGGAUGUCUUGAGACUUGCUAAGCUUGCCUUUAGCAAGGGGCAAAUCCAAACAAAAGGCAAGGUACCAAAUGAAUAGUGCCCCAGUUACUGCUCUUAAGGCACAACCUUGUAUUGAGAGUACGGAACCUCUGCAGGGUGGUGUAUAAGGGUGGACACACUGAGGUAUAAGGCUGAAUCCACCCUGAAUCCACUACAGCUCUAUCAAAGAAAGAGUCUUAUUUGAGCUAUUUUAUAUAGAGUGGUACCUCGGGUUAAGAACUUAAUUCGUUCUGGAGGUCCGUUCUUAACCUGAAACUGUUCUUAACCUGAGGUACCACUUUAGCUAAUGGGGCCCCCCACUGCCACCACGCUGCUGGAGCAUGAUUUCUGUUUUCAUCCUGAAGCAAAGUUCUUAACCUGAGGUACUAUUUCUGGAUUAGCGGAGUCUGUAACCUGAAGCAUCUGUAACCCAAGGUACCACUGUAUUGGUAAAAGGUUUGCAGUAGUUUGCAGUGUCUCCCUCUGGGAUGUUGGACUUAAAGAAGAAAGAGGUUAAGUAAUUGAUUAUCUGAAUACUUGAUAUGCCGGAAAUCUCAAGUCUUUAGUAGGGCAAAAAGUUUGUGGGAUGAUAAUUAUGAAUGUUGUAAUAAACGAAAAUUGCCCUUUUCCCUUAUGGGGUAUCCAAGAGCCCAUAUAGAGUCCUUACGUAGGUUCCCUAUUGGUAGGAGAAAAUAACAGAGGCCAACUAGAGAAGAUUGAGAAGCGAAGCAGCUAGUAAGCUUGAUCUUUAUUGAUCUGUUGCAACAGGAUGCUCCCCUCACCCGCAGGAAAGGAGGAGGAACCCAGAACAAUGGCGCGCAAGGCCUUAUAAAGACUUUUAGAAUUGCCACCCUGUAGAUCAAGACCACCCCCAGAAACAUCAUACAUACAUCACAGAAGGGGUGUAACCUAAGACCACCCCCCAGAUACAUCAUACCUACAUCACAGAAAAGGCGGUCUAAAACAGAAAUUUGAAUGUUGUUUUUCCUGUUUGCCAGGUUAUCUGAUUGCCUUUCCUGAUUGUCUGUCCCCCAUAAAAAUGCUGAUUACUCAAUUCAUGAGACAGUGGGAAGGCUCCCUGACCCCCCUCCCUCCUUGCAGGGAAAACAUUUGGUCAGUUUGGGAAUCAAAAUGGUCUCAGGUGGGUCUUCCUGUGCUGAUCUAUGUACCUGCUUGGUUGGUACACUUAUGAACAUUACCAUAUAUUUAAGACCUCAAAAUUCCUAUCGCAAUAUCUGAUCUAGUCUCCUGAUCACUUGAGGUAUUUGCUGUCAGGAUAGUGAACAAUGAGGUUCAAGGGUCUCUUCUGUUCCUGUUUUAUUGAUUUCAGUGGCUCCUCUUUGAUGGCUUGAUGCUGGACAUCCACAGACACUUCUCUUUUAACAACAGAGCUUUUAGCAUGGCCAAAAUGUAAACUUCUGCAUUAGUGAGAGGGCUGGUGGUAUUUUGUCUGCAUGGUUCAAUUUCUGACUCUUAAGACAUCUUUCUAGAAUGAAUUGCAGAGUUUUCUUGAAUUGCGUUUUUCUAUUCUACCCUAUACUGAAGAUUAGAGGAGCCACAAGCUGAAAGAAAGCUUCCUUGAUAAAGGAAUUCAUAUCCUUGAAAACCACUAUAUCUUUUUUAUUCUACCAGUGAUGAAUUAUGAGCUCUGGUUUCUGUACAGUAGUAGAGUUGUAGUGGAAAUUUACCCAUCAGAAACCAGAAUAUGUGGCUGCAAUUUUGAUAAGCUCUAUGUGUGUGAUAGAGUUUUUGUUUAAAAAAUAUUUUACAUCUCCCACUCACUUGUCUGCCUGGGCUACAGCGCUGACUCAGGCAUACUCUAGUCAACUUCUCCAGAAUCAGAAGAGUUUUAUGAAAUUGCAAAAAAGGAGAAUUAGACAACAGCUAAAUGUACUAGUUGGAGGAGAACUCAGGUAGCUAACACUGAAUAAACAGAUCAGUAUUUUAAGUUAGGCCAUUAAUAUGUUAAUUAUACCAAGUAAUGAAGAAACAGGAUGAAAAAAGUAUAAAAUAUAGUUACAUUAAAUAAUUUAGUGGUGUGUGCAUGUCUUUUGUGCAUGAUGCAUAUGUUCUGUCCCUUCAGUCCUUUCUCUUGGUCUUUUCUCUCCUCCUUCCUUUGCUGUUUACUCUGACCUGGGAGAAGAACGCCCCGGAUCCAAAGCACUGUCAUUCAUUAGAUAUCUUACUGUUGAUUAAGGGCUGCUUGCGCCACAUACAAUCCGACUCCUGCACAGAGGGCAUUUCCAUGCUACAACCAAAAUCUCUCUGCAAACAUAGCAUUUGACAAUUCUACUCCCUGGUUUCUUGCUUGAGGUACACUUGCUAGGAAGCUGCAACUGACUGUACAUGUACAUCUAGUACAUGUUUCUUCAGUGGAAAACCCAUGUGUAGUAUCACUACAUGUUGUUGUCUAUAGGUAGCUUCAUGUGAGAGUUAACAUUAAAUCUGUCUUCUAUCUAGGAAUUUGGUAAUGUGUGAAGUUGCUAUAAGAAGAAAGUAAGCUGAGAUCUAGUGCUUUGCACUAGUGGAUAGUGGUCCCUCCGAGGUCAGUUGGCAGCACUGAUGACUCAUGGAAUGCCCUCUAGUCUAGUUCCUUGGCCUCAUUGGUGCGUAGUGCGGGAACUAGUCUAGUUCCUUUCUUUAUCAGAGGAAAUAAUUGAGGAAUAACACUUGUUUUUAGCAUAAUUCAAAAAUUAGAGGAAAUAUUGCACAUAUUUGUAGCUGACUAAAGGACUUUUGUCCAUGCAACAUUCAACUGAUUAUUGUCACUCUGAUAUACUGCUAUCUAUGAAAUGGACAGGAUAUUUAUUCUUUUGUUAAGGAUGCCCUGAUUAGUUUUAAGGCCUAUUCAAUUCUUCUGUAUGAUGAGGGCUAGUUAGGAUUGUGAUCUGGAUGUAUGGAGAAUAGGACUACAACAGAAUGUGAGUAGAAGUGUAUUGGGUUACUUGCAUUUUUAAGAAAAUGGAGGACACAUGGUCAAGUUGUAUUGCCCAUCCUGUCCUAUUUUAUGCUGUUUAGAGUAGCUGCACUUGCCGGGACUGUAGAAGUUGAAAAAGAUAACUUAACAGUCCUUGAUUGUGGUUCCCAUUGGAUUUGGCAACUGUGGUGCUUAAGUUUGGCCAUGUUUAUAAAACAUUAUUUAGACAUUAUCUUACAUGGGCUGAUAGUAGAGCCUUUGCCAACAGAGGACCUUGUGGUUAUGGAACCAUUAUGCUGAAGGUUUGAUUUUUAAAAGCAGCUUGCCAGAAAUAAAAUAAUCAGAUAAGAUAAUUAACAGCAUGUAAUCAAGAGAUGUGGGACCCGGGUGGCGCUGUGGGUAAAACCUCAGCGCCUAGGACUUGCCGAUCGCAUGGUCGGCCGUUCGAAUCCCCGUGGCGGGGUGCGCUCCCAUCAUUCGGUCCCAGCGCCUGCCAACCUAGCAGUUCGAAAGCACCCCCGGGUGCAAGUAGAUAAAUAGGGACCGCUUACCAGCGGGAAGGUAAACGGCGUUACAUGUGCUGCGCUGGCUCGCCAGAUGCAACUUGUCACGCUGGCCACGUGACCCGGAAGUGUCUGCGGACAGCGCUGGCUCCCGGCCUAUAGAGUGAGAUGAGCGCACAACCCUAGAGUCUGGCAGGACUGGCCCGUACGGGCAAGGGUACCUUUACCUUUACCUAAUCAAGAGAUGAUGUGAAAUAAAAUGAGAAAUGGGGCUGCAAGUGACCUGAAUAUCGUUUCCACUGAAGCAAAACCUCAUAUACUCAAUAUUUCCACAAUUUAGUAUAGAUUAUACAGAUGAUGGAGAAUCACUGGUAGAAUGUAUAAAGGAUUAAUAUACCGUGAUGGCAAUAUGUGAACAACUUGAACUUAUUGCAAGACUUAAGUUACAAAUGUGCAUUGUUAAAGUCACUAUGUCCCAAGAACAACUGCUGGCACCAUUACCUGUAUCAUUUUGUGCUGAACCCCUUGUACCAUGUAAUGUGUGCUCUUAUCUUUUAUGAUCAACUUGGUUAAAAUUACUGCUUUGAAGGAUCCUUGAAACCCAUGAUGGCUUUGGAUUUGGUGGACUUGAGGAGAAAGCCUAACUUCUGGCUGGGAGCAGUGAGGCUGAAUGGGGUGGUGUAGCAACCACCACAUCCAUUGCCCUGCAGUUGUGCUGUCCAGGGCAGAAGGUUGAGGGUGGCAGUGCUGCUGCCAAUUUCUGCUGCAUCAGUUUCAAGCUGGCACAUAGAGAGUCCAGGAUCAGUCCCAUUAACAGGAAUUGAACCAGGUUAGGAUCCAGUGGAUCCUUUGCCAGCCCAGCUCUGCCCCUAAAGAACCCUGUCGAUGAGGCUGCUACUGGCACGGGUAUCACUGGCAGAACCGUCCACUCACCUGUACAUUUGGCAGGUGCAGUGAAGUGCUGGCAGAGUUUAUGUUUUAUAGUUGUUGAUUCCUGUUCAUACAUUAAAAACACACACAGACAGAGAUUUUGUAGGUCAGCUCUUGUGCAAAACCUCUCUAUUAAAAAUAAAUCAAAAGACUGAUUGAUGAUCUGCACGCUAUCAUUCAUUUACAUAUCCCUUCUCUCCCACUUCAUGUUUAACUGCAAAUUCCUGUUUGUCCUGAUCCGACAAGGCUCUUCUUAUGGUCUUAUUUAUGGAUGGAUGGAUGUUAAUUCAUUUGCACACAACAUUCAAUUGUUCUUUGAUUAGUAUUGUGUUUCACCAUUUAAAAAAGAACAGCAGGGGCAAGCGCCCCCACCCCCACCCCACUGAGCUAGCUUAAAAUUGGCUAAUGCACUAUGACAGAAGAUACCUGUUCACUGAAUGUUUGCCAUUGUGACCAGUUGCUGUAGAGUACUGAACUCCUGGCAUUGUGAAGAAUUGCUGCACAAUAACAUCCAAAAUGCUGCCAAGUAUAAAUUAUGCAAAAAGGCAAAUUGAUUCUGCAAUGUAGUAGUGGGGAGAAGGAGUAAUCCCAGAUGUCUUGUGUAAUGUACAUUCCACGGAUGUCGAUUUCUGUUAGUUUUGUGACCAAAGAAUCCAUAGAAUCUUAUUCAGAAUUGUUGGUUUGUUCUCACAAUCAAGGGAAAAGUUAAGGCCUUUGUUGUACCCACUUAAUUUUUUAUGUUACUCUUCCUUUUUAGACUGAUUCUUGUGUGCAACCUGUUCACACAUCCUGCCAUCCAGCAGGUGAUUUACUUACGGUUAAUAGCAAUGUUUCCCUAGAAUCUCAGUUAUCUUGACACAGUCAGAGGGAGAAAAAUAGUGUCUGCCUUGCAUGUGUGAAGCAACUGCCAUCUUUAGGAUUUUUGUGAAGUUAGUCCAUUGGACACACUGUUUUCAGAGGCAUUUCACAGCCCACCUGGUUAGCUUUGCUUCGUAUUGAGGUUAUUUUUGUGCAUAAGGUGUCAGCAAAAUGUUACACUUAGCGUUUUACAAGCAGCCAUAUACCAUAUGCAAGUUAGACUUGAGAUUUCUUUUUUAAAUGCUUUUUUAUUAAAUAUUUUCUGAGGUUACAAAAGUACAUACUGAAGCAUUCCCUGGAGAAAGUCAGUGAAAGCUGACUGCCAUUCUCCACUUCUUUAUCUAUGCCUAUCUAUAUUUCCUUAGGAGUUAGAAGGGAGAGGAGUAGGGACAAUUAGCUGCUAAAGAAGAGUUAUGAUAAGCAUAGAUAAACAAUGGAAAGCGAGAGAUGGUGGCGGCUGCAUGAUCUGUCUAGCUUUCUCUGGAGGAGACUUCUAACUUCUCAGCCGCCAGAACUUGGUUUACAUGAAGCUAAUUUUCACAUAACGAAUGUAAUAGGUAACUAUUUUCUUAUUCAGAAGUUGAAAUACACCCACAAUUAAUAUGUUCUGUUAUCCCUGAAUAUGGUUUCUUUCCACGUAGAUGUGUUGUUGUGUUUUCUUCUCUUUUGUCCUUUCAGAGCAGAUAUACACUGUUCUAGGUACCUUUUUGUGAAUUUCUUCCUUCUCCAAGUGCCUAGAAUGUUUUUAAGGCUGUUGUCAGCAGAUAUCCAUGGACUCUCAGUGAAUUAUUGAUAGCUCCAUUCCACUAGCUUUCCUAUUUUCUCUCUCAGCAAGGCUUCUACUUUGGCCAGUUAGCACGACUGUCUCCUGAAUCAAAGUAGGGUUCUGCAUGCUAAUGCAGCCUUUUUGGCACAACACAGCUGUGACCAAGAGAAGGAGCACUGUAAGAAGAAGGAAGAAAGACAUCUGUGAGAAAUUUUGAAGCUUUCAAAUUGUUGGGAAGCAAUUUUUGCUUUGAAAGCCAAUUUGUAUAACAUGCUUCACUGUGUUCUGUAUUUGGGAUUCAUCCCCAUUGCUCUUAGAAACAUUUCAUACAGUAAUAUUGGUUGCUUUCCCAAAAGUAGUCUAUUUAUGAAAUGAAAUAUAUUACAUGCCCUGGAAAUUAAUAGUUCACUACAACAACCUUUGCAAUCUCUAAAACGUAACGUGUAGUUGUGAAAGUUGGCAUCAAUGAAACCCCUGACCAAUUGGUUGUCACCAAAAGCAGGUGUUUUAUACAUUUUACCUGAAUCUCUUAUAAUAGGUGUGUUGCUUAAUCUUCCUUUUCUGAUCUGGCUGUUAUUUUAUUUACUCUGCCUGCUCUUGGAUGAGACAGCUAGCCAUUCUUCCCUUCCCCCUCCCUUUGCUUCAUUAAUUCCAGUGUCACAAAAUCUUGAUAGAGUUCCUUACAAAAUGAUGUUUAUCUUGUGGAUUUUGAGAGAGGCUCUGUUUUUCUCUUCUUGUUGAGGUUGCUUUAGGAUUCUUCAUUAUAUUGGAGAACAAGGGCAAGUUGGCCAUAAGCUAGAAUGAUCCCAAAAGCUUCUUCAGGUGCACACAAAGACUUGACUUUUGACUUUUUCCUCACCCAGUAGCAACCCAUGCUACCCCCAAACCUGAGGUUGGGGAACCCUCAGAACAGAUUUAGGGGGUGCAUGGAGGGGGAAGAGAGGGAGAGGAGGAAAAUCCUUGCACUGAUGCAACCAUAGUUUUAGGGCUUCACUGAUACAACGUCUGAUGCUUAAGCUUGGUGACUCAAUCUCUAGAGUACUUAGCCACAGGAGUACCACAUUUUUAAAAGCAGCUAGGAGACAGAGGGUGCCUGUAUCAAAAUGGUCCCAGGCUAUGCCUUGAACUACAAAAUAGCAUCAGCAUCAUGGAUUGGAUUGCUACCCCUCAUUAUUUCUCCUGGACUCUGCAACCAUCUUCUGAGGCCCUUCUUUGUGUGCUUCCUCCACAAGAGGUCCAGAGGGCAGCAAAUGAGAAUGGACAUUUUCUGUGGUGGCUCCCUGCUUUGGGAGUGCUCUCCCCAUAGAGGCUCAUCUGGUGCCUUCAUUGCAUAUAUUUAGGUGCCAGGCAAAAACAUCCCACUUCUCCCAGGCCUUUGUCCAAUUAAACAAUCUAUGGCCUUUAAAACUUUAUGGGGGGUAUUGUUGUUACUAUGUUAUGCAUUUUUGUGUUUUUAUAUUCUAAACUGCCCUGUAAUCCUUGGAUGAAGUAUUGAAAUUUAAUUAAAAAUAUAAUAAAUAGAAUAAAGUCAUGUUACUCAGAAUACUUUACUUCUGUAGAGCAGGAAGUAAGAGAGCUUCUCUUUGGUCACUGACUACAAACAGUUAUUGGCUUUCAUAUUCAACCAAAAUUCAUGGGCCCUCAGUUGAUAAAGGAAGCUAAGCAGAGACAGUGUGCAGCAAAGAUAUAGGGCAGUUGUCGAUUCAUGACUUUGGUGUAAGAGAUAAAGAGGUUUGGGAAAAAAUAUUCCACUGGCUGCUGCAGAGUAUUACAGUGCCCUGAACUAUAUAACGAGAGAGGAUCUGGGAAUUGAAAGAUAUUUUUAAAAAUUGGGUUAUCUAAUUAAAUAAUUAGACUAGAAACAGCUUCUAAUUUUCUGCAGCAAUCUUCCUUGUGUAGAGAACAUAAGGGGUGAUUUGAAAAGCACAUUCUGUGUGAUAGGAAGACAAGUCACAGUUACAUUGAGGACCCUGUUACAUGGGCUUAUGCAGAAGGUAAGUGCAUGCAGAUUAUGUGCUUGCUGUACAUUUGUGCACAAUGUACUGUGUGUGGGUGUUGAGUAGGAGGCGUAUAUGCUGGGUGUUUGGGAGUGUAGUCAUUAGAGAGUCUGUGUGCAAAGAGAGAAGCCAUUUAGCUCUGGGUUGCUGCAUGUGUGAUUUAAAUGUGACACAGACUUGCAGACAUUAAGCUUAUUUUGCAUGCAUAGAAAAAGAAUCCGCAUCUUGGCAUUUUCUCCUUGCUUCUGUGUUUUCAUCUUGUCCAUGAUAUUACUGAUCUACUUUUUUCUAUCUUGCAAAGUAAACUAUGAGCAUGACAGAGUGGAAUAAAACAGGAAACAGUAAGAUUGUGAAGAUAGUUUAUUUAAUCUAAAAAAUUUAUCCUGUAUCUUAAAUAAACCAAAUUGUCUGCAAAAAUUAGAAAAUGCAAUAAAAUCAGCAUAAACAGUAAGAAUAUGAUUACUGUAAGUGUCUAAUACUAGUUAAUUUAGCUUUAAAUUUAGUCUAAAUCAACAUUAAAAAUAAUGAAAAGAUCUAUGGAAAAGAGCAUUCCCACCUACCCGUCCCCAUCCCCGUAAAAGCAGGCAGUCACAUACUAACUUCGAUAGAGAGACAGUUAUAUAACCUAGAGGACACUACCAUGUGUCUUUAGAGAUUCUGGCUCCAAGCUGUUUAGGGCUUUAUAGGUUAUAAAUCAACACUUUAAAUUGGGCCUGGAACUGAACAGGCAGCCUGUAUAGUUCAAACAAACAAAAAACCUCAUGUAUCUCUGCUGCCUGUUUCUGUGAAGAGCUUGGGCCUAGGAAACUUAAAGUGGCCUCUAGGUACAGUAUACCUUCUUCCCUCUUGAGAGAGCAUUUUUAAUGCUGAAAUGAGAAUACUGCUUUCAUUGUCUCACUUGUUGGGUCUGUACCUAGUCUCCAAGAUAGAGUGCAAAGUAAAAAAAUGGGAUUGCAGCAUCCAGUAAAUAUUUUUCUGGCAGCUUUGUGAGACAAAACCUUAUUCUCCAGGGCCUGUAACUUAAGCCAAAGUAUUUCCUUUGUUCUUAGUUUUGCUUCAUGUCCUUGGGCCAAACAAUGACCUGAAAUCACAUUGAUGGCUUAAAAGUUUUAAGUGUGGAAAAACCUGUUUGCUAAUCUGAGGAAUGAAGCCACCCCAUACUGCUAACUGCACUAGAUAUGUAUCAUUAAUAUAUAUAUUUCUGCAUAUUUUGGUUAGGCAAUACUAGAUUUCACUUUUUUCCCUUAUCUUUGAUGAUGAUGAUGAUGUUGAAAGGAAGACAUGCAUUGUAGAUCAAGAAAAACAAUGACAGGUUGAAACAACAAUUCUAUACUGCAAUCCUUUGAGAAUAUCAAAUGACUUCUUGUUUCCCUUGAAAAUAGACCCAAUGUAAAUUCUUUUGUUUGCAUCAGAGGCAAGCGAUACUGCAUGAAAGCAUUCAGAGUUUUGUGAAAACCUCCCAUGUCUAUGUGCAGAUGUUCAUAGACAUGCAUUCCCAUAGGGGUGCACAGCACAUGUCCUUUCCUUGAUACAGUGUUGGAUACUUUGGCAUUUCAUAGAAUCAUAGAGUUGGAAGAGACCACAAGGGCCAUCGAGUCCAACCCCCUGCCAAGCAGGAAACACUGUUUCCUUAAUACUCUAUGGAGAAUAUUCUGUGGUGAUUCUAUGCAGCCUACAUUAGCGGCGGGCUGAAAGAAAAUUGACUUUAAAAAGUAAUGUUCCCUAGAAUUUAGGAUGGACUAAAAGGACACCUCACAAAAUAUUGAAAAAAUAAAUUCAGAUUCCUGUAUAUGAUAGUGGCUGCACGAACUGUAGCUUAGCUAAAAGACUAGACCCAGAAAUGAGUGGAUUGAUGUUGUCAAUGAAGGUAUGUUGUAGAAACAGUUGUAACUGGAAAGUGGCAUGUGCUGGCAAUAGCAUGGAUGUCCUUCAGAACGUGUCAUGUAAUAAUAGAUUACCACUGAGAUAUUUUCAAGUUCUUUGAUGUUAAGAAAUGUUGCCUUGUGGCAGUAUGCACCUAGAAGUAGAAGCUUGUUUCACUAAGCUAGAAUCCAGCAUGAAAAGAAUGUAACUGAUUUCAUAAUAAUUUCCCCAGUUCAGUGAUUUACAGCUGCAAUUCUGACCCCACUUAUCUAGGAGUAAGCCUUAUUGAAUUCAGUAGGACUUACUUCUGAGUAGACAUAGAUAGGAUUGAAUCAUAAAGCUGCUAUCCAGUGCACAAUGAAAUUCAGAGUAAAUCUUUUUAAAUUUUGUGUUGCUUAUUUAUGAACAAACAGGCAUAUAAUUGUGCUGUAUGCAUAGGAAACAACUCUACAUAGUAUCUCAUACCUAUAAAGCAUAUUGUCUAAUAUUUCCCCCCAUGAACCUAUUUGUAAGGAUUUUAGCAUUGAUAUCACACAAAAUUGCUUUUAUCUGGAAGCUUACCUUAGUUUAUGUUUAAGAGAACAGCAAUUGAAGAUUUAAGUUCAGAUAUAAAGUUACUGUGAUGUGUUGGAGCUUACUGUAAUUGUAAGGAAUUUUGGAGGUGUAAAUUCAUUUAGAGUAAGGAAUGUACUCAGAUAAAUUCAAGUUGGAAGUAACAUAAUGUUGUCACCUAUAAAUGGAAAACUUUGCAGCUUAGGAGUUACCCUCAUAUGCAUGAGAGUUGGUUCAUGUCUACCACAACAGAAAUCUGCAGAAAUGGUCUACAAAGGAUGUAGUCAAUUACAUUCAGCCUUUAAAUCAGGGUGAAGAAACUGUGGCCCUCCAGAUGUUGUUGUUUCAGCUCUUUUCACCACCAAACAUGGCCAAUGGUCAGGAAUGAAGGGAGUUGUGUUCCUUUGUUGCAGGUCUACUACAGAGGUGGUGAACUGGAUGUGGCUGGUGGGCCAUAUUUUUUUACUAUCCUUAGCCCUCACAGGCCACCUGUCAAUCCCUUGACUUCACUAUUACAUCAGGUGAUGGGGCACUUUGAAGUCCUACCAUACAGGACUGAUUGUAGAUGCUCCAAAGAUUUUGCAAGCUCCUUCAAGGAUUGGCAGGCUGCAGCUGGUGCAGGGAAAAAAAAGAACAGAGAAACUAACAUGGAGAAGAAGUCAGAUUAUAUCAUUUCAUGUUCCUCAGGCAAGAGGAGUUUCUUCUCUAAUGGAGUCAUACGUUUUCUUUAGAAGGAUAUUAUCUGCAGCUGAGAUAUAUUUCAGUCUCUUGGUUUAUAUAUUAUAUAAACACAUUAUUGACAAACAUUAAAGUUAUAUUAUUUGAGAAUUUUUUCCAGAUGGAAUAGUUUUAUGUAGGAUGCUUAUUCCAGUAAGACUAUGAUUCAGGUUGCCAUUUUAAAAACAUACAACAGUACAGAGUGAGUUUGAUUAUCAUUAGACUUUUAGUAAUACCGAAUUCUGGACUCAGUCCUACUUCUACUGAAGAUAAAGUCAUUCUUUUUAGAAUUAAUUGCCACAUUCCUUGAAUCAUCAUCUCUCUUGGAUUUGAACUCAGUUUAAGCAUUACUACUCUCCGUGUGCUUAUUUUUCCUUUCUCAGGUGGCUUUGGGAGUUAACAAGCAUGUUCUGACUAGUUCUCUGAGAGUUGUUGGCAGUGGUUUGCUGCUAAUGUUUGAGCAGGGUGGGUGGGUGUUGCUUUUACCCAGACCACCUCUUGCUGCAUUCUUUGUAUGUUCUUUAAGAAGGGGGUAGGGAACCAGAGCUCCUGAUAGCUUGUUUCCCUUCUUUUUUGAAAAAAAGUUUCCUCACAAGCACAGCUGAGAAUUUAGGCAACACCAUUGGCAAACAGAUCUAUUAAGUGCACUUGCUGGGCAUGUUUAUCUAUUUUAUUUCUGAAAAAUAUGCUGAGGGUAUUGAUAGUAUAGCACUCUGUUCGGCUUGUGUAAUUUGCAGAGGAGGUAUUGGUGGGUGUGCAAGUCUGGGGACGUCUUCUUACAGAAGAUGGAUUUUAAAAUGCUUGUUGCUUAGUGCCAUCUGGUGUAUUUUCAGUUUAAUUUGAACUUGACAGGAAUUAGACAGAAGGAUCAGUCAUAGACAAGGAAGGCACUCUAGUUUUUUUCAGGAAUUAGAUAGAACUUCUAAAAUACCUUGCCUCGGCCAUCACCAAUGAGUACAAAAUUGUAAGAGGAUAAUGAAAUACUAAAAUCACCAGGGCUAUACUUCAGUGAGUGACGUUUUUCAGUCUCCAUUUAUUCUUAUUCUCAGUUCUGAAGAGGAAGUAAGAAACACAAAGAGGUCUGUGGCUUGGAUUUGAGUUUUCAAAUUUUCCUUAUACAAUCCAUACAGGUAGUAAUCUAAAAGGAAUUGAGAGGGGAAGGAAGGGGGCCAAAUAAUGAUUCUCAUUCCUUUUACCCACAAUAGGUAAAUUGUUGGACAAGGGCUCAGAUAAAACUUUUUCUGAGCCAAAUAGCACCCCCAUAGUUCAUCCUGCCCUUGAAGCAAGUGUUGAGAGGAGGGCACUGAGCUGUGCCAAAGUAGCAUACUGUCUGUGAACCCAACUCUCCUCUCUCAGUUGUGGAGGUGAAAGGAGGGUUUAGCCUCUCUUUGCCUCUGAAAUGACCAUAGGUUGAGGAGACAUUUGAGUAGAUCAGGAGAAUGUGAUGCUGCAACUCAAGAGCUCUCAGGAUGUGUGUUAAUAGCUUACCUUGUGUCAUCUUACCUGGUGGCUCCUAAUGUUAACUAAGUGGGAAACAUGCUAUGCUCACUUUCUGCUCCACUAGCACUAUUAUCCUUUCUCUCCAGGCCCAUCACUGAUGGAGUGGCAGGCAUUUGUUCUCCUCUCCUGCUUUCUUUCUGUAAGUAUUCUGCAAGUAUACUGUUGGUAGAGGCUGUCUCCUACCCUGCCAUUCUCCUCCUCCUUUAGGUCUUCUGGUCAUAUGUCUUUGGACAUACCACUUUAGAAAUAGGUAUUCCCAGUCCAGGAUUUCCCCACAAAGGAAGCUCCAGCAGUAAUAUAUGAGCCAGCCCAUAUUUUUUCCACUCAUAUUGUAAAGACACUGACAUUUUGUUUUGUAGCUGUUUCAGGCUUCCAUUUUCCAUUCACAUCAGGAAAACAAUUACUCCUGAUACUUAGCUUCAUCCUUCCUCUAUGGUCUAAUGGCCAUGGGCAACCAGAGCAAGAAAUUGAUUUGAGAAAGCACACCACCUAAUUUCACAGUGACAUUCCUUCAAAGAUGAUGCCCAAGAUUCUGAAAGAGAAGCUCAUUUUUUAGAUCAGCUAUAGGCUAGAAAGCUGAAGACAUUUUCUAAGGAUGACAUCACAUCCUCCAAGGAAGAACAAUCUCCAGAUUGUGAAGAUGCACGUUCUGAGACAGAAAGAGCUCUAUUCAUAGGCUUUAAAAUAGCAGCUUGAAGAUUGAUGAUGUUUUAUACAUGUUAUAAUUGCUGGUUUCCGCUUGAAUCGGGCAUGCUAAGUGCAUGCCAUCUGGAAUACUUGUAGUCAGGCUGAUAAAGAUUGGACGUUCAGCCAUAAACGUUUCUUAUCUGGCAAUCUUGUAAUGUGGAGGGCAGGGGGCACAGAAUGUACAUUCCUUUUGUAAAAAAUGAGAUCCAGGGGCUUGUUGUUAAAUAAAUAAACUGUAAUCAUACAUUUCCAGUUUAUCAAGACUAUGUUUAAAAAAAUCUCCAAAACUCCAACAGGUUGUAGAAGUGGACACACUUUUGAAAUUAUUGUUUUUCAUAAAGUACAGCCUGACAAAGAAAAGUACAACAACGAUAGGAGAGGACAUGUUUUUCAUGCAGAAGGUCCCAGUUUCAAUCGCUGGUUUCUCCAAGUAGGGCUGGGAAAGACUAUUGCCUGGAACCCUGGAAAGCUGCUGCCAAUAAGUGUUGAUGGUGCUCAGCUAAAUGAUGGUCUGCUUUGCUUAUAAUGCAGCUUCCUAUGGUCCUCCUAUCCAGUUCCACAAUGGCUAGCAAUUGAGUUUUCUUUGGGUGCAGCUUUCAUAUAUAAAUUCAAUAUAUAAACAAUAAAUAAUAAAUUCCAGGUUCAGACAUUGCACUAAGCUAAGCCCUUCACAGUUUGCUUGCACCUUGCAUGAAGGAAGGAGUGAAGCAGACUCUGGCUGCAUUCAUCAGCUAGUAUACACCUUGUGUACCUUAUGGCUUAUGGUUUAGUGUUAGCAUGUGAAACUGACGGGGGGGGGGAAAUGGACAUCUACCUAUCCAUUUGGACUCUUAGGUGACUUCUCUAUCUCCAGUACUAACCUCAUGUAGUUGCUUACUAUUCACUUACAGAAAUGACCACUGGGUUGAAAUUAGCCUCCCCCUUUAUUUCAGCUACAGUUUUUCUCUGCCCUUCCUUAUUACUCGUCCCAUCCUUCAUCGGGCUUUGCAUAAUUAGCAUUUUAAAACUUCAUAAAACUAUUCUAGUCAAACAAAUAAAAACAGUGAAAGGACUGCAUGGGUGAGGGGUGCUGAAUCUUUUCCUUCCUACAACUUCCCAAAGCCACUAUUCUCUGUUCCUAGCUCACUUCCACAAUUAGAGGGUUGAAGUAACUGACUACAGAGUGUUGGGAAGCCAGAGUGUAGCUCUCUCCUGAAAGUAUGUUAAAAUUAAAGCAAGACCUUAGUACACCCCUCUUUAUAUGUGAAUGAGGCAAAUAUGUGAAUCAUGGCUCCAACAUGCCCAGUUUGGCUCUACUUACAGUGGCUGGAUGGCAUAACGGUAUUAAGGUGGAGUAUAGGAAGUUAUUUUUAAAACUCCAGGGCAGUUUUGCCAGCACUUUGCAAUGAGCAGUUUGAAUUAUUUUGUGGGUGGUAGGGCUAUGUGGUGCAAGCUAUUUUUCCAUUUUCUGAAAAGGGGAGUCCUAAUAAAUGAUUAAGUAAAGGGAUAUUCAUGGACUGGUCUGAUCGUAUUUACAUGUUAUACAACCCUCUUAUUGCUGCAUCAAAAUAAUACGGCUGGCCAUUUCUAGUUAGCAGGUGGUCCAGCCACCACAGGGUUGACAGAGCUGUCGGUUUGUUAUGCCUUAAAAUAUGUCACAUUCAGCUUAAUGUCUGAUCUGUGGGUGGAAAUGGCAAAUGCAUCAGGAGAGCAAAUCACUUAAAACCACAGAUGUCUCUAGCAUGCUGUCACUCUCUAGCUUUGUGUAAUUGUUGGCACCACAGUGGAGCAGUGGUUUGGACACUUUAGUUUGGCUUUCUGUGGUCUGUUAGUGGAGUAGUAUGCAAAGUACACAAGGGGUCAUGCAGGUCUCACUUCUUCCCUUUGGCCCUUAUCCAGCUACAAAUGUGUGCAUCAGCCUUGGCUGCAUACAUACAGUCUCUGGUCAGAAAAUUGCUGGUACCAUUAUUCUGCUGUUUUGGGCGGAGAAAUAUUAUAUCCAGCUGCUCCCCUGCUCAGCUCCCUCUCUUGAACAGUUCAUCAGGACUGCUGCACAGUUUGAUGCACACAGCCAUAGCAACUGAGCAGGGGAAGGAACCACAAGCACAGCAUAUACUUGUGAGCACGGUUCCUCAACCACAUAGGGAUACGCAUGCUGAAGCCUGCCUCCACCUACGCCUCUAUGCUUACAAACAUAAUUCUAUUUGUAUACCACCUUUCUGCAGUUCAAACCAUGCUCAAGGCAACUUGCAACAUGAAAAAAAUACAUAACUACAGCAUAACAAAAAUAGUUAGAAACAAUAAAUAAAGCAUUAAAAAUACACAACCAAACUGACCAAUUGCAACAUAAACAACAAUAUCUAAAAUAAAGAUACAAAAAACCAACAUCAACAGGUCCCCCCAACAAAAUCCCCUAGCCCAAGAGUCUGUUUAUCAGCGUCAGUUUCUGUACCUGUAGUGAGUUAAAGCCCCACCCUCUGGGAAAAGGUAGGAAAAGGCCUGCAAGGCAGGGAGCAGGUCUUCCAGGACUCACAGGCAUUUAGCAUUAGCAUCUGAUUCUAUUUGUAACUCUGUUUUUCUCCUGUCACUGAUUUGUCUCUGCUCCAUUUCCUGGUUGGUUUGCAUGAAAGAAGUGGCCACACUCUGAUAAUGUGUUGUGGUAAGCCUCAUGCUCACAUGUCACACCCCCCCCCCUUUCCUUCACCCGCAAGAGGAGGAGAUUGACAGUUUCCAGUUAUUAUUUGGAAACAACCCGUUCCCUACUUCUGUUCCAAACUUAAACAGAAGCUUUAAUUCUCUUCCCCUUGUGCACAAAGAAGGAAAGAAGAGGAAGGAAAGCCUGUGAGACAAAAACUUGCUAUGCUGCAUUCUGAAUGAAAUCUACCGGUAUAUAUUUGUAAAGAUGGUGCUUGUUUAUAUUUGGGGAAAAGUUCACUGUAUCAGUCAUCCUGUCUAUGUUCUAUUGGUCCUUACUCAUUAUCAAAGUCCCUUUUUUAAAUAAAAAGUUGAGUUUGCAUGCAGUCAUCCAUUGCACCCAAAAACUGUCCCAAUGAAGGGGAACCCCUACUGGGCCUGGGUGUGUGCAUACAUUGUGUGCUGAAGCUGUAACAAUUUUCAGAGACUUGAGCAAAACAAGAGUCUACUUCAUCCAAUGUUUGAAGUGAUAAGUUGGCAGGUGAUGUUGGGAAAGAUGGAGGGCACAAGGAGAAGGGGACAACAGAGGACGAGAUGAUUGGACAGUGUUCUCGAAGCUACCAGCAUGAGUCUGACCAAACUGCGGGAGGCAAUGGAAGACAGGAGUGCCUGGCAUGCUCUGGUCCAUGGGGUCACGAAGAGUCGGACACGACUAAACAACCAAACAACAACACAUGGUUGUAGAGAAAAAAAUUCUAUAAUGAGGUCAUUGGGAAAUGAAAUGUAAAAAGUAUAGGCUUUGACCAUUUUUAUUCCAUUACACAUGUUAACUUAUCAAUGACAGGUUGUUUGCAUUAUCAUCAGCACUGCUUUGUCAAUGAUCACUGUACUUAUUUUACAUACCUUUAAGCUUUAACGUAACUGUCAUAGCCUUUUUUUGCUUUCAUUUCCCUCUGACCUAACUGUUUACAUUUUUUUCUAUAUACGUUCCUGACAGCUUAGGAUAAAACCUCAUGCAUCUGAUGAAGUUGACUCUGGUCCAUGGAAUCUUAUGCCGUAAUAAAUGUGUUAAAACCUAAGGUGUCACAAAUCACUCUUGUUUAUUUUGAAGAUGGUGAUUGAGUUGAAGGUUUAGCAUAUUUCUGGCUCUGACUGCUUCUUUCUUCAGAAUCUCUAGGUUCUUGACUGAAGGAGGAGAGCCCACCAACUCAAAGGAGUUAGAUUAUAUUAUACAAAGGUGUCAUUUAUAUGCUUUUCCCUCCUCUUCCCUCAAUGUAUGCUCAUCCACCCACACUAUAAGCUGUAUUUCACACAUUCUCACAUCUUGCUGCCACAAUAUUCUUUCUCCUCUCAUGGAUACACAAAUACCACCUGAUCUUCCUUCCACAUGCACCUAUUAACAAACUCCCCCUCACAUAAUGACCAUGUUCUCUUUCACACAUACAUAUACAUGUGCACUCUACAUCUCUCACUCAACUGCUGCUCAUGGCAGACAAAUUGCAAGGUGGACAUGCCAUUUUAUGAGUUUUAUAUUCACAUCUUUUGGUAAUUUUAAAACAGAACAUAUAGUUUGGGAAUGGAUGUUUGCUAUUGUUUUUGUCACUGCGAAUCAAUAAUGAAAAUACAGGUGCACCAUGAUGUUUCUUUUCUCUAUGCUCAUCCCAGCGGUUAUUCCUCCUCUGGUUACUGCGGUGGAUACACGACCUGCCUGUCUGUGUCCAGACAUUAUGAUUGUCUGCAAGUGAUUUCCACAAUGCAGAGUUAAUGUUGCCAGCCUUCAGAUCACAUUUGUAGACACCUUUGUAAUGCAGAGUUGGUCUGCCAACCAGCUGCUCGUAGAGCACAUCCUUCAGGAUCCUGCCAUCUUCCAUUCCAUGGGCAUGCUACCCCAUCACUGCUGCCUCUUCUGGCUGGCUGGGAGCAGGGCACGGAGAGUUCCAUGCCCCGUCACCGCAUGGCGAUUGAAUGGCUGUGCUUCAGUGGUGGGGACGGGGCGAGUGUGGAGGACUUCCUCUGUGCUCCCCCUGCCACUGUCGGGUGGGCACUCACAUGUCGGGUGGGGGCAGGGCGGUGGGGGUGCACUUUACCCUCUGGGCCCUGCUUCUGCCCAGCAGGCCAGGGCCAGCUCAUCAUCGGGCAAGCAGGCGCUUUUGUGCAGGGUGGGGGCACAGAGGGUGGAGAGCACCCUCCAUGCUCUGUCCCCAUCAAGUGUGUGAGUGCCUGCCCACUCGGGUGGGGGCUCGAGUGCUUGGUGGGGCGUGGAGUGUGCUCUUCACCCUCUGCACCCUGCCCAGCACACUGGGCCCAUCCAUCUGCUGGCCGGCAAAGAAACCCUCUGUGCUCGCCAAGGGGGCUCGCAUGCCAGGCACAUGGGGGCGGGGAGGAGGCUCCUGCUUUGUACCCCACUCAGAUUCUGUGCCUGGGGCCACAGCCCCCUGCCCCUCCCACUACACCACUGAGUCAGACCACUGGUUCAUCAUUUCUGGUAUUGGUUUCUCCAGGGUGUUAGGCAGACGUCUUCAUACAACUUGAGCUCUUUUGAUUUGAGAUGCUGAGAACUCAACCUGAGACCAUUCUAAUGGAGAGAAGAACUCACAACAUUGAGCUACGUGAAAUAGUGCACUAAUUCUAGGACAUCUGGAAACCCAAAUGAAAACUUGGGAAUAGGAGUUGCAGCCGCACUGUGUUUGUUGGGAUUGUGAUGGGGCAAGGUGACAGCAAGGUCAGUGGACCUCUGAAUUGAUAGCAGUGCUAUUCCAUAGGUGAGCACACACCUGCUAGAUGCUGUCACCACAAACCCACAGCUCACCCAUCUUUGCUCCAUCCUUGUCCUAGCAAGGGCACUUCUGCUGUUCCUUCCCUUCAUGAGCUGCUGUUGGCUGCUUUGAACUCACAGUGUAGCACUGUAUCUCCCUUCCUUAGGAAUGAGUAGCUUUGGGCUGGUGUGCUAACCUAAGGGCUGCAUAUGGUGUCUCUUAUAUCUAAUGGGAUAUGCAUAAGCCAAUUUCCGUAUCUUCCUGCUGUGCUCAGCUUCUGUAUGUAUUGUGCUUCUGCAGCGAAUGCCAGAUCUAGUAGCAUUGUGGAUUUAACUAAAUCUCCCUAGUUUUAUCUGAAAUCUUGUGACUUUAUCUGAAAUCUUGUGGCCUCGUUCUUGUUCUUUACACUAAACCUUAACCCUCCAGAUGUAUAUUCUGCAGUGCUCCUUCCCCACUCCAUGCUACAUCCUCAUGUCAUAAAGAAUUAGAGCCAAACUAUGUGUUACAUUAAGCACACUGCAGUAUUUAAAAAUGUGAUUAGGACUCCUCAGUUUUCUAUCCUAUCAAAAAGCAGCCAUGGUGUGUGUGUCUUAGUCAUAGCGUAUUGGGACUGCAGCAUUUGCCCUGUCCUAGCUUGGCUGAAGGCUCCCAGGGAAGGAAUUGGCACUUACUGGAAGGAAUAGGGAAGGCCAGGAGACCAUGGCGAGGGUUUGCUGGAAAUCACUCAGGGAGAAUGGUUGUUCUCAGCAGCAUGCAGAGACCUUAUGAAGGCUGACUGCUUUGGACCUGCUAUUAAUCCCACCUGCUCUAAGGAACUGUCUGUUUCUUCAACAGCCAUUGCCUGAAUCUGCAGCAGUCUUACGGCACAGGAGUAGUGGAGACUGCAUUUAAGUCCGGGGUUGCCUUCUGAGUAUGAGUUGGGUGAAUCCUGGAAUGGGGGAUGAUGCCUCCCUAGGUGAUGCCUCCCCUCCUUCUGAUUCUUCCUUUGAGUCAGAGAAGGAGAACAUGACUGUGUGGGGUUCUCUUCCUCCCAACUAUAGUCCUGAUACAGAUUGGGCUGCUGACAGCUACUUUAGGUUAGGAAAGGAAAGUCAGAGCCCUAGUUGUACAUUUCAAUAUUAUGCUUAACAUAGCAUGUAGUGGAGCCCUCCACAGCUACAGCAGCAUGUGAGAGAGGAGACCUUUCACUCUUUGAUUAAGAAGAUGGCCCCUCCUGUGUGCCUCUUGUUUACAGAAUAUUAAAGAAGCAGCCAAAGGUCCAAAGCCUUUUCAGCCUUUUGCUCCUACAAUUCUGUCUCUGAUGUAAUCUGUUGUAGGGAAAGAGGAUUUCUGAUAUUUAGGAAGGAUUUAGAAUGUUCCAAAGUCAUUACAGUGCACUCAGUUGCUCUGAUUUGUCUAGUGAAAGAGGUGCUGCUUCUCUGCUGCUGCACUUGCUAUCUGAGAGCAUUCUCUGUCCCUUGGUGUUUCUCUCAUAAGUGACAGCAUUGUGUGCUCUCAUUCUCAGUCCUUCCUCCCAUAAUUCAGAAGUCUCCUGAGAGCAGGAAAUGAGGUCACUUCCUUCUAGAGUGAGAUCAAAAUGUAGAAAGAGAUGGGGGGAGUCCUGAUUCACACAUGCUUUGCUUGAAGCAGCUUCGCUUGAAUAAAUGAAGGUUGUGUCUUGGAGGGAGGGACCUGCUGUGAUGGAGGUAGUGUUGAUGCUGCUGCUUCUGGUGAUGCGGAUGACUGGCUUUGUUGGCAGACAGUCACCAAGCUGUUUUUCCCCUCCUGCUUGGGAUUUCCAGUGGUGCCAGGGCGAGUAUGCUGAUUCCUCCUUCACUCAUGAAGACUCCGUCCAUGGACACGGACUAUCCCAAGAAAGCUUCUUGGGACAGAAGAAUGUGCUUCUACUGGACUACAUGCUAUGUAAGCAUAUUUUAUUCACACACACUCCUGUUUCUAUUUGAGCCUGGGAACCCAGCUUGUUUAACAGUGCACUUGAGACAUUUUAAAUGCAUUUCUGUGCAAAUAAAUGCCUUCCCAUGACUUCAUAAAUACACGCUCUAAUCCAGGUGUAAAGUCCUUUUCAAACACUUGGUAAUCCUUUACUGUUUUAAGUAGGACAUGUACUCAUCAUCACAGCAUAUUAGUUAAUUUAUAUUCUACACAAUAGGGGAAGAUAAAGUGUGGUAACAUAUUAUUUCCCAUCCUUUUAAUGCAUGCAUGUGGAAGAAUUGGGAUUCUAAUGUGUGUUAGUGAUCAUGAGUACAAGAGUUAUAUUGAUUCCAGGCUACUUAAUUAAUCUAGAGUAACAUGAUAUGAUACCUUCUAUGCACUGCCUUAUUUCUGCUUUCUUCCAGGACUCAUAAUUGCAGGUCCAGUGAAUUUUGAGUGCAUCUAUCAAUUCUUGAUUUUUUAACUGCUCAAAUAAAAAAACAUGAAUGAUCUGCCUCUUAACUUUCAGGAUAACAUACUUUUUUCAUUUAGCUCUUAUGCUGCCUAUGUACCAUAUGCUUUUUCAUUCUCAGUUGCUACUGUUCUUACUCUUGACUUCCACACUACCUUCAAUAGUUUGGAGAAAAACAGGUUCAGGUGGCUGUCAUAUAAAUAGUAGGCUUGCUAAGGUAUAAAAAAGGUAGCCUAUUCAAAGUUACUUUUAAACAUGAAUCAUUCUUUGCUCAUAUUUUCUGUGAGAUUUCAUUGCUGGAAAAGUUUCAUGAUUGCAAAAUAUAAUACAGGAGGUAGAGUCCAGCUAAUUGUUCUAGAGGGAGUAAUAUUUUACAAAGAUAUACAAGGAGUGUUGGAAGCGAACAGUGAUCAUCAGGAAAAUGUGAGGGAAGGGAAGGCUAGUAAUGCUUGCCAAUUUUUUUUGGUGGGAAGAAUGAAAGAUAUCACCAGGGAUUUUCACUAGAGCAACUUGGUACCAAUUCUUCAUAAUGGUACCAAUUCUUCAUAAUGUCAUAGGUACCAAUUCUUCAUAAUGUCAGCAACUUGAUGGGUUAGGUGAAUGAAUCUCAAAUUAAGAAAUCAGCCCCUGCUACUCAGUGAAUGCAGAUCUGCCCUUUACAAUUAAAUUCAUAAAAAUGGGAGGACAUACAUAUUUUCUCAGAGGGAACAGAAGAGGGGCAAGACAAAGAAGAUAGCUUCCUUCCUUUUCCCUUCUCUCUAGAAUUCUCUUCUCUGUCAUCUAUACUUCCUUGCCCAGUCCAAUGAAGGAGAGCCACUCUCAGAUACUUGGAUGUGUAUCUAAUUGUACAUCCUUAUGGGGAAUAUAUAUUCCAACAGUGCAGUACAGAUAGACUGCAUCUACACUCAGAUGUACAUUUGCAUGUUCAUCUCAUUUAUUCUCCUGUUUUAAGCUGAAAGAAGAUUCUUCCUUUCAUUUCAAAGGAUACCGUUUGGUGGCAAAGGAUACUGUUUGGUGAACUUGGAUGUUCAGCUCAAGGUACAAUAUUUUCUCUGGGAGGGCCCUCAGAUUUAAGAAAUAAAAUGAAACUUAAUUAACCUGGAGGGUGUCAGGCACACUUUCCAACAGCAUUUUUGAGAAUUCUCUGAAACCACUUCACCAAAGUUCCUAUGGUUUGAAUCUUGGAAGUUCUGCUUAGAUCAUUUGAAUGUGAACCUUGUGUAAAACAACAACAUCAUAUGAUAAUUGUAGAUAGACGUAGAAAGUAUAUACCGGUAUAUAUUGGUGCUUACCACAAGAGUGCUUGGAGAAGCAAAUCCUGACUGUGAUGCAUAUACAGUGGUGCCCCGCAAGACGAAUGCCUCGCAAGACGAAAAACUCGCUAGACGAAAGGGUUUUCCGUUUUUUGAGUCGUUCCGCAAGACAAAUUUCCCUAUGGGCUUGCUUCGCAAGACGAAACGUCUUGCGAGUUCUUGCGAGUUUGUUUCCUUUUUCUUAAAGCCGCUAAGCCGUUAUUAGCCGCUAAGCCGCUAAUAGCCGCUAAGCCGCUAAUAGCCGUGCUUCGCAAGACGACAAAACCGCAAGACGAAGAGACUCGCGGAACGGAUUAAUUUCGUCUUGCGAGGCACCACUGUAGUAGAAAUGAGAUUAUUUAGGUGUUGCCCAUUUUGUUAAUUGCUUAAGAGAACAAUUAAAUAAGAUCAAGUCUGAGGUGCAUUGAUAGCAGCAAUGAGUGGGCUCUCUCUCUCCAAGCAAUACUCCUGGGACAGCAACAGAAUCAAGAUGCCGGAGGAUAAGGAAAUAGAGUAGCUCAAAAUUAUCAAAAAUGUUGGGCCUGAUUGAGACUUAUUAUUGAUCAUGUUCAGGUCCUUCUUAAACUAUAUUAUUGGUGCUUGGUGAAGUCAUCAGGAUGGAUUAUAAACUGAGAUGUAGCCAGGUAGGACUGAGGAGAACUAAGAUGCUGUGGACAUCAGGAAGGUAUCCCCCCUCCUUGUACCUACUCUUGCCAAAUUGUUCUGCGAAGAACAGAGGAAGUACUACUGGUGUGAAUCAGGAAGCUAAGCUAUUUAUUCCUGAAUAGAAAUGGAGCCACUUUCAGCUGUCAAAUCUGUUGCAAAUUUUUCAGCUGAGAAAGGCUCUCUGGUUUAUGUGAAAGGCUUGAGUUCCUACUGCUAGAUUUAGUAGGCAGACCCUUCAAGGUACCUCAACUAUGCUUCUUUUUUUUUUUUUUUUUUUAAAGCAAUUUAUUGGGUUUUACAAUAGGAAUAAAUGUAAUAAACAAUAUAGCAUUCGUCUUAACAUAAUUUCACAUUUUCUUUGGACUUCCUCACAUCUCCCGCUCCCACCUUCAUCAUUAUAACAUUUUGUCAGCAAUUUAUCAUCUUAUUUAAAUUCUUAUAUCUCUUCGAUAUUUCAUAAUCUUAAAGUUCUCAUAAAGAGUUAAACUUUCACAAUUUUUCUUGUUUCCUUAAAAAUUUCUAAGUUAAGUGGUGCUCAGUUAUUUAGUCCAGCAUCUUAUUCAGCAUUCAAUCAAAUCACAAUGUUUUUGUAGGUAGUUCUUAAAUUUCUUCCAAUCCUCCUCGAUUCUCUCUUCUCCCAGGUCACGGAUUCUGCCAGUCAUUUCAGCCAGUUGCAUAUAGUCUAUCAGUUGCAUCUGCCAUUCUUCCAGUGUGGGUAGAUCUUGGGUUUUCCAAUGUUUUGCGAGUAGUAUCCUUGCUGCUGUUGUUGCAUACAUAAAAAUGUCUGGUCCUUCUUUGCCACCCCUUGGCUGACAAUACCCAAAAGGAAGGCCUCUGGUUUCUUAGUGAAAGUAUAUUUAAAUACCUUUUUCAAUUCAUUAUAAAUCAUUUCCCAGAACGCCUUCACUUUAGGGCAUGUCCACCAGAGGUGAAAGAACGUUCCUUCACACUCUUUGCAUUUCCAGCACUUGUUAUCAGACAGGUGGUAAAUUUUUGCGAGUUUGACUGGGGUCAUAUACCAUCUAUAAAUCAUUUUCAUUACAUUUUCUUUCAAAGCAUUACAUGCAGUAAAUUUCAAUCCAUUACUCCACAGCCUUUCCCAGUCCUCAAACAUAAUAUUAUACCCAAUAUCCUGUGCCCACCUUAUCAUAGCCGAUUUAACCAUUUCAUCUUGUGUAUUCCAUUCCAACAGCAAGUUAUACAUCCUUGAAAGUAUCUUAGUCUUUGGUUCUAACAAUUCUGUUUCUAAUUUCGAUUUCUCCACCUGGAACCCUAGUUUCUUAUCACUUUUAAAAACUUCUUUAAUCUGAGCAUAGUGUAACCAAUCUCGCACUUUGUCUUUCAUUUUCUCCAAGCUCUGCAAUUUCCAAUUGUCUCCAUCUUUUCUAGUAUUUCCCAAUAUUUUGGCCAUUUGGCCUCCAUAUUGGGUCUUUUUCGGGCCUUAGCUUCCAAAGGUGAAAGCCACCUUGGUGUUUUAUUUUCCAGCAAGUCUUUAUAUUUUGUCCAGACAUUAAACAGUGAUUUUCUAACAAUAUGGUUCUUAAAGGCCUUAUUUGCUUUAACUUUGUCAUACCAUAAAUAUGCAUGCCAUCCAAAAACAUUGUUAAACCCCUCCAAAUCUAACACAUCAGUGUCUUCAAGAAGUAGCCAGUCUUUUAGCCAGCAGAACGCUGCGGCUUCAUAGUACAACUUUAAGUCCGGCAGGGCAAAGCCCCUCUUUGUUUUGCAUCGGUUAGUAUCUUAAACUUAAUUCUGGGCUUUUUGCCCUGCCAGACAAACUUCGAAAUGUCUCUCUGCCACUUCUGAAAGCACUCCAUUUUGUCCAAUACCUGCAGUGUUUGAAAUAAAAACAACAUUCUUGGCAAUACAUUCAUCUUAAUCGCAGCAAUUCGGCCUAACAAAGAAAGUUUCAAUUUUGACCAACUGUCUAAGUCUCUCUUAAUUUCUGUCCAACAUUUUUCAUAAUUAUCCUUAAAUAGACUUAGAUUUUUUGCUGUUAUGUUUACCCCUAGGUAUUUUACUUUUUUAACCACAUUAAGUUCCGUCUCAUUCUGAAACCGUUCUGACUCUGUCUCAGUCAGAUUUUUCCCCAAAACCUUAGUUUUCUGUUUGUUUAAUUUAAAUCCCGCCACCCGACCAAAAUCAUUAAUCAAUUGUAAUACUCUUUUCGUACUAGGCUCUGGCUUCUGCAAGGUCAAAACCAGGUCAUCUGCAAAAGCUUUUAAUUUAUAUUGUUUCUGACCAACCUGAAUUCCUUCCAGCAGCUGGUCCCUCUAAUCAUGUUCAAUAGCACUUCCAGGACCGAAAUAAAUAACAAAGGGGAAAUAGGGCAACCUUGUCGUGUCCCUUUUUCAAUUUUGAACUCUUCUGUAACCACAUUAUUAACUAUCAGUUUUGCUUUCUGUUCUGAAUAUAUCGCCUCAAUCCCAUUCUCAAAACCCCGUCCCACUCCCAUCUCUUUUAAGUUUCCCAUCAUAAAUUUCCAAGAAAUGUUAUCAAAGGCCUUCUCCGCAUCUAUAAAAAUUAAAACAGCUUUUGUAUUUAUGUCAGUUUGGAGAAGUUCCAAAAUAUCAAUAAUGUUCCUUGUGUUAGCAAACAAAUGUCUACCUGGGAGAAAACCGGCCUGGUCCUUAUGAAUUACUUCAUUUAAAACUUUUUUAAAUCUACUUGCCAAAAUAUACCUCAACUAUGCUUCAAGCAUAUACCUCAACUAUGCUUCAAGCAGCAAAACCUCUCCUAGGCCUGAUAGUCUCUCGGAACCUGUUCAGACAUUGAAGAGGACAUUGUGGACAAGUGAUGUUCAUUUUCAGAAAGAAACUCAAUACCAGUACAACCAACCUGGAUGUUUAGAACAGGGUAGUGACUCCACCCAUGAAGCAGUACAAAAAUCACCAGUUUUUCAAGGACACAUUCUGCAGGGAAAGGCCAUAUAGACAAGUGCUGUAUGCUUUGACUUACGGAGCUGAGAAUUAUAUUGUAGGGAUUAAUUUGAAAUUCAUCAUCAGAGUUUGUGAGUAGGAAAGACUCUAUGCAUAGGCCCCUACUGCAAUGUUGCCAUUAAUAAAGCUUCUGAGAAAAGGAAGCACUAGAGAAGCAUCUGGCCAUUAAAUAUCCAGAAAUAUUCAGGGGGACUUGCCAAAGGAUGAUCUGGGCUGGCUUCAGCACGUGCCUUCGGCAUGUAUGCCUGUGGCAGCUGUGCCUGGAAGCAAGCAAGGGCUGACUGAAAACCACAGCUGCCACUUGCUGCAAGGGCACUGAGAAUAGGCUCUUUAGACAUUGAAUUUGAAUGGAGCUGCUAUGCAAUCCAGGUUUGGGCAACUCACAGAGCAAUCUGUUGUAUCAGUUCUAGUGUUUCACAAAGGGGUAUAGGGAGAUCUCUUCAUAAGCUGUGGGGAGCGGGGAGUGAAGUAUAAAAAAAUUUCUGUUUAUGUGAUGUUCAGGCUAGAGGAAGUUUUUGAACAGUUGCUUGGGUGAGCAGAGUGCUGGGUGAAGAGAAUUAUUGUACAGCUGCUGUCCACAGAAAAAUGAAUCACUCCUUAUGGCCAAAUGAGUUAGCAUAAUUACUGUUUCUGGGUGGAUAAAUUAUGGACCUUACAGUCUGAUAUUCAGAUUUAGAUUAGGAGCGCUCUUGAAUUUGGUCUAGUAUCCCAGUGUGACACUGGUAUCUGAGAUGACUGAUGCCAGUGGUAAAAUGAAUUAUAUAACUCAGAAUCUCUUGGAAUAUCCAGCCCAAGGUGCUUGCAGCCAAAAUAUUACUUGUAGGAUUCCCUCCAGCUGUGAAUGCAUUCCCAUUUCUAUUCUAGGAGAAGUCUGUUAUUACGGCCACAAAAGUAUGACAUGAAUCUGUGAAGAUCUCCUCCCCUGCUAUUCAUUAGUGGGAUCUUCUGUUGAAUCGAAAGUCUUCUAUAAACAGAAGGAGCUCUUCCACUUGUAGAAGGCUUAGUAUGCAAGCCAAUGGAUUCAAAAGUCUCAGGGUCUAAUUGCAGUCAUAAAAAAAGCUGAUAGCAAGAUUUUAGAUUAUGUGCAUCAUGCUUUGGUUCAUAAUGCUAAAACUGAUACACUUUAUAACUGAUGUGGCUAACCUUCCUGUUGCAAAUCCCAUAACCUGACUAACACCUUGCAGACAUAUGGGUAGGAAUUUCUGCUUUAAUAACAUCAUGGGCAUACUGUAUAUGCUGGUCUUGGAGAACCAAUAUCAAAAGCCUUCCUGUUGUCCUGUGGGUUUUUUGGUUGUGAUUCAACAUCCAUUUCCAUGCACAAUCCUGUGAAGAUAUGACAGAGAUGUCUGUGCAUCUUGUUUAUCACACCUUGAAAAGGUUAACAUUUGACAAGUACCAUACAUAUUUACUCUGAAGUGAGUCUUACCUCAUUCAGUGGAGCUGACUUUCAUGCAGGGAUACAUACAUUUGUAUGCUUAGACUUCACUGUCAAAACUGAAAAAACUUGAAUGUUUGUCAUGUAUGACAAACUUCAGCUUCCUGAUUGAGUGGAUCUCCUUCUUCAGAAGACUCAUUCUGUAGAAAAAUUGCCACCCACCCAUUCAGGAAGCUCCACUUCAUUGGUUUUGGCAGGUUGUGUUACAGGCUGGAAUUUGGGUCACAAGCACCAUGUUGUAGCAGCUGACUCUCCAGAGGACUUACUGGACCAAAAUGAACAAAUUAAUAGGUGCCAAUAUGGAUACAAAUUCCAUUUUUUAAAAAAAAUAUAAUAUUUAUUGAGGAUUUUAAGAUUACAAAGAAACAAAGAAAAAAGUAGACAAAAAGAGAAAUUAAACAAUACAAGUCAAUAAACAAAGAAAAAAACAAAUCACACAAAUACAUCAAAAUCAAAAAGCAAAAAUUAACAAACACAUUUAAAAACAAAUCCAAUAUUCCCAAGUCUUUAUCUUUCAUUAACUUGUUUCAUGGACCUCCUCACACCUCCCUUUUUUGUAUUCUAGUUAUUGAUUAUCACAGCAAAUCCUUCCCAUUUUUCAUGAUAUUCUGUCAUUAAAUUACCUUAAUCUAUUUUAACCUUAUCUUACUAUAAAAAACCCUAAAACUUAAAGCUUGAGUCUUAUCUAUACCAAUUUCUCAUAACCAUGACAUAUUCUUGCAUAGUUCUUUUAACAUUUCUGCUAAAGCCAAAUAAUUUCGUUCCAACAUCUUUUUUAAUACUCAUUAAUUUUAGAAAACAUUCCUAAAUAGAAUUUUUGAAACUUUCUCCAAUCUUCAUCCAGCGUCUCUUCCUCCUGGUCACGGGUUUUGUCAGUCCUUUCUAUCCCAUCCAUCUAGUUCAUUAACCUGGUAGCCUUAUGUCCGAGGCCCUUAAGUCUCUUCCAUGUCCCUUCCGCAGAUCUUCUUCAUAUUUAUACCCGUACUUUACUUUGUCUUCUGCACCUUUCACACGUGGAGACUCCAGCUUAACAGUAUUUUUAUCCCUUCUCGACAGAUCAGCCCCUUUUCCAUAGUCCACACUGAACUCCAUGUGGUAUUUAAAAACAUUUUUCAAGAUCCCUCCAAAGUUGAGGACCCCCACAACUCCAAACUCCACCCGACCCAACGCCAGACUUGAAAAAUCAAAACAUCCCUGCAUAGGGGGGGUCUAUCCAGCCCCCCAUCUCCAAACCAAACAAGACUCUAUCUCUCCAAAUCUGGCUUUUUCCAAGUUCAUUUGUCAAAUCCAACAGCUCCUGCUGGGCCGCAGCUCCCUCCAUCUCUGCCACCCGAGGUCCAACAACAAUCUCCUGAUCUGUCAGAGCACAUUCCUGGUUUGAUUCCUGAGUGGGUUCUAUAUAGAUACCCACUACUGACAGGACGUUUUUUAUGUAUGCGACUACAGCAGCAAGGAUUCUUCUAGCAAAGUAUUGGAAGACACAACAACUACCCACACUGGAAGAAUGGCAGACGAAGGUGAUCGACUACAUGGGACUGGCGGAGUUGACUGGCAGAAUCCGUGACCAGGGGAAAGAGACAGUGGAAGAAGAUUGGAAGAAAUUCAAAGUUUAUCUUAGAACUUGUUGUAAAAUUCAGGAAUGUUAAAAUGUCAAGGGGUUGUGAAACAGAGAAUUGCAGCUGUAAUUAACAAUAUUAGAAGAACUUAAAAGAAAUUGAACUGAAAAAUUAGCCGACUGAGGAGUUGCUGAAGGAAUAUAAAACAAGGAUGCAGAAAAGGGGAGGUAUGGGGAAGUCCGGAAAGUAAGGUUUAUGAAAAAAUGGUUAUGAAAUUGUACAUGUUUAUAUGUUUGUAUGUCGGUGUACUGUGUAUUGUUUGUUUUUUCUUUGUUUUUUUAUUUUGUGCUUGGAAAAUUAAUAAAAAUUUAUUUAAAAAAAAAAAAUAUAUAUAUAUAUAGAUACCCACUACCUGUCCAAAAUUUCUGAUCGCAGCAGUCAUCAAAUCCGUCUUCUCAUGUAACUGUUCCAAUAGAGCACUUGUUUUACAGAAAGCACGCACCAGAGCCUCUGAGCACAUUGUUAUACAAGGUCAGAAGUCUAUUCCCACGAUCUUAAUCUGUUACAGCUGCUCCCCAGUUCAAGUUUAGUAACAGUUUCACAAGCUCCCUCUAGGGGAAGAACUUCUCUUUGUAUCCAACUCUUCUCUUUUUUUUUUUAACAGCAGAUCUGACAACAAAGUUUCCUUUUUCAGAUAUUUUGUCAAUAUUUAUUCCUUUAAAUUGCGAAAGAGCACAAUGGAAUCACUAUGUUUCUCUUCUUUUAAUUAUCUAUCAAAAACAUUUGUCUAUCGUCAAUGAACUUUCCCAAAAACGUCUGUCCUGACACCCCGCUCCCAGGUUCAAGACGGUGGAAAAUUACUUUUCUUACACUCUCUUCUGCAGGUUUAAGCAAUCUGGAAAAAAUCCCCCCUCUUCUCCUGCUUCCGAAGGGGGUUCAGUAAUUUUAGAUGAUGAAAGUUGAUCCUUUACAAAUGAUUUUCUACACUCUAGUUUGCCAUGUCUUUGCUUUAAUCUGUCUACAAGAAACGGAAGGCUGACUUCCUGUUUAGACCUUCCCACUUCAGUGCCAAAUUAAGAGGAAUUUCUUAAUCCAAUUUUCCGUUCUACUCACAGAUCGUUGUUUAAAGUCCAAUUGUCCAAAUUUGAUCUGCUCACGGGUAGUUGUUUUGUAGCCAAAUUGUCCCAGGAAAAAGGUAGCGCUCUCCGGCAACGGCUGUGCAGCUUCGCUCCACGGAAGAAGCAAUUGACUCUCAGCACCGCGCCACUUGCCCCUCUUCGCUCUGGAGCCCGUAACUGGGUUCCUUUACGAAUUGGGGGGGCGCAAAAGGUGCCCGCCGAGUCCCAUGGUCACAGGCUUCAUCCGCCUGUGAUUUUUUAAAGGGUCCCUGCUUCGCCGUAGCGGAACAGACCCGUUUUCCGUGGAGCCAGUCCCUCCAGAUCAGAGGGAAUCCGCCAUUACCGAUGGCGCCACCCCGGAAGUCUAUGGAUACAAAUUCCAGAAUUUUUUAAAAGUAGGUUAGCAGACUGGUCCGAGCAUUCUUGCCAGGGAAACAGUUUGGGAAUGCCAACCUAGCAUCCAUACUUCUUUACAAGUGCAAAUGCAAUUUAGAGUCUGAAUAUCUUAUGAUAGUUCAUAGGACUGGCUUUAUAUUAUGUCCCCAAACCCCAAAUUUCAGUGCUUUUAUCCUACGUGUAAUAUGGAAUAAAGUUGCUAAGCUACCUGUUAGAGCUUCCACAGGCAUCUAGAAAAGAUCAGUAACCAAUAAAGAGCUCUGUAAUAAGAGUCCCACUAAUCUUGUGAAUUGGAAUCCAGUGAGCAUGGGCUUUACUCCACUUUCCGCUAAUGCUCACCUCCCUUCAUCUAUAGCUGUGUUUCUUUUGAUCCUCCUAAUGCCUCUUCUAAACAUUCAGGUGUUGCAUCAUCUGUAGCUCUGAAUAGCAGAAUCAAGAAAGUUUAGGAAUCUGCAUGCCCUUAGGGAUAAAUUCCAGAAGAAUAGCCUUUUAUCAGAAUAAUGACAACAAGCCCAUGAGCAUCUUUAAAAGUAACACAUUUAUUGUGGCAUGACUGCCUCAUCUUCAUCAUGUGCAAGGAAGUGGCACAAUAUUAUUUUUGCUGGGCAUGCUCAAACAAUCAAACCAUCAAAGCAUGAAUAAGGAAAUCAUCCUGACAAUUACUGCAGAAUCUACCUAACCUCCAUUUUUAAAAGAGCAAGUGUUUAGCUUUUAGUAGUUAUAUGAACAUUUAUAAGGGGGUUGGGAAGGGAAGACUCUCUGGCUUCUAAAGAUUGCUAAAUAGGCCCAUUUUCUAGUCCUGGAGUGAUGAAAGUAACAAGACUAGGUUGCAAGUGAUUUUUACCUAACCCAUUUCAUUUAUUGUACAACAUUGUGAAUGUUUAGCCUCCCUCUUCUUUACUAAAGGCAGCAUGAACGCACAUGUGACUUUGUGGCUAGGCACCCCUCCUUUCAUAUAAUAAUGUAAUUUUUAAAGGAAUGAAGAAUCCUGCGCAAAAUCCUCCUGUGGGUGGCAUACAUGUGGGUCACUCACCACGGCCUCUCCAGUGGGUACUGAGGACAGCCAUACCAGAUAUACCUAUGUCAGCAGCACUGGGUCAUGCACCUAGAGGCUGCUUUCAGCUUUUGGAGGGCCCAGUUUGAAUCUUAAAAAAAAAUCAAAAAUCUGGACGGCCACAUUAAUCAGAGACCAUGGCAGUCCACAAAAAUGAAUUUGGCUUGCCUUAUGGCCAUGGGUUGAGAAAGAGACUUGGAUAGCCAAUAUGGUGUAGGCGAUAGAAUGUCCAGCUGGAAAGGGGAGCCCUGGGUUGAAAUUAAACUUUAAAACUGGAUCACUACCUAACCUAUCACUCAGAGUGGCAGGGUACAAAUGUGAGAAGUGUGUGGGGAAAUUGUCUGAGAUAUCAUUACAACUAUUCUGUUCUUGGAACAAAUGAACAGCCAUAUUUUUGUGAUGGCUGGAAAAACCUUGCUUAAUUGCUAUUUGUUCUUCUGUUUCAGAAGGUGAGCAUUGUGCCUGGUGAUCCUCCCCUGACCCAUUAGCCAUGCCAGGGAUUGUGGUAUUCCGUCGUCGCUGGUCUGUAGGCAGUGAUGACCUUGUUUUGCCAGCCAUCUUUCUCUUUCUCCUCCAUACCACUUGGUAAGUGAAAACAUAUACCUGAGCAGAAAGCUUCCAUGACUCUACUAAUGAGCAAAGUUUUUUAUUCUGUUUUGCUACUCUUUUUUUCCAGUUAUUGGUAGCAUCCUGCUCCCCUAUAGAAAGUGUCAUUCAAAACGCUGCAUUUUUAAAAAAUCAUUUCAUAAAAUGUAUAUGCUGCUUGUUUGUAGAAGAAUCAUCAAAGCAGUUUUCAAAAAAGAUAAAGCCAUAAAAUCAUCACUAAUCAUUUAUAACCAUUGUUAAAAGCAUAAAGUUGUAACCACAACAAAACAAUUUAAAACUCAUACAAACUUUCUAAACAUCUGAUGUUAAAUCUCAGAAUGUUGUCAGUAGGCACUGAAAAUACAGUAAAGGUAUCAAUUGGUGGGAUUUCCCAAGUGUUGACUCAUAACAUCAGUCUUUUUUAGACUAAUGCCAUAAUUCACAUCAUUAGAAAGGUAAGUUAAUGCAGAAUUUAAUGCAACACACUGUGUUGAAUUAUCUUGAUAAAACCAUGGUAAAGUGUAUUUCAUACCUUCUCACCAUUUCUGUUAAUACUUAGUAUGGAAAACUUUUGCCACAAUUACAGCCCUACAAUGGCAUCCCAUGGAAUUAUUAUUAUUAUUAUUUUAUUAGAGUUUAUCUACUGCCCUAUACCCAGAGUUCUCAGGGCAGUUCACAGAAUAAAAUCAAGAUAUAAAACCACAAAAUACAUAAUAAAAAUAAAAACAACAACCCAAUAGCCCCCCCCCAAAAAACCAUUUUAAAAGCACAUAGGAUGUAAAUCAGAUCAACCAAAGGCCUAGUUAAAAAGGAACAUAUUUGUCUGGCGCCUAAAGGUGUAUAAUGAAGGUGCUAAGCAAACUUCCCUGGGGAGAGCAUUCCACAGACAGGGAGCCACUGCAGAGAAGUCCCGUUCUCAUGUUGCUACCCUCUGGACCUCUCGAGGAGGCACAUGAAGAAGGGCCUCAGAAGAUGAUCUCAGGGUCCAAGUAGGUUCAAAUGGAAAGAGGCAGUCCUUGAAGUAUUGCAGUCCUGGAAUGAACCAAAGAUGUUAGUUUGUCAGGUGUUAUAAUGUAAAACCAAUAUUGUGUGAUUGCUUCUUAUCAGUUGUUCCUUGGUUGCUUCUGACUAACAAGUUUCUUUAUGGAUAACUCAGCAGUGGUGUACUGGGGAAUCUACAUGUUGCCACACAUCUUCCCAGAGGGCAAGCAAAGUGAUGAAAGUUGUGACAGCUUAUUGUUUUAGCCUUUGUCAUGUGGGCAUACUCAUGUAUCAUGCAUAAUAAAAUCAUUAUGUAGGCAAGAAUAGUAAUACCAUAUUGACAUUAUAAUCUUGAUGUAGAGUUACAGCACCGUGUGCCUGCCACAUUUUCUUCCGCCCUCUAGUGACUACUGAAAGCAUGUCCACGCCUUUACUAUUCUCAUUUUAAGACCUCCUGAUGACAGUGGAGAAGUAGACAGAUCUGUCAAAAGGAAUUUUCUCUCUCUCAGUUAUAGAGGGACACAGAAUGUGUUCUGGGAUGUCAUCCAGAAAUCUGCAUGUGGGCGAAAAAAAAUCCCCACUAGCUAAGCAGCAGCAUUUUACUAUCAAAGCAAUCCCUAAACAUAUACCACAAAUAAAUGGAUGACAUUAGUGGAACAUUUAAAAUUGGCUAAAUGUGAUAUUUGCCUGUAAUCACAGAAACCCAGACCAAGACGUAUACUGAAUAUAAUACCACUGAUAGCAUUCCUUUAGUGGCUGACUCUGGAAACUCUUGUCAAAUUUAUUUCAUUAAAAGUAACAAGAUAAUUACGUUGUGAAUAAAAUGUUGAAAGGGCUCUGAUGCCUUUAGAGAGGAUAACUGUUUUAUUAUGGGAUGAGCUUUGAUAGGCAAAAGCUCGUUUUAUUAGAUGUAUGCAGUUGUGAAUAUGUUCAAAGCUAACUACUUAUUUGUUUAGCACAUAAAAUAAACUAACCACUUCAUGGCAACAUUAAAAAGAGACAUUUUCACAGACCUGCAAUCAUAAUAUUGCUGUUGACAUUCUUUGAAUACUAUUUUUUCAUGUAUAUGGUACCUUGAGGUUUAUCAAGGGAAUAUUGUAUGUGCUUAUGUGUGGCAGGUUCAUAAUCCUUUCUGUGGUGCUCUUUGGACUGGCAUACAACCCCAAUGAGACCUGCUCUCUCAACCUGGUGGACCACGGCAGAGGCUACCUGGGUAUUCUGCUUAGCUGCAUGAUCGCAGAAGUCGCAAUCAUCUGGCUCAGCAUGCGUGGCAGCAUCUUGUACACAGAACCUCGGGAUUCAAUGCAAUAUGUCCUGUACGUCAGACUGGGUAAGAGACAGUGACCAAGGGACUUUAUAAAUUUUUGAACUUGAUGCAACCAUCUGUUACACACUCAAGGGAUUCCCCAGUCAGCACACGGAUAAGCAGACACAAAACACAUUUUUUUUCAGCCAUUUAAAUACUCUGCUCAUUUAGAAUAUACAUACUGCAGAGGAGAAUCUCUUUUCCAGAAUUUCUGUCUUCAUCCAAAGGCAUUUUCAUUGGUAGCACCAAGGAUGUUUUUUAGUGUAGAAGCAUCCUCUGAAUGUUAAGCAGGGGAAAGCCAUUUAUAAAAAUAAUUUUUGUUUCACUUCUACUACAGAUGUGGGAAAUGCAGAGAUUUGAAUUUUUGCCAGAUGUCCCCAUGACGCUGCAUAAAUUUACCCUAUGUAAACUUUUGAUUAGUUUAAUUUUUUGGAUCCCUGUCGCCUCACUUUGUUAAAUGACAUAAGACAUCAUUUCAUUUGUCUGCUUUUUAGCAUUUUACAUUUGUAAUAACUGCAUUUAACAUGCCAUCCUGCAGAAAUGCAGACACUGCAUGUAACAAUUGCCUUUCUCCAUGUGCCUUGAUACUUCUUUGGUAGAAAUCUAAUUCAUGCUUAGCAUGCACACAACCAAACCUAAACCCACCUGCCGUGCUUGAGCACAUAAGUUUAUUUCUCCCCUUGCUUGUACACAUGUCCUAAAACGUUUCCAUUGAUAACCCUCCUCUCUCACAAAAUAUUCUUUGUAGGUACUGGCUACUUAAAGGAAUCUCUUCCACUGAUGACGUGUGCAUGGAAUUUGCUUUGUCUUUUGAAGGAUGUAUAACCUUUCCCUACAGUCUCCCUCAAGACAUCCUGAUUCUCAAAGAUGUUACCAGAAAAAAAGAAACAGGCAUUGCUCACUCACAACAUUUUUAACUGGCCUUCCAUUCAUAUCAUAUAGAAAUAACUAGGCUUCCUCUGCUCUAGAUGGGUGUUUAUUUUUGUUGUCUGAGACACAUAUUUUUAUUAGAAUUGUAUAAAAAAACAUUGCACACAGGAAGGGCAUCAACUCAAUUCUAAACGCUGUGACAUUGCUGCCUAUUCUUGUUUAAUUACUUCUUCACUGGAUGUAAUUUUUUGUAGGCAUGGUUACUCCUUUUCUGAGCCUUGCUUAAAUAAGUUUGUGAAUCCAAAUUAAAACUGAGCUGAAGUGGAGGGAGAGGGGAGGAAAGCAAAUAAAAUCCAAGACUCACUCUAGGAAAGUGUGCAAGAAGCUCUCUCUGUAUAACAACGCUUUCAGCUUCUCAUCUUAAAAGUGCUUGUAUCCCAUGCUACCUUGCAAACAGCUUUUGCAGUUUCUGAAGAACUUUUCUUAGUUGGUGGGUGGCAGCACUAUUAAGAAAUUAAAUUAUUCCCUCCCUAUUCAGAAAAAAAAACCUGUGCAUAGAACGGUUUUCAUAUUUUUCUCCUUUCCAUGCCUUGAAUUCAUCCGUUCAGUGAACAUUAGUGGGUAGCCCUGCAGGGGCUGGAACCUCUUUUUUGUUUUGUUUUUUAAUUUUACUUACAAUAUUUAAUCAGUGAAUAUACAAAGUAGAUGUUAUCAUUCUUUAGGGAAGCAAACUAGGAAAAGCCCUUUAAAAUCUGAAAAGUUCAGUUGGUACAGGGCUAGAGCGCUAUCUCGCAUCACUGAUGGUGUCAAAGCUACUGGCCCUUGAUUCAAGCAAAGUGCACCCUGAUCCCACAGAGCAGUCCAAAUGGCAAAAGAUGGAAGAGCAGGGUGGGAAACUGCAUUUUUCCAGCAGCAAAAUAUUGAGGAUUCUAGGUAAAUAUGAUAACCUCAAAAAAGAGAGGCACUAGUUUGAAGAAGAAAACAUGGGGCUUUUCUCCACAUCAUGAGUUGCAGCUUCACAUUUGUUACAAGAAAAAGGUUCUCACAUUACUUUGGUGGAGAUUAUUCCAUGGAGCAUUUGGGAGUGGCUUCUCACUGUCGUGCCAUCGAAUCUAACAUAACAGUGGCAAAUUUAUAAAUAAUAAAAAAAAAUGGGGAAUUUUUAAAAAAGUAAGACACCCCCCUCCCCUUCUUGAAUUGAGGUGCGUUGCUGAGAUGGACCCUAGCACAUUUUCUUCUUGAACUACUUUUUAAAUGGCUACAUGAGUAUCCAAAAAUACAUCUUUUUUUUUUUAAUCACUUAAAAAAAUCUUCCUGGACUGAAGAGAGGUAAUGUGUUGCUCAUCGUGAUCAAUUUCUGUUACAUGUCUGCAACAGUUACACCAAAAUAUAUACACAUCUAUUGCAGCUGUGCCACUCACACUUUAGCUGUUUAGCUUGAAGUGUUAUGAAAACUUAGAAAGCAGGCUUUUUACCUGAGAAUGGAGUGUGACAUUCAAAAAAGAACAUUUCAGCAUUUUAUUCAAUCUUUUAUUGAUAAAAGGAAUUAUGUGGGGGAUUGAAAUUACUUGCUACAGGUAGCACCUCCAGUCACUGAAAAGUUUUGUUAGACUGUGUAAAAUGUCACCUUUUGAUAUCUGAGAACUGAGCAAUGCAGUAUGAUAGCAAUUAUGUCCUAUAAAUUAGAUAUGUAGCUUAAUAGGCUUUUUCUUUUACUUUCUUGCAAUAGUAACAUGUUGUUGUUAUCUGCCGUUCUCUGCUUUGAGUCAAAGUACGGAUGGGUGAGCUCUCUCCAGUUGCCUCAGAGUUCUUUCCCCAAAAUGAAAAACAAACACCUGGGAUAAUUUUCUGAGCCAGUCUAAGGUUGGGAAAAUCAUAGAACCAUAGAUUUGUAUGAGCUCAAGCUUGAAGAAAUUCAUCAGCAUCUCAGGGUCCAAGAUUCUGCUGUCUAGUCAAUUAGUAUACAAUCUAUAUUUCUGCAUUUUGCCUCCCCCUCUUUCACCCCCCCAAUUUAUUUAUUUUUUGCCAGAAUCAAAUGAAACUCGUGUGUAGCUUCCUGAGAUUGCUAAAGCCAAUGAGGAAUUGAACUAUAUCAUAGGUGCAUUUCAGGAGAGAAAUGGGGUUGGGGAAUAUUUACUUAUUUACAACAUUUAUAAUCCACCUCCACUAAGUGGUCCCAGGUUGGGGUACACAUAUAAAAAUAUUAUGACAUCAGAUCUAAAAUACAUAGCAUCAUAAAACAUUUAAGACAAUUCUUUCAGCUGUUCUGUCAUUUUAGUGGUUGGAGUGGAACGGAGGAAGAUUUUAUGUAUAAAACUCUAUUUCCUGUUGCUGUACUACGUAUCUAGAAAUAUGUCCAUAUUCUUAGGAAAGUAUUUGUUAUGAUGCUCAAUGGGGAUCAGAGAAAGAUUUGUUUUUUUUGUUUUUUGCUGCGAGAUUUUUGGGUGCUUUCCUUGAGCAUUAAUAUAAAAUGCUCCUAAAUGUAAUUCUUUUUAUGAGUUUUCCUUGAAAAAUGGGGAUGGGUAUGUUUAAUUGAGCUUAGACAAAAAUCUGGUUUUGCUGGAAGUGAAAUAACAAAUUGGAAUGGAUACAUGAGAACUGCUAACAAGAAAUACUGUGGUGGUCUCUGACAUCUUUGAAACAAGGUAUUCAUUAGAAUAAUGCUGCUAUUGUGCACUAUGUUCUUAUUGUUUCAGCCAUCCUGGUGAUUGAGUUUAUCUAUGCUAUUGUGGGCAUUGUUUGGUUAACCCAGUACUACAGCUCCUGCAAUGAUGUUACUGCCAAGAGUGUCACUUUGGGUGUGUAUUUGAAGGUUUCUGCAUGAAUUCACUUUCUGCCUAUAUAAAUGUACCCACCCUGAAUGUUUUGCAGAUAGACUUAACCAUUGCACAAACUUCAAUUAGUAUGUAUGGAUGGAAGGACAGUAGCUGUUGUUUUGCUGCCUGACUGGGUAUUGUAUGGAUUUUUGCAAUUGCUCUGAAAACCAGUGCAAGUCCUUACAAAACAAUCCAACAGUACAUCUCUAACUACUAUUUUAUCCAUAAUUUCUCUCACUCAAUAAUAUCUGGUUUUGAGAUCCCUGGUGUUACUGUGGAUGCAUGCCUUCACUUUGGUCAGUGAAAUUCAGCUUGAGUGUGUUGCUUCAGGAAAAAAAAACCCAUAAACACAAAGCUAACUCACCAAGCGAGUCAUAGAUGACACUUCGGAACUGAGCAUUUGAAUCUUCUUUGUUUUACCAGGAAUGGUCGUCUGCAACUGGGUCGUCAUUCUGAGUGUUUGCAUCACUGUCCUGUGCGUCUUUGAUCCAACAGGAAGAACUUUUGUCAAACUGCGAGCCACAAAGAGGAGGCAGCGUAACUUGAGGACGUACAACUUGAGGUAAGUCACAAAACAGCAUUUCAACAAGAUACAGUCUGGAUUAUGUAUCUAAUGUAUCUAACUCAGAAGCUAUUUUCCUUGAUUUGUUUCAUCACUGAAAAACUGUGUUGUGACCUGAUUAACUGAUUUAUAUGGACUUUUUCUCUUUUCACCUAAGUAUCCCUCUUCCUCGGUUGCCACUCAAGGCAGUUUAAAAAGGAGCUCAAAAUGCAGCAUAUGGACAGGUCUUGCUGUUUGUCAGUUGUUGGGGGGGGGCGGACACCCAGCUGAAGACCAUUGCUUCCAACCACCACCACCACUGUACAGUGGUACCUUGGGUUACAUAUGCUUCAGGUUACAGAUUCUGCUAACCCAGAAAUAGUACCUCGGGUUAAGAACUUUGCUUCAGGAUAAGAACAGAAAUCGGGCAGCAGCGGCAGCAGGAGGCCCCAUUAGCUAAAGUGGUGCUUCAGGUUAAGAACAGUUUCAGGUUAAGAACAGACCUCCAGAAUGAAUUAAGUACCGGUACUUAACCCGAGGUACCACUGUAUAUACUAAUAGUGAUCCUAGUUCUCUGAGUGCUGGUCCUGAUGUAGCUAAAAUGACAACAUACAAACACAGGAGAUACUGGGAUGCAUGGAGGCACCCUCAGGUUUGCCAUAAUAAUAAUAAUUAAUAAUAAUAAUAAUAAUAAUAAUAAUUAAAAGAAACAUGCAGGGGGGAAACCCUAGGAGGCAACCUCCAUUCACAGUCGCCCAGUGAGGACUGUGCAAUAUCUGUAGGCAUGGGAUACUGAAUGUUGUGGGGGUCAGAGUGGGGAUAGAAUUAGGUGGCUAGGAUCCACACAGCAACAUUUUGUUGCAGGGUUGACUUGUGUGUAUAUAUAGAAAACUCAGUUUUCUGACUGCCCAGUCCUUAGGUAGCCAGAACAGCACCAUCCACAAGAGCGUGGAAUAUGAGAUUCACAGAAUUACAAAAAUUCUGUAGAGGGGGAAAAAAUCAGCAGGGGCAAAAAAAAAAACCCCUGCAAAACUAUGCAGUGCAGACUGAGCAUGCUUCGUGGGUAUUAGAUAUUGAUUGACUGCUGGGUGAAACAAAAGAAAACUGGCAGGAGCAGGGAUGGAAUUGAAUAUCCUGAGCAGAAGCACUCUACACUGCUGACUUUUGUUACGGGUCCAACUUAUACUCCUCUCAGUCAAGGCUUGCAAUUAAAAGUCAACUGUCUCAUUUUUGGUUGUUGGUGAGAUGAGACUGGAGGACAUUCCUUAAAAGGGAUGACUCCUCCUACUGGAUAUGGCAGGCAGAGUCCCUAGCCUAGAGCCUUUUUGGCUCCCCUCCAGGGGGAGGAGUUCUCCCACCUACCAGACUAAUCCUGCUUGCAGCCAGUGGUAGUCAAGGUUGUUUUGUGUUCUUCAGAACCUUUACAUUUUAGAGCCUUUCCUCUGUUAUUGCAGGGUGGCCAUACAUCCGGAAUUUCCCAGACAUAUCUGGAAUACUGUAGUUUGUAGCAGUGUCUGGGCUGAAAUCAGCAAAAAUGUCCGGGAAAAUUCAGACGUAUGGCAACCCAUGUCGGCAGUGUCAUUUUCACUGCUUUUCCAGAAAAAUAGUUCAAAAACGUCAAUUUUUUAUGUGAUUUUACAAAAACAGCUCAACAACCUUUCUGUCUGGAUUUUCACUGUUUGAAAUAUGGCAACCCUAGUUAUUGUGUCUGUCUUUUUGGUUUCUGUUCCUUUGUUCCUCUCCUGUUGGUGUGUGGAAGAAGGGGUGUUUUGUUUUUGUUGUCUUUUCUCUCCCUAGUUGCUUCCUGCCUCUCUUGUUUUCCACUGGUUUGUGUGUGUUUUCUUGAUUCUUCCGCCCAGUUCCUCUUUGUCUCUGGGUGUUUCGGGAGUGGGGGUAUAAGCCGUACCAGUUUAGGUGCUAGAAUGGCUAGCUGGGGUGCACCCUAUGUUCUCAGGCCAUCAGUGGGACAAGAAUAGCAUGGAGCAGCCGUUCUCACUGGUGGUUCAUCUGCACCCGAUCCCACAUAUCCUCAUGUCAUAUGCAGUUGCAGAGAAGGAGUGUUUGUUGGACCCUUCCUGGGGAGGAGCUCACUGGGGAGGAGGAAGCUCCUGUACCUGCCACCUCCCCAGUGGGUGCUGAGAAGGCUUUCCCAUCAGCUUCUCACAAGGUGGUUACUGUUCCUUUUCCAUACAUUUUUGACUCAGCUUAGAAAGCUGAGUGGGCCCAUCCAAAUAAGGCUAAACUGGUGUCUCAGGUUGCUAAGAAACAUAUUUUUGAUGAGAAGAUUAUGCAACAGCUUCAAUUUCUUGCUGUUGAUCCACCCAUGGCAGCUUUAUAUUCCUUGGCUGUGAUUCCUUCUAAAAAGGAAGUGGGACCCAAAGAUUCCUGUGACAGAUGGGUAGAGGGGGCUCUGUGUAGGAAAUUUGAAGCUGGCUUUGUGACCUUUAGGGCUUCAGUUACAGUGUUUGCAUUUGCCAGGCAGUUUUUAUGUGGGUGGAUGAGUUUGGGGCAUGGGAGGAUGGGCCCAAGCCCAUCAAGGAUGUUCUGAAAAAGAUGUCUCAUGCUUCUGCUUUAGCUGCAGAUGCUCCCAUAAGAUCCAUAGCUUCCUCUACUGUUUUAUGCUAUUUCAUGCUGUGUAGGGCUUCAUCAGUGUGAGGUAGAUUCACAUUCUCAGGUGAAGCUGGUCAGCUUUCUAUUCUGAACUGUUUGGUGAGCUGCUUCAAGAACCUCUCACUCCCUUCUGCAAGGAAGGAGGAACACAAAGGCAAUUCCAAAUUUAUGUCUCCUCCCCCCCCCCCCAAUCCAUUUGUAAACUCUUCCUUUCUGCAUGUUGAAGGCACCGUUUGGAGGAAGGGCAGGCUAGCAGCUGGACCCGACGGCUCAAAGUUUUCCUCUGCUGCACACGAACAAAAGAUUCCCAGUCAGUAAGUAGCACCUAUUUUUUCAUCACAAAGCAAAUAUCUGCUUACACUGAGAGACAUCAAUGGUAAAUCUGUUUCAUGUAAUAUUUCAUAGAACUCUUAUCUGGAGUUUAGUCAGCCAGUCCCCAUGUGAUUUAAUGUGUACAUAAAUCUCCUGAUUGCAUGCUUAAGAGACCUGGAAACAGUUCUGAAUGUUCAGUUGUAUUAUCUCUGAAUAUGCUGUGAACAUGGUGGAAGGAGCCAUGGCACUUUGGACUCCUAUUGGGAUCUUCCACACAUGGGUGCUGCACCUCUGGCACAAGUCACUCAUGCCCUGUAUAAGGAUAUAAUUACAAAGAACUGGUGCAGACAUAAAGUUCCCAAUCGUUUAAUCAUGGGUGAGGAGCUCAGAGUGAGACAUUUGCAGUAGAGUAGAGGAAGAAUCAACCCUUUCCCAUCUGCAUGGCUUCAUAUUUAUUGCAAUCAGGUUGUAACUAAGCUAUUUAUGCAAUUGCAAGAAAAAAUAACUCUGUCCAGAACUUAUUAAACCACUAAAACUGGCAAAGGACAUAGAAUGAUGGACUCAUUUUAAAUGGACAGCACUUUCUUUUUAACGACCUGAAAAAGUGAUGUGCUGUCAGAUUAUCAGGUAUUACUUAGAUUAUUCUUAGUUAUGAAAAGUUGAGAAGAUUUUUUUCAAAGGGCAUAUGAAGAUUGUAUGUAACACAAUGGUAGAUGCAAAUCAUAUUAUUUAUUAACAUAAUAACCCCAUGUCAAGGAAGCCAUAUCCUUAUUUAUUUACAACAUUUGUAGGUUGCCAUGACAUAAAGAUCUCUGGACUACUCAAAAUAAAUAAAAUGAUAUCUCAUCUAGUGGUCUGUUCCACUUGUACCAAAAAUGUUUUUGAAAGGGCAGUCACCCAGUGUGUAAGAAGCAGAUGCUGAUGGUGAUCUGGAGUUUUGUAGCAUAGCUAUGCCACUAGUCAGGUGCUGCAGAGCAAUGGUGGUCAGUCACUGAAGGGUAAAACUUUUUAUUAUAUUUAGAGGUAUAUAUUUUUCUUACUAGACGAAGCAAAUGAGCUCAAAUAAUUGUAUGUAAGCCACUCUGGGAGACUUUUUGGCUAUAAACAAAUAAACAAACAAUUUAAAUAUAAAGAUGGAUCUAAACUGAAAAGCAUGGUUCCAAGGCAUAAUAUUUAAUAAGCACACAGAAAUUUAAAACCCAGAAACUUUUUCAAAAAACAACAACAUGGCCCAAUGGUCACAAAAAUCAUAAAAAUUCAAAAAAAGCACACAAGCUCCCAGAUUCUUGCAAACACCUCCCCAGCUGUUCCCCCAUCCACCCAGCACACAGAAAUUUAAAACCCAGAAACUUUUUCAAAAAAAACAACAUGGCCCAAUGGUCACAAAAAUCAUAAAAAUUCAAAAAAAGCACACAAGCUCCCAGAUUCUUGCAAACACCUCCCCAGCUGUUCCCCCAUCCACCCAGCACACAGAAAUUUAAAACCCAGAAACUUUUUCAAAAAAAACAACAUGGCCCAAUGGUCACAAAAAUCAUAAAAAUUCAAAAAAAAGCACACAAGCUCCCAGAUUCUUGCAAACACCUCCCCAGCUGUUCCCCCAUCCACCCAGCACACAGAAAUUUAAAACCCAGAAACUUUUUUCAAAAAAAAAACAUGGCCCAAUGGUCACAAAAAAAUCAAAAAAAUACAAAAAAAAGCACACAAGCUCCCAGAUUCUUGCAAACACCUCCCCAGCUGUUCCCCCAUCCACCCAGCACACAGAAAUUUAAAACCCAGAAACUUUUUAAAAAACAACAACAUGGCCCAAUGGUCACAAAAAAUCAUAAAAAUUCAAAAAAAGCACACAAGCUCCCAGAUUCCUGAAAACCCCUCCUCACCUGUUCCCCCAUCCACCCACCAGAAAGAAAUACAAAAAUUAAAAGACAGAUUUUUUUUUAAAAAAAAAUAAACAUGGCCCAAUGGUCACAGAAAAUCAUAAAAAUGCAGAAAAAAACCACACAAGCUCCCAGAUUCUUGCAAACCUCUCCCCAACACCAAGUCCUUGAAUUCUAAACACCCCAACCCAAAAUCCCAAAAACCCCAAAAAAGUUUUAAAAGUUCAACUUACCAAACAGCUGUAGAAGAAGUUUUGGAAAAGCUUCAAAAAUCCAGCAAACUCUUUAAAAAGCUCAGAAAGGCCACCACACCGCGUGCAAUGUGUUGCUCCUCGAGGUCAAGUCGCAACUGCACCUCUUCAAGCAAUGCACCCUGGGUUUUAACGGUUUUACGAAAAGGAAACAAACUUGCAAGACGUUUUCGUCUUGCGAAGCAAGCCCAUAGGGACAUUCGUCUUGCGAAGCAACUCGAAAACGAAAAAACCUUUCGUCUUGCGAGUUUUUCGUUUUGCGAGGCGUUCGUCUUGCGGGGCACCACUGUACUAUUAAAUUAUGCAGGUCUUUUGUACAUAUCUAAAGUGUUUGCUGCAGAAACAUGGUAUAAUAUUUACCUAGAGCAAACAUAAUUGUUACGUUAAAGUAGAGUUGUCAAAACUACUAUAGAUUCUUUUGUAUCUGAUUUCCAGAUUCUGGGGACAAAUGGCAAGGGAUGUCUGUCUUUAUUGUGCAUUACCUGUAAGCUUCCUAAGGUCUUCAGGCUGUGUGCUGUUGGAGACAGUAAAGUGGUCUAGGUGGACCUUUUGGUGAGAGUGAUGCAGAACAUAGAGUGGUGAACUUAGGUCUGGGAGGUCUGACUUGAAAUCUGUUUUUCACCAUAAAGUUUAAUGAGUGUCCUUGAAGAAGCCACUGAUCCCAUUUGCAUGUACCAUAGCUUAGCAUGAACAUGCAAAUAUGUGGGUUCCCAGAGUGAAGAAUAGCACUCCUUCCCCACUCUUGCUUACUAUCUAGGACUAAACCUUGUUUGGUCUUUGUAUCAUGCUCCUUUAGGUAUACUGGGCCUUGGCCCAGUAUACCUGAAGGAGUGUCUCCAGCCCCAUCAUUCAGCCUGGACACUGAAGUCCUCCUCCAAGGGUCUUCUGGCAGUUCCCUCUCUGCAAGAAGUGAAGUGACAGGGAACCAGGCAGAGGGCCUUCUUGGUAGUGGCAUCCGCCCUGUGGAAUGCCCUCCCGCCAGAUGUCAAGGAAAUAAACUGCACAACUUUUAGAAGAUAUCUGAAAACAGCCUUGUAUUGGAAAGUUUUUAAUGUUUGAUGUUUUACUAUGUUUUCAUAUGUACUGUUAGCCGCCCAGAGUGGCAGGGGGAUAAAUGAUAAAGUUGUUGUUAUUGUUAGUUGUUUGUUGUUAUACCUGUUCUUAGCAUUGCCUGUGAACUGGGCUUCUAUCUCUCAGCCUAGCCUACUUCAUAAGAUUGUUAUGAUGAUAAAAUAAGGUAACUCUUUGUAUGCCACCUUGAGUUCCUUAGAGGAAAAGUGUAAUAAAUCCUGCAUAAUUCUUUUCUUAGAAGAAUAAAUUAGAAUGAGAUGGGGAAGCCAGUUCUAACCUAGGUAACAAAGUAGAUGUUUUGGAACAGCAGCUGAGAAUUACGUUUUCAGUCCCAGUGAUUGAUACUAGCUCUUUGUAUUUUGCUUGUUACAAGUUCAUUUAUCAUCUUCCCCUUUUGGGAUUUUUCAGGAUGCCUACUCUGAAAUUGCAUAUCUCUUUGCUGAGUUUUUCCGAGAUCUUGACAUAGUCCCAUCUGAUAUCAUAGCAGGCCUGGUACUUCUGCGCCAACGACAGAGGGCGAAACGCAGUGCAGUACUGGAUGAAGUGAGUAUGCAGACUGCUUUCUGUGCUUUUUCACUGCUGAAAUACAGAUGUUGCUGAUAUGUUUAUCUGGCUUUUAAUCACUUAUUGUCAUGUGUUUCAGAAGUGGGGAAUCACUAAAUCUUUGCCUAGCUGUCCCUCAAAUAUAACAGUCCGUCACCUCUCAGUGACCAAUAAUGAAAAAAUUGUAACAAGCAUUUUUCAGUGUUUCGUUGAUAAACUUCACAAAAAGCUUGGUACUGGAAUGUGGGAAAUCAUGAUUUUUAGGGAUCAAAAACUUCAAGAUGUUACCAAACUAGCAGUCCCAGGAUAUAGUCUAAAGGCAACUGAGGCACCACCAUGCUUCAGCUAAGCAGGUCUGGUCUGUGUCUGAAUGGAUUACCCCCUUGAAUUCCGUGAUGGAAGAAAGGAGGGACAAAACUGAAAUAACAAUAAUAAACAAUUUUAAAAUAGUGGUUAGUUUUUCAUGUCUCUAGGCUUUAGAGUGGAGGUGUUAGGAAGACAAACAGAAUUAUUAUGAAACUUUGGCAGAAUAUAGUGAGAAUUUUGUUUCUGCUUAACAGUGAUCCACGUCAAAUGGGGUUUCCCUCUCCUUGAGUGCAAAUGGAAUGUUUCUGGGUCAUGAUCUUAGUCUCUUAUGUGAUUUACAGGCAAACAAUGAUAUUCUAGCUUUCUUGUCGGGGAUGCCAGUAACCAGGAACACUAAAUAUCUGGACCUGAAAAACUCAGUAAGUCAUCAGACUCUAAUGCUACUUCGACACAAUUGCAGAGUGCACACUAGCUUAUCAGGCCCAAUAAAUCAGUCAUCUUGUAUUUCCUUUAAUGCAAACUUUUAUUCUAAUCAGAACAGUAAAAAAUGGAGAGGCCCAGUGCUUUUUUUUCUGGGGGGAUGCAGGGGUAUGCAUACCCCUAAACAUUUUGUGAAUCUUUGUACUUUUGUCCAUUUACUGUAUUUAUUUUUCCCAAUUUGAACUAUAAAAUGGUGAUUUUCUUCAGUCAAAAUGAGAGUACCCCUAAACAUUUUUUUUAGAAAAAAAGCACCGGAGAGGCCUAUUAGUAUGUUGCAGCAAAAAGAACAGAGCCUUGUUUAAAGCUGGAAGUGGCAACAUGAAUUGCUCGGCAUUUAAUUUUCCCAACCCAAUUUUAUGUAAUGAAAGCAGUAUGAUGUUCUGGAUGUUACCUGCAGGCCAAACUAUUCAUAACCUCUCAAGCCACAUGUGCCUUCUUCCCUUUAUCAGUGUAGGGAUAAAGUCCUUGUUCUGUUAAAUAAUGUACCUUAAAAAAGAAGCACGAAGAAGGAAGUACAAAUGCACUUUCACUUCGUGAAACCAGGCAGUCAAGAAGCCCAAACCCUUUUUGUUUUCAUGCUGUGGGAAUAAGAGCCUCAGAUGCAUAGACUUCUGUUCCUCUUUACAGCUGAACUUGGUGCAACCUUGGGUUAGCUUAAAUGUUGUUUGUAGUUUAAAUGAACCAGCAUUCCCCUGAUUUGGAUGUAAUGUAGGACUUCGUGUAGGGACGCGGGUGGCGCUGUGGGUAAAACCUCAGCGCCUAGGACUUGCUGAUCGCAAGGUCGGCGGUUCGAAUCCCCAUGGCGGGGUGAGCUCCCGUCAUUCGGUCCCAGUUCCUGCCCACCUAGCAGUUUGAAAGCACUCCUAAGUGCAAGUAGAUAAAUAGGUACCGCUUUAUAGCGGGAAGGUAAACGGCAUUUCCGUGUGCGUGCUGGUGCUGGCUUGCCAGAUGCCGCUUAGUCACGCUGGCCAUGUGACCCGGAAGUGUCUCGGGACAGCGCUGGCUCCCAGCCUCUUGAGCGAGAUGAGCGCGCAACCCUAGAGUCGGACAUGACUGGCCCGUACGGGCAGGGGUACCUUUACCUUUAGGACUUCGUGUAGUUUAAAAGCAGAAGUGAGUGUUUCCAGUCUCCUUUCAGCUGUCCCCAAGAUUGGGGGCAGGAGAGCGCAAGCCCAAGCCAGUGUGGCCAAUGGUUAAUGGUGAUGAGAGUUGUGAUCUAGUAACUUCUGGAAAACACCACGUUGGCUACCCCUGCUCUAAACUAUGAGUUAGUGUUGCGUCUGAAAAUGGCCUUUGGCUGUAGGUGGUUACUUUCAACUAAAGAAGCCUGGAAAGAGGGGAGGGCAGGGUUUGAAGGUCCAACAAAUUUUAAAAAUGUAUUUUGUGGGGCAGGGAACUGAUAUUGAAACAGUGAGAGGGAGACAUCUCCAAUGAUGCCAUCAGGACACUAAAUAUCUCUUGUUUCCUCCAGCAAGAGAUGCUGCGAUACAAAGAGGUUUGUUACUAUAUGCUCUUUGCUUUGGCUGCCUAUGGCUGGCCCAUGUAUUUGAUGAGGAAACCUACCUGUGGACUUUGUCGCCUGGCCAGAUCUUGCUCGUAAGUGUUCACCCAGGCUGUCUUUGUAUACAUUUCCUCCUCACUUUCUACUCAUGUAUUUAUUCUUCCUUGUCUUCUUUAGUAAAUCCUUAAUUUCCCUUUCCUCAUUCUCUCUUCCAUUUUUGUAGUCUCGUUUUUGGCCUACACAAGCCUUUGCUUUUUAAAAAUGGCUUGCACGUAUCUCACUUCGAGGAGGUUACAAAGUAACUUUAUCCUAUCCAUAUUUACUUGCUAUGAUGCUUUAGUUGAGAUUCCUGCAUUGCAGGGGGUUAGACCAGAUGGCCCUUGGGAUCCCUUCCAAGUCUACAAUUCUGUGAUCCUAUGAAAUGUUAUUUCUGUCCAUGUAGCAUCUCAUUGUUCCUUAAUAGGCCUUUGAGUAUUCAUAUGCAUGUUUACUUAGGAUGAUGUCCACUGAUUUCAGUGGAAUUUACGUCUUCGUAAGCAUGCACAGGUUGUAGUCCUAAGUGCCUAAAUCAGGGCUUGGAAGGUUUAUUAUAUUUCAGUGCACAUAUCCAUAAUGUCAACUCUGCAGAUAGUUAAGAUAUACUGAACUUGCAUUAUUAAAUAGUUAAUACUGUUCUGGUGCCUCUAUAAAGUCUGAUUUCUUUUUUCUUUUCUCCUUUCUGACCUGUUGUCUUUCUCUUUAAUUUUUACUCAUUUCUUCCUUUAUCCUAUAAAUUCACAGGGCUAUCUUUUAGGUUGCUGGUAUAUUAUCUUUUCCAGAAUGAAAACAGAGCUGGCAUUUUGUGUAGGUAAAAAUGUCUUCAGUAAGCUAGGCUCUUCUAUUGCUUCUCUUUUAUCCUUCAUCUCUUCUUCCAUUCCUUUCCAAAUGUUAUUUACCUGUACUUUUUAUUUAAAGAUGCUGUUGUCUCUGCCCCUCUCGGCCACGUUAUGCACCUGGUGUCACAAUUGAGGAAGAUAAUUGCUGCGGCUGCAAUGCUAUCGCCAUCCGUCGCCACUUUCUUGAUGAAAACAUGAGCUCUGUGGACAUUGUGUACACUUCCUGUCAUGAUGCGGUAAGGACCAUCUAAGAGCUUCCUUGCUCUGAAGGACAUUUCUGGGACAUUUCAGAGCCAUGUCUUAAGCCAACAGGUCUAGCAGCUAAUUUAUAGCCUGAAGUUACUAUCAGUGAUAUACAGAUAACGCCUUAUGUAUGCUCAAGUAGAUUGAACUCAAGGGUGUUGCUGUCCUUUGAAGACUUAUCUGCUAGCUGUUUUACUUGCAUGUUGGGAGGGUGACAGUCACUUCAUUUCAGUAAGGCAAGACUGAUGUGAUGCUGCAUUUCCUUUAGGUCUAUGAAACUCCCUUCUACGUUGCUGUCGAUCAUGAGAAGAAGAAAGUGGUCAUCAGUAUUCGAGGAACUUUGUCCCCAAAGGUAAUGUUGAGUCCUGCUCUGUUCACUCCCACAAUAGAUGUCAUUUCAUGCUGGGCUCCUAGGAAUCCUCUGCUCCCACAUUUCACAUUGCACUGUUCUUGUAGAAAGAUACCAUUAGCAUUUUAUGAUUCAUUCUAAUAUACAAUUGGUCCUCCUUCUUACUUCUCCAGGAUGCUCUGACUGACCUGACUGGAGAUGCUGAGCGUCUCCCUGUGGAAGGUCAUCAUGGAACCUGGCUUGGACACAAGGUAGUCAUCGCUUUCUUAUUUCACCUAGUUGGUCUGUAAUUUCAGCCCUCUCUUUUCUCAGCUCCUCUUGAAAGCAAACUAUUUAAAAUGAUUUGCGAUCCUUUCAUGAAUUGUGAAGUGUUGCUGCUGAAAAAGUAACAAGGCAAGUGCGUCAAAGUUGCUAGUCAAAUAAAAAAAACCUCAAGAACCAACGCCUGGUAAUAACUUCACAAGGUUGCUGGAGUUCAGAAAACAGUUGACUGUUGCAGAACUGAAUUCAAAAAAGCCAAUGUUCAUAAAAGCUACUGCAUUGAGAAACAGGUUUACAAUGGGGCACAAUGGCUCUGUGCUUGAUGAGGCAGCAUUACCAUUUGCGGUCUUGCAGCCACACCCAACGCAAGACACCAUGCUUGUGCAGCACUGUAAGUGCCUGGAAAAUUAUCAGUAUAGGACAACCAUAGAGAAGCCAUGACAAAAUGGUUUGUACGUUGUGCAUGGCCCCUGUGAUAAGCAUUGGAGAUGCAGGAGAGAAAAAUCAGAUUGUUUUUCCAUAUAUUAGAUAUGUCAAAAAAGGAAAUUCUGGAAGAGUAUAAUCAAUUAAGGAUAUAGUGGGGGGGGGGGGUUAUUACUAAAACUGUUGUGUUGGGCUAUAGAAAGCACAGUGCCAAUGUAAGGGACAUGGAAUGAAUAUUAACCCUUCUGGUUAUGGCUAGAAUUGAAAAACCAGUAGACGGAAAACAGCUGAGGUAUUAGAGAAGGACUGAAGAAUGUGGAACAUGCCCUUUUUAUCUCUGACACAUGUAGUUAGAGCAGGAGAAAGAAGACUUUUUUUAGAAAAAAGGAAUAGGUUUGUGCAACAGCCCUCCUACCCCUGGUGGUUGCUGAGCCAGUAUGUCCAUGAGAACCAUCAGCCAUGGGUGACAUGAUCCUCAGCCACUGAGAGCUCACUUCACCAAUAGCUGGUUGAUGUUGGAGAUGGUGAGUGACCUCAUGGUUCUAGGGCCCUUUAAAUGGUCCAAGGAGAGAGGGGGAAAGAGGAGUCAGGGAGGGUCUGGAGGAAAAAGAAAUGAAAAACUAAGAGCACAUCAAUCAUUUGAGUAUGUUGAGUAUGCUCAGAUAUGUUACUGAAGUGCUGAUGCAGGCCACUCAGCUGUGCUAAAACUCCCCUUUUCACUUGUCCUUUCUUCCUCCUUUUAGGGGAUGGUGCUGUCUGCUGAGUACAUCAAAAAGAAACUAGAGCAAGAGAUGGUGCUCUCUCAGGCCUUUGGGCGUGAUUUGGUGAGGCUUUGCUUCUGUGCAUUGUGGUCAGGAGAUAGGUUCAUUUUUCCACCCACGUCCCUCUGUUAACUAUAGAACAUUAUGUUUGAAUUACUAGAAACAAUGUCAACAUCUGAACACUUCUAACAUUUGUAGCUGUUCAGUGCCCUUGGCCACCAGAUGAAUAAUUUACUGUUCUGUUGAACAGUUACUGGAAACAGUGUUGGGGGGAAAAUAAGUCACUGAAGUUAGGAAAUGGAAAGGAAGGCAGGAAAAUCACCUUAUUCCAAGAUACUAAAAACAGGUAAAAUUCAAUUGAAAAUCAGUUUCCACAUUAAUGACUUGCUUGAGUCUUGCAAUAAAUUAUAAAGUAAUUUUGCACACGUGUGCACACAUAAAGAACAAUUUGACCUUUCUGUGCUAUAAAGCAAAUUACAUUGUGAGCUGUAUCAUUACAUCUAUAAUUCUUUUGACAGCAGAGUAUGUGUAUGUUGCCUAUACAGUGGUACCUCAGGUUAAGUACUUAAUUCGUUCCGGAGGUCCGUACUUAACUUGAAACUGUUCUUAACUUGAAGCACCACUUUAGCUAAUGGGGCCUCCUGCUGCCGCCGUGCCGCCGGAGCACGAUUUCUGUUCUCAUCCUGAAGCAAAGUUCUUAACCUGAAGCACUAUUUCUGGGUUAACGGAGUCGGUAACCUGAAGCGUAUGUAACCUGAGGUACCACUGUACUAAAUGUUCUUCAGGAAGUGCUCAAAGAAGAAUUAGCCUACUAUAAGGAUGUGUAAGGAAUUCAGUGUUUGUGAAUAAAUGAAAUGAUCUGAUUCACACAUCUUGGACUAAUGUUCAAAUUGGAAUUUAGCUUUCCACAGGAUUUUAACACUUCUCUACUGCUGAGAUACAGUCCUUAGCUGUUCAAGCAUAUUAAAAUACACAUUUUGAUAUUGUUUUUAAGUAAAAUAAAUUUGUGUUUAAAUAUGUAUUUAAAUAUAUAAUGUGUUUUGAGAGGGCCUUCUAAAAUUGCAGAACAGAAUGAAAAGUAAAACAUGUAAAAAUGACACAACUCAGAAAUAGAUAAUGCAACCUUGGAGUGCUCUGCAAUCUUUUUGCCUUUCUUUCACAUCAGUCUGUUUCAGAAUUAAUCCUGCUGUUCUUUAGGCUGUGGCUCCAGACUUUUGUAAUUACUUAGGAGCUCAAGAUUUGCUUUUUAUAUUUAUCCUAUAAUUGAGUGCAUUUAUAGUGCCUUACAUGUAUUCUCUUACUGUAAUACUCAAAGGCUUUUUCCCCAUGUUGGAGAUUUGGGGCAGGGAUCUGUGAGUGGCUUGCCUUAAGGCCACCUAAGUGAGUUUAUGGCUGGGAUGAGAUUCACAUUCGACUCUCUUAUAUUUUAGCUAAAGGGGGAAGGAUUUGAUAAGAAUUGCCAAAUUAUGCAAAUACCUAAUUGUUUUUUGUUUUGUAGGGCAGAGGAACAAAACACUAUGGCCUAAUUGUUGUGGGCCAUUCCUUAGGGGCAGGCACAGCUGCCAUUCUGUCCUUCCUGCUGCGUCCUCAGUACCCAACUCUAAAGUGCUAUGCCUACUCUCCCCCAGGUGGACUCUUAAGGUAAGUAUUUGUAUUUAUUGAAUAAAGGGAAGGGGGAGCCAUAGCAUCUGAGAUUUUAGCAGGCCUGUUCUGUGCAUUUUCAGGCUUGCAUCUUCAGGUUUAAGGAUUUUUUUUUUAAAAAAAUGAAAGCUAAGAACAGGAUGUUGACCUACCUCAGGUGUCAACUUCUGAUGUGCCCUGUCACAGAUAGGAGUUGCUUCUGUUGAAUGCCCAGAGGGAUGCCUAUGAUGUCAGACUCUGUGGCCAUAGUUGUUCAAUACAUCAGUAGUAAUGUAAAUCAUAUCAGUGUAUUUGGACAGGGAAUUACAGGUCAAUUAACCCUGAAAGAAAUUGAUUUCUAAAGUUUCUUUUAUUUGUGACACAUCUGGGGCGUGGGUUCCUUAUUUGGAAUUAAGACCACAUUAUACUACUAAGCCUCAUGUGGGCUAGCUUAGCUAUAUAUUGGUGGUGGGCAGUUUGGUAUUGCUCUCAUUCUCAUUAUAUGCAAAUGUUUCCAUCCAGAUGCCAAUGUAGUGUUUUUUCACUUUCUGUGUUUCUCAAAUGCACUCUGGAUUUGCCCAUAUGAAGUACAACAUAUGAUGAAUACUCUGGUGAUCCAGUUCACGUUUGGGCUACCACACUGGAGUAUAUUUCAGAGUUGUAUCUCUAGAAUAGUACUGGGGGUGGGGGUGGGGCUGUUGGUUUAGCAAACAGGCAGUGUGCCAGCCUUAUAAAUUUGGAAACUGGAUAUUUAUGAUUCAGAGAAUUAAUUGGAUAUUGUGUCCCUUUCUGACAAUGAAAUCCCACCAGUUCCUUCUUGUUUCCCUUCUAGUGAGGAUGCAAUGGAGUACUCCAAAGAGUUUGUUACAGCAGUUGUGCUAGGCAAAGACCUAGUCCCCAGGCAAGUCAAUAAGUCUGAAAUUUCUUGUUUCAGUGUUUCUUUGUUUUAUACCAAAGCUCUGUGCUUCCUUUCUGAAAGAUCCCAAUUCACAUUUGUCUCAUUUUCCUAUUUACCAAUCUUCAACCCCCGUCUUGCUUGUCCCUCUUUUCCUAGCUACCUGUAUUGCUGUGUCUUUUACCUGGACUCAUUCAUUGAUGUAUUGCAUACCUGUGUAUUGGCAUAUCCCUCCCCUAUCUCUCAGUUGCCUGUAUUACUGAAAAAGGUGAAUAUUCUGAUUCCACAAUUGUGUUCAUUGUGGCAUCUGGCAUCUAUUUGCCAUCUCCUUAGUUAUCUGUGCUGUCAUUUACACAUUUGUGCUCUCUCCCAGGUCACCUCUUCUGAGCCAGCUUACACCUGUGAAUUGUCUCCUGGCUAUAUCUUCCGUGUCAUCUUCCAUCUUUGCACUGUAUCUUGAGCUAUACGUGUUGUCACCUCACUCCUGCCUAGCAUCUCUGUAGUAUGUGAACUGUGUCAUCUUACACUUGUGUACUGUGUAUCGUUUUAUGUGCAUUAUCAUCUCUUGCUUACCUGUGUGCUUUUUCAUUUCUCACCACCUCACAAUUGUGUAUAAGGUCCUUGGCUCUUUUUUAUGUUAAAAGCUCAUAUCCUUUUGCAUUUUCUUUGUCCUAGCACACAUCUGUGGCCCAUGGGUGGCAUGCAGCCCUUCCAUGAGGUUAGCAUGGAUGCCCCAACUAUUAUUCCACUAAAUGCCUCCCAUCACCAAAUUUAUUGAGAUGGCAGUGGAGAGGAAGGUGCGAAGGGAGGAAUCAUCCAAGUGUACCUUUGUCCUCAUGUAGAUCAUGCUCCUCCACGCAUCUGAGGCAGAGAAGACUGCAGUCUCUCCAUGCUGGAGUGGGAAGCUGCCUGCUUUUCUUUGCCUGAGAUGGAAAAAAAGUUCAGUACCCAUUAUGUAGAAGCAUCUCCCGCCUGUUUAUCUAUGAUUAUCUGGAUAGUGGUACUUCACACUUCUAUUCCGUCUUCCUAGUUUGCUUGUUUUACCUGUCAUAUGGCAUCUAAAAUCUCUGAAUCAUUAUCUUGGUUAAAUGGAUUUUGAUAGCCUGCUUCCCUUUUGAGUAUUGACUUCUCACACCCCUGUGUCAUAUUUUUUGUUAUCUAUAGUUUUAGUUAAGUAGUUUGCAUACUGUAUUAUUCACUUACUCGUUGGAUUAUCUGUAAUGUAUCUGCUCAUAUCUUUCUAACGGGUUAGGAAUUGUCUUCAGUAUAUUUGUAUAAAAUAGCCUUAUACUGAGCCAUGGGUAAGUCUACUCUGAUCCCAUCUCUCUUCACUUUCCUGUAUGUGCUCCUCAUAAUAGUUAUACCUGCAUCAGUGCAUCUGAUAUUCUUUAUCCCUCAGGAUUGGGCUCUCACAACUGGAGGGAUUUCGCCGGCAGCUUCUUGAUGUUCUGCAGAGAAGUAACAAACCAAAGGUAAGAUGAGUUGGACUCUCUUGUGUUUUUAGGCUUUUGAUGUUAAAAUGGAGGUUGCUAUAUAUUUCCAUUGUGAUGUUUUAAUCUGUUAGCCAGAUUAGGCAGGUUAUGAAAAUUAGGCAGGUUAAUAUGUAAAAUAAUAAAGAAAGAUUUCAAGUCUAUCUGAAAUUAAAUUAUUUGUGUCACAUGCAUUCUUAAAAUACAGUGGUACCUCUGGUUGCAAAUGGGAUCCAUUCCGGAGGCCCGUUCGCAACAUUAGCAGAACGCAACCUGCGUUUGCGGGUCGCAAUUUGCCCUUUCUGCGCAUACGCAUGAUGUUAUUUUGCGUGUCUGCGCAUGCGCGAGUGGGGAAACCCGGAAGUAACCCUUUCUGGUACUCCCGAGUUGCCGAGGGAUGCAACCUGAAAAGGCUCAACCUGAAGCAAAUGUAACAUGAAGUAUGACUGUAGCUGAAAAGGUUACUGCUUCACCUUUAUUUGUUUAGGACUUCAUGUUUCAUUGGCUGCUGUCCCAGGUCUAUGAUAAAUUCAUGAUAACAGCAGUGGCAUAAGCAACCUAAUCCUAGUUAUUUUAAGAUUAGACCUUGUCUGCCUUACUGCAGAUUCACAGUCUAAAUGUAAAUUUCAUGUGUAUCUGUCAUAUAGCAUCUGCCUGGGCUACAGCUAGAGAUUAAUGUAGCCUCUUACCUUCUUGUUAAAAACUGCCUCAACUGAGAGAGGGGCUUCCUGUUACCGCUUGAAUUCCAUUUGUAGUGAAAUGUAAUUAGUUAGAAAUCUGAUAAUUUAGCCUCUGGCCAGUUGGGGCGUAUUGGCAUAGUCAGACAUGUGCCUACCUUGAUCCCCUUGUGACUAUUCCCUCUGGGUUAAAAGGUGAUGGUAUUCUUAGUUGAAUCUAUUUUCAAGGUAGUUCCCAUUAUCAUUUUUCUCAUUCGCCCAUUCCACAAUUGUUCAAUUGCAUUAAUAUGCCAUCAAGAAGACAAGGUAUUUUGAAGGCUGUUACACUUGCACAGCAGUGAUAACACAUUUUAAAAAGUUUACUCUGGGAAAGUAACACACAAGCAAACUCUGUAACUGCUUCUUGUGUGUUGUGUGAUACUGGGAUAGCUCAGUAUGCAGGACAAGAGAAGGUAAUAAUUAAAUACACUAUCAGGGAAAGGAGCCAAAAUUAAAAGGAAACGGUGCUAUUCUGAUGAGGUAAAGAGAGAUGCAGUUCUAUAUAUUAACAUUAGUAUUCUUUUUGAUCAAUGCACUUCUGUUUGUGUGUGAUGUCAGGCCUGGAAAGUCACCAGACUGGGUUAUCAUAUUUUCCCUAUAUUUAGAUUCUGUAGAUUUCGCAUGUCUUAAUCACUGUUGCUAAGAGGGAGUUUGCCUGAGACACUGCCUGCUAAAUGUUAAUAACUUCCUAUUGGACAACUACCCUCCUUUCUUUCUUAGAAUAAUAUAACCCCAAACUUCCGUCUAAUUUGAACUAUAAGUAAUAAGUACAGUCGUACCUUGGUUUUCAAACAGCCUAGUUCUUGAAUGUUUUGGCUCCUGAACGAUUGAAACCCAAAAGUGAGUGUUCCGGUUUUCGAACAUUCUUUUGGAAGCCAAACAUCUGAUGGGGCUUCUGAUUGGCUGCAGGAGCCGUGCUUUGGUUUUUGAAUGUUUUGGAAGUUGAAUGGACUUCUGGAACGGAUUCCAUUCAACUUCCAAGGUACAACUGUAAUUGGUUGGCUCACAAAUGAUCAGAUUUAUGACAUCACUAGUUGCCCCUAAAAAUUGGAACUUUUCUCCUUCAAAUGAGAUUGCUACUUGUCCUUGCUCAAAGUAGAAACCUGGGUGAUAGAUGCUUCUUAGAGAUGCACUUUAGCUUCUUCCCUGAAUGCUCAGUGAUUUAUAGAGAGAGAUAGAUAGAUAGAUAGAUAGAUAGAUAGAUAGACAGAUAGAUAGACAGAUAGAUAGACAGAUAGAUGAUAGAUAGAUAGAUAGAUAGAUAGAUAGAUAGAGAUAUGGAUGUUUUUCCAUGUUUUUAUUAUUGUUAAUAUACAAACCAAGGAAUCUAGUCCAUAGUGUGAUUGCUGCCUUCUUUUCUGCAUUAUGAGUGUCAAAUGGGAACACAAUGCAUUUUUUUAAAAAAACCAUCAGCCCAAAUGUGAAGUUUUCUCAACUUUCCCCCUUUGUACCAUGAUAUAAUGUCAGCACUUCAGCCUUGCACUUAAUUGCAUUACUUCAGAGUCCUCCUUUCCUUUCUCUUUUCUUGGACAGUGGAGAAUCAUUGUGGGUGCCACAAAAUGCAUUCCCAAGUCUGAGCUCCCUGAAGAGCAAGAAGUGAAUUCAGUAACCAGUCACCGCCUCUGGACCCAUCCUAGUGACUUAACCAUCGCCCUGUCGGCAAGCACACCACUCUAUCCUCCUGGGCGCAUCAUUCAUGUUGUUCACAAUCAUCCUGCUGAACAGUGCUGGUGGGUAGAGCUGGGAAUAAUAUUCAGCAAACUGUUUGAUGGGCUUUCUUGGUGGCCAGCAUGGGGUGGUGGUGGUGAUCUUAUUUUCUGAGAGUUUCUAACUUGUAAUUUUGGUGGCACCUUUACUGAUAGUGCAGCACAUAUAGAUAUUAUUAAAUUUCCCCUAUGGGAACUCUAGUUUGGUUUUAUGUGCUCUGCAUUUAUCCCAUAGUACCAGCCGUGGUGGGUGGAAAUUGCUGGGGUCUUCAACUGUCACCUCCCCCCCCCCCAACCAAAAAGCAAAGCCACCCAGGAACAAAGGAUGGUUUACAUCUGGGUGGGAGACUAAUUGACCCAAACUGAGAAGACACUCACUAAACAAAAACUUAGGCUAGGUAGUUCACUGCAGUCAGUGAGUAUUUCAUCAAGGAUAAACUAUUAAUAUUAAAAAACCUCUAUGUAUGCAUUUACAUGCAGCUAGUUUUGUUUGCCUGGUCUGCUGAAUGUAACAUUCCAAGCUAUAGAAUUAAAAAAUGGGAAAUGCAGCUGAGUGUUAGAAUGACAAAAUUAUGUAAUAACCAGGUACUCUUGAUGACAUUGUAACCUUGGGAAUAUAGCCAUGAUACCAAGGUAUCUGCAGAAGCCUGUGGCUUUAUUCUCUUGGCAGUUUAGCUCCUGCCUGAAAUGGUAUUUAGUAGAGGAGCACUGUAGUGGGAAAAGAGAUGGAUGACAGGAGAUAAGUGCUUGAGUCUUGUUUGUUUCUGUUCUCUGCUGGUACCAUAUUAUAGCAUUUCAUAAUGUCAGUUAAUUGUGCAGGACAAGAUGUGAUAUGAAUGAUUCUGCCUUAGAAUAUGGGCCUGAAAGAACUGCCUUUGUGUUCUGUUAUUCAUUUGGGUCCUUAGAGUGAUGUCCCCUACACCCAGCCCCACUGUAUGUCCCAGUGUUUUUUCUCUGGGGUCAUCAUUCCUUCUCCCUCUAAUUCGCUUGCUUUCCCAUGACUGUGCCUUUCUUGACUUUCCCCCCAGCUGCUGUGAUCAGGAGGAACCCACAUACUUUGCCAUUUGGGGAGACAACAAAGCAUUUAAUGAAGUGAUAAUUUCCCCAGCAAUGCUACACGAACACCUGCCUUAUGUGGUCAUGGAGGGUCUUAACAAGGUAAUAAUGGGCAUUAUUUGGGGAGGUACCAGAGGGGAUAGAAGACGAACCAAAAUGUUUGUGCUGAACAUCUGAACAAACUGAUUAAUGGAUGAAGAAAAGGACGGACAUUAUGAUUAAGGGAUUGUGUAUCCAGCAAAAUGUAGUCCAGCAAAAUGUGAGGCGUACAUACAAAAAUUUUGUUGAAAAUCAAAAGCACUGAUAUAACAUGUUGCUGUGAUCCAUUUUAGGCACGCUGUGGGACAUUUGACUUUUAUGUCAAAAGUCAGUGAGGUUAGGUUGGAAAUGAUAACUGAAGAAAACUGUUCUCUACCAAUUUAUUUUGCACAGGUACUGGAGAAUUAUAACAAAGGCAAAACAGCCUUGCUUUCUGCAGCCAAAGUGAUGGUGAGUCCUACAGAAGUGGACCUCAACCCGGAGUUAAUCUUCCAGAAUCAGCCUCUGCCUAGGCCUUCUGUGCAGAUUGGAAUUGGAGACAUAGUAGUGGACAGAAGGAACAGCAGCACUAAGUAAGGAUGUGGCUCUGAUUUUUCUAGAAAGAUCCACUAAAGACCCCUGAUGGACGUAUUUCUUCCUGCUAUGUGAUAACUGCUGUGGUGUUGGUGGAUAUCGUGAUGUCAUAAAUGAGGAGUUGUAUCUGCGGUGUUCUUUUCUGUGGCUUGUUCCAAGAGAUCAUAGCGUAGCCUUGUAUUAGUCUCAUAUUUUUGUCUUCUCCUUUUGCAGGAGUAAGGCUCACUCUGAAAUCAGUUUGGAAGGGUUUUAUGAGACCAAGCUUCUAUCUCCAGUGCAGAAGGAUCCUGUGGAGCUGCUGCUUCUAGAUACCAAGGAACGCUUGUCUGUUGAACUGCAGGACCGGCGUGCUCCUCUUGCUACAAUGGAGAGCCUGUCGGAUAAUGAAUCCAUCUACAGCUUUGAUUCAAGGCGUUCCUCUGGUUUUCGUAGCAUCCGCGGCUCACCCAGCCUCCAUGCAGUCAUGGAGAAAGAUGAGACUCACUGUUUUUAUAUCGACCCAGCAAUCCCUGAGGAAAACCCCUCCCUCAGCUCACGGACAGAGCUGCUUGCUGCUGACAGCCUCUCCAAACACUCCCAGGAGACUCAGCCUCCUGAGGCCCUGCACAACAGUGGAGACACCACUCCUCAGCGGCGUUGCAGUGACGGCGGUGCUGGCAGCGAUGCAGACCACGUUUCCUUCACUGCUCAGGAGGAACUGACCCUCCAGAACGGGAGGCUCAGUGAUGACCCCAGUCCGCAAGUGUUGGAGUUUGCCGAGUUUAUAGACAGCCUCUUUAAUCUGGACAGCAAAAGCAGCUCCUUCCAGGACAUCUACUGCAUGAUGGUAUCGGACAGCACUAGUGAUUUUGCUGAGAUGCCCAAGUCUGUCAGUGAUCAGGAGAUCCUGCUAAGAGCACAGUAUGAGCCCAACUUAGUCCCAAAGCCCCCCAGGUUAUUUGCGGGCUCAACAGAUCCCUCCUCAGGCAUAUCAGUUUCCCCUUCUUUCCCUCUGAGUUCUUCUGGAGAGCUUAUGGACCUCACUCCUACAGGCAUGAGUAGCCAGGAAUGUCUGGCCACUGAUAAAAUCCGGACUUCCACUCCCACUGGCAAUAUGACCAGCCCUGCCAAACAAGAGGACUGCAUGAUCUCAGCCCUCUAGUGUAGGAGAGAAGGGCCCAAAUAGCCAAUCCCAUGCUUUGAGUCAUGGGAUAAAACGUGGAGGACCUGGUCACUGGGCAGGUGAGAGUUGUGGAAGAUGCAUGGGAAAGGUGGCAUUCUUUCCUAGGUGCUUAGUUAAUGGCGCCACAGUGGAGGCCAGCACGAAGGAUGCCACACCGUGGUUUGUGUUCUUUAGUUAGGGAGAAAAUCACUGCCUAACGCAGCCUGCUGCUUUUUGAGGACCUUGUUCACUGAAGUUAGAUGACUGGUUUCCCUACCUCAGCAUAUUUCUUUUAAGAAGGAGGCAGGAUCUCUGCCUUUCCUGCUGAAAUUAGGAAGUUACUGUCCACAGGCUAGAGGACCAGAGCUACAUAAGCUGAGGGGUCAGAUAAUGUCCUUGGAAUUGUGUCUGAAUCAAGGAGAUUGUGACUUUGGGCCCUAUUGCACUAGCGUAUCAUGUUUGACUCAAGCACCUGUCCAUCAUUGUCAUCAUUGUGAUUUUUUAAAAAAAUAAUAAUCAGACACACUCUCCUGUUUUAUAGCCAUUAAGGCUGUGUUCCAGAGGAAUGCAGUCCCCCCACUCCCGAUCCUGACUGGGUGCAGUGAAAAUUGGGCCGGGGCUCGGGUGUUUUGCUCCCCUGAUUAGCUCUGUGUUCAGUGAUAACCAGACUUCUUCUGAGAAGAAAGUACAUGUACUGGAGGGUGGGACGGAGGGGAUGAGAGGUAUUUUGGGUCUCACAGCAUUGCACAGCUCCCCAGAUCACUAUGAACUAGUGACAAUCUUGCUUUAUCUGAUAGAAUUUUCAUCUCUAUUUGCAUGAAUCAAUUGGUUUAAACUAGCUUUUGGCUUGCCAGUGCCCUAUAUUAUUCCCCAAAACAUAAUGGUGCCCAGAGCCAGUUUGUCCCCAUUCCUGAUCUUGCAUUCACUGGCAGUAUCACGUAAGGUCAAUGGCGGUCUGUCCCUGAGUUCAGGGAAAAGAUGGACUUAUAUUGUGCAUUGAAGUCUCAUGUAUGUUUACAAAGCUACUAAGCAUUUUGGGGAGGUAGUUACUAAGUGUAUGAGAAACACCUGCCUGAGUGGGACGAAUGUUCUCUCUGCAUUCCCAUCUCUCCCUCAACUUGGGUCCUUAAGAAGCAUUGUUAUUACAAAUCCUUCUUAGAAAGUACUGAUGGGUGAUAGGAUUAACCCUGUGCAUAUGCAUUCCUUCAGCCACUCUACGAUCAGGGGCUUAUCAGCAUCACCCAACUACACAUCAGAGCAACUCACGACAUUGCAUCUCAGCUACUAGUCCUGCAACAGUGCUCAUGUCUGAGAUCUUCUCACAACAACAUGGCGGCACUGUGUAAAAUUGCAAGUAUUUUCUAGUGAAUGAAACUUAGGAGUGAAAUAAUUUUUACGUAGGAAGUUAAGCAUAUUGUGACCUACAAGUCAUAUUAUAUCGGAAUGUAGCAUUAAUGUGAAAGAACAACUCUUACCAUAGGCCUCUUCAGCAUGCAGCCUCGUAUGCCAUACACAGCAUAUGACCCAUGCAUGGCAACCCAGAAGGUACUUGGCACAUUCCCUGAGGUUGCGGCCUCAGGUCCCCAAGCAGGCUGCCAAAACAAAGGGCACUCUGAAGGUUCUGGCAAGCUCUAGCCACUUGUGCCUCUUUGUGGUUUAAAGGCUGCUUGUUUGGAAGAACUGGAAACGAGUGGGAGAAUUUCCAGUUUUCUUGGUGACUAAUAGCACAAUCCUGUAUGUGUCUACUUGGAAGUAAGUCCCACUGAGCUCAGUGGUCCUUGUUGCCAGCUAAGUGAGUACAGGGUUGCAGCCUUAGUUUUGUUUCCUAUGGAGGUUCUAGGGACUCGUUGCCUUUCAUGUUUUAACACUCCUAUGUAUGCUAGCUUGGAAACCAGUCCCCACUGAACUCCACAGGACUUUUCCUUCUGAAUAAACUUGCAUAGGAUAGGACUGCAAAUACCCGCAGGGGGUUGGACUCGAUGGCCCUUGUGGUCUCUUCCAACUCUAUGAUUCUAUGAUUAAAUGAUUCUGCAAUAUGCAGGGCAAUUGUGAAUUGGGGCCUAAUGCUGGUGGUCAACAUGACAGAAGAGUAAAUCCCCCCUUUCUACACUGAAACAAUUUUUCAUUGGAAGCGCAGACGGUUUUUAUUGAUAAAAUUCCAGUUUUCAAACAAUUAAUCUUAAUGAUUUAGGCUUGAGCCAAUCUGUCUUAAUAAUUUAGCUCUUCAGUGUUCCCAUUUUUUCAAUAGCAGCUGUAUUGGUUCAUGUUAGUUGACUAAGGCUACUGUAAACUAGAACUAGCCUAAUAAAAUAUGCUUCUUUAAGGAAGACACAGCAGGAAUAUAUAGUUCUGGGACAAAGCAUAUAAUAAACUGCAUGGUUUCUGAGGAUCUUUUGGGAUGCAGCGGUGUUGCAGAGUUUAAGCUGCAGUACUUACAGCAGGUUAAGCUCACCAAACUGGACAGGCUGCUUGAGCAGCUGAUGCCACUCCAAUCAGUCUGCCAAUCUUGAGGAGCACUGCCUUGUGAAUCAAGCUAUGAUUCAGUGCAAAUACUUAGCACCUAGAGAGCGCUUUAAACUUCAAAGCACUUUACAAAUAGAAAAGAAGGAAGCUUCCCAGCUCUUGUGGGUCAUGGGAAUGUGGGGGGGAGGGAAGGGUGUCUGUGCGUGCAGCAUAUCUACUGUAUGAAUCUGAAAAUCUGCAAAGGUGGAGAGCAGGCGGUUUCCUGCCUUAGGACAAGGAUGGCUAGCCAUUGGCCCUCCAGAUUGUGUUGGACUACAUCAUCCCUGACUGUUGGUAAUGCUGUUUGGGGCUGAUGAAGGGCCGCAGGUCCCCCACCCCUGCCUGAGAUGAUUAUUUUAGGCUUGGAGAGCCAGGAUGAGAGGCUGUUGAUACAGCUUUGCUUGGAGAAGGUUUUAAUAUGUUCAUUUGGUGGUGAUCAGAUUGUGAAUGAUGCAACAAGCUAUUGCACUACAAUGUUGUGCCUGACCGGAGCACCAGUUCAUUGUCAUUUUCAUGGGUUUUGUUACUUUUUAAAACUGUUUGAUUGUAUCCCAAGAGUGUUUGUUAUCCUCUUCCUUGUCACUGGUAGCAGGAAUCAGACUGUCUUAACUGUGUUUGUCCCAGAUUGUCUGUGCUUUUUGUGACUGUUGGGCUUCUGCCUGGAAGAAGGAAAAUACACAGAUUCAGGUGUAUCAAAUGCUUGCACUCAGCAGGAGAGGCAAGUAUAAAAAUAGGAGUUGAGUUUAUUUGCUGCAUUACAUUACAGCAUCUUAUUUGUCUUUUUUUCCUUGAAAAAAUGGGUCUUCUAGCACUUAAUUUGUUUUACACUAAAAAGGCCAAUGACUACACCAACACUCCACACCAACACUUUAUUUAUUUAUUUUUAGCAUACCCAUAUCCCUUGUAGUUAUAGGAAAGAACUAGAAAAUGCCAUACUACUGACACACAUACUGAGUUUCUAUUGAGUUUCACCCCUGAAACAUGUUGGUACCUAUUUCACGCACACUGCAUCCUGCUUGUGCUCUGAUAAAUUGGUUUUCCAACUCUUCUACCAGGCUUUAAAAGAUCCUUCAUGGCUUUGCCUCUGGGCUUCAUCCCCAAGGUGCUGUGUCCUCUCCCUGCUUACUCAGCACCUUGGGUGUUUAGACUGUCCUUUGAAAACUAUCUAAAACUUCAAUAUGCAAUCGGUUCAGUGCUAGGAAUGUAUCUGAAGCAAUAGCCAUUAACUGAGCAGUUCCUAGUUGUAGCAAAGUCACUGCAACCCUUUUACUCACCCAGCGUCAGUGGGCUAGUAGAUUUUGGGUGGAAUUGCACACUCCGCUGAAGCUUUAGAGCAGAUGCAGCGAAUUAAUCCACACUCCCAGGCAGGUUUUCGUUCACUUUAAAAACUAAAAUAGGUGAUCAAAGGCCUCAUAUAGAUGCUGAUGCAGCUUUGCCAAAGAUGCCCUAACAAAAGAUAUCUCCCAGCUGGGAGAAAUACUUCUCUUACUAGCAGAGCGACUAAUGAUGAGCACUUUCAUUCUUUUCCAACAGAGGGUACUUUCAAACUUUCCCAAAUACACAUACAAUGCCAUGUCAGUCCUUUUAAGUGCUUUUGGGCUGAGACAUGCAUUGAAUUUGGGGAGUGGGAACUUAAAACCAGAACCUGUGGUAAUAGCUUUUAUAAGUUCUCUCCUUUUCAACUCUGUUUGGCACUUCCUAUCUAAUUCUGCUCGGUACCUUUUCCCUCUUCAAACAAUUACAUUCCACAUCUGAUUUUCCCCACUUGAUUAUCCUGUUGAUAAAUAUGUUACAUCUCCUAUGUCUCCAACAUUUCAUCCUGGUUAGCACAGGGUGCAUCUCAUUGCUGCAAAAGGUUGUCUAACCUUCUCCACAUUUCAAAGCUAUGGACUUCGUCCAGUGGAAUGCUUCCAUUGCAAGGAUGCUGUGUUUCCCCAGUACUCAAGACUUCAGCAUUUUGUGCUUGGGAAAUGAGAUUCUUCUCCCAGCUAGAUAUUUAUAGUUAUUUUGAUUGUCACAUGAAAUGUGGUUGCAUGAGUUUCACAUAUACGGUAUGUACGGCAGGGAUGCCCUACUGGUAGAUCACGGUCGAUCUCUGGCUCCCUUUCCUUAGCGUGGCUAAAACUGACUCCUGCCCUGCCCCCUCGCCCCGCCCUCCAUUGUUGUAUGAUCUCUGGAAGGGAAGAGACAGAUUUUUCUCUGUGCUGCUGUUUUGAUCCAUUGCAAUCUUUUUGUGAGUGACUUUACCUCUUUGUCCCUUUUUAGGGGCUUUUCUCCUCCCUAAAAAAAGCUCAACAAAUUUGAGCUGAACCCCCCAAAAAGCUGGUAGAUCACUGCCAGUUUUUAAUUCUGAAAGUAGAUCGCAGUCUCUUCAGAGAUUGGCCACCCCCGAUGUAUGGAAUAAUACCUAUGAAAAACACACUGUUUCCCCUUAGCAUAAUUUUAAGUACUUAUGGGGUUACACACACACACACACACACACACACACACAGUCUGCAGCUCACUGCUGGAGCAAUCAUCUGACUGUUUUUUGUUCAAAAACAAGCUAGCACUAAAUCAUUCAAACAGCCCUGCUUGCCUAAAAGGAGUGGUGGCAACAACUUGGAUGUCCCUUCACCCAUUAUGUGAGGAUAGAAUGUAUGUGGCACUGAAGCUGAAUUGGAGCUAUCACAUGUAUAGUGCUAUAGAUGAAAUCCUACAUAUCUGAUCCUCUGAAGCUGCCUUAUACUUAGACUAUUGUUCCAUCCAGUCCAGUAUGGUUUACUCUGGCAUAGGCAGAUUUAGGGGAGUGUGACCAGCUUAUUUAUAUCUUCGGUCUUCCAUGUUGUUGUUUUGCAGAAUGAAGUGGUAGGGAUCUUUUCAUGGAGACAAAAAUGCACCCAUCACUCAGUGGGGAAUCACAUGUUUUGCAUACAGAAGGUUCCAGAUUCAAUUCCUGCCUUCUCUAAUUCAAGGUAGCAGGGCUGAAAAACUUGUGGAACUGUUGCCUCUUAGUGUAAGACAGUGAUGGGUGAAUAGUCUGACUCAGUACAAGGCAGCUGUUAAAUCUGAUUUUCAUUCAGGAUUGCAGUGCAUGAUUUCGUUUAGUUUUUCAUACAUCAAAAAUGUAUCUGUUGGUAGAGGCCUUUAUGUCAAAUCUAAGAAGCAGUUCAUAAAGAAUUGUGGUAUAUACAAACUAAAGUAAAGCUACCACAUGUUCAAGUAGAAGAUUCUCCUAUUGUGGCACUGUUAUCCAAUGAGGGUUAAAGAAAGAUCUGUGAGAACUAGAUUCAAGGCCCAUAUUAGUCAGCAUGUGCUCUGUGUCUCACUCACAUCUGUAAAAUGGGAAACAGUGACUGUGUCACAUGAUGAUUAUAAUGAAUUAGAAUGGUCUAGCAGUACAGGCACCUCCCCACUUAGGUGGCGGUUACAUCCCAGGAUACCACACAUAUAUGUGAAAUCAUGUAUAGUGGCGAACACCAUCCUAAAAGCCUGUAAACGCCCUUUAAACCUUUGGAAACCACUGAAAAACCCUUAAAAAAACUAGCAGCACUUUCCAGACUGGUAUGAAUGGUAGCAAUGGCUCUCAGUCGUCUUCACUGCUGGAGGAUGAUUUGGAAACAAUGGCAAGGGUGUGUGUGUAAACACUAGUGCCCCCAAGUGCUUGGCUGUGGGUCAGAUUCACUUGCCGCUGAUGGCACUGCUCUUUUUGCGCCAUUUUUGCACUUUCUGUGCCUUUUUGCAGUUUUAAUCAAGUUAUUUAAUUAUUUCCCAGCUCUGCACAUAUAUACAGUCACACAUGAGUUGAACGUGCGUAAGUGGGGAGAUGCCUGUAUAAAUAGUUUUCAAGUAGCUGUUUCUGGGGGCUAGUACUAUUUCACUGAUGCUAGGGUUGCCAUAUUUCAAGAGGUAAAAAUCUGGACACAAAAAGUUGUUGAGCUUUUUUAGGCCAAUAGCCCCUCUGCCAGCACCAGAACCAAGCCUGAACCAGAGCACAGGCUGCCCUAGCUGUCUGAACCAGAGCCACCAGUGCACAUACACUUUCUUUUUUUAACCAAAUCCAGGACAUUUGCUUUAAAAUGUAAAAUUCCCCCCCCCGGAUGGGCAUGUAGGACCCCCAAUACAGGACAUAUUCAGGAAUUCCUAGACAUAUGGCAACCCUAGGUAUACUUAAUGGCAUUUUCAUCUUUGGUCUCUCACCAUAUUUCAUGUCUGAUACAUGUUCUUUUUAGCCAUAGUUCGUUGUGCAGAGGGUUGAGGCACUGAGCUUCCCAUCAUAUAAAUUGCAGCCAUGUAGUAUCAUACUCACUCAACAGGAUAACAUCAAUUCAUUGGGAGAUCAAGAAGAAAACUAUGAACAAAAUACUGAAUGUGACGAAACCCAAGUUACUUUAGACAGUGCACAACUGUUCUUGAGCUCACUGCUGCCUUGCUGUUUGUGUUGUUUUCUCUUGUUCCCCACACUUCCGUUGUGCCUUUGUUUGUUAGUUUGAGAUGCAAGGAAAGGACACAGUGUCAAGUGCUUUCAUUCUUUUCUCUCCUUGUACUGUCACGUUGCUUCUCUUAUAAUGUGAAGGAGAUACGUCCUCAUCUUCCAUGAUGUUAGGCUUUGCCAAAUUUCCCAAGUGUCCUCUCCUCCUUCAGGUUGUCUUAACAAGUGCCAAUAGCAAUGCCUCAUUUGUCUAAAGUAGGCUUUCCCCAGUACCAGUGGUAUAUAUAGAAGUCAUCCUAUUGGAUGAGAUUGUUGACUAUCUUGAUUGGUAAUCUGUGCUAGUGAGGGAGCAAGCCAGAAAGCAGCAUGUAGAAGAAGUGAAACCAUGCAAUACAUGUAUACACAUUAUUGCAAAGCAUAUCUAGAACUUCCAUAGUCCAACCCUGAUGUUUGGUAGCAGUUUUCCUUGAAAAUAGGAAAGCUGACUGUGUUUGAUAAGGGUUCGUAAUGAAAUAAACUUCACCUGAAUAGUACUGCAGUGAAUUUUGGAGCAAUUGCCUCAUUGAGAGAAGACAUUUGUACCACAGUAUUAGAAAUUUCCCCUUCUUUGAUCCCUGUGUUUCAAUUAUCCAUGAAGAAUGACUGGGCCCUUUGUUGUCUAACUCUUUUUUUUUAGCAUAAGGGAGUUCAUUUUUCAUGCCUCUGGAGAAACUAGACAAUUAGACAAUGUCUGACAUAAUUUUGAAAAAAAAAUGCAUUUAUUGGGGCUUUGUGUAUCUCUUAUUUAUCACAACAUAUCUGAGGCCCAGAUGUUCAAGAUCCUGAGUUUCUGCUGCAUAGGAUGCUACUGAAGGGAUUCCUCCCAGUCCCAGGCACCAUGUUAGCAUUCAGACUGACUUACUGGUACUUAACUGCAUGGUCUGUCAUGUAUUUGCCUGGUUUGGAUGUGUCGUGAGUCCAAUGCUAUCACACAGGAGAUGCAAUUGAUAAAGCACUACCACACACAUUACCAUUAACGUUCAUAUCAGCAUGUCAGAGGUGCCUGCUGGCGGACACUACCUUGCAGAUUAUCUAAGAACAUGAUGUAGUAGCCUGCCCUUACUUCUCUCUCCCAAACUGCUCGAAUUCUAGGGGGAAAGGUCAUUUUAAAAACUUGUAUCCCAGUUCUGAUGGUCACCUUUAUUGAAUGGUAUUUAUCAGCCACUUAUAGGUGGUCAGAUGGUGCCUUCAGGAUGCUGGGCAUGAUGAGAGGGAUGUUGUUGUCUUUUAGAAUCCUUUCAAUUAGCUUGAAUUUACAUUGGUACAUCUGUAAUCUUAACUACCUGCUUGCCCUCUGGAGUAAUAUGUAGGGGGCAACAGCCCAGGUAGUGUUAUCUUUACCCUAAUAUGCUCACUUUCCUUGUUAUUCGAGUGGAACACACUUAAAUGUGGAAUCAGUGUUGUGGAGCACUCAAUUUUGUCUUAAGAAAUCUUGGGCUCUUGCCUAUAUGAGGGGCAUUACCAACUUUAAUUUUAUUUUGUCAUUCUGCAAGGUUUGUGUACAGAAAACUACUUUCCUUCCUUUUCUUUCUACAGCAGUCUCUCUGUAUGAAAGCCUCACUGCUUGUAUCCUUUUCCCGUUUUUAUCCCUCUUGCUGGAGCACAUUGGAGCCAGGCAUUUACCAGUGGAUUCCAGCUUCUUGAUUUAUUUAAAUAGGAAUCUUCUUCCCUUUUGUGGGAGAAAAGCGAGAAGUCUCCACCUAAUGCCUUUGAUCCUGAUGUCCUCCAGUUCCCAUUCAUGGAUUCUAAAAGCCUUUGUAUGCAAUCACUGGAGAGGCAGCAAAGAGUCUGUGCAUUGCCGUUUCUUGCAAAACCACUCAUUUACCCCUUCCAGGAAUGCUAACUGUUGGAUCCCUGCUCUGAUUUGCCCCAGCAUGGAGGCUGUAGGGGACUCUGAGCACCCUACAUGUGCCAUUCUCAUGUGACUUUUUUACCUAUGUAUGAAAGAUAUUAACUAAGAUUGCUGUAAAGAAAGAUACAAAUUAUUAUAGCAUAUUAUAUAAAUAUAUAUGUAUAUAACAGUUCUGUACCUUGUUUACCUCAGUGUAUGAAAUGGUGGUUGAAGCACGGUUGGAAUGUUUAACAGAUCCCACUCCCUAUAUCCCUUCAGAGCAGAUGCACAAUUGGGCCUCUGCACUGUAGCAGAAGUUCAAUCAUUCCAAAAAGAGAUGGUUAAAGAAAAAAAAAGAAACUGCCUAUGAUGCAUCAAACUGAGUAUCCAUCUAGUCUAGCGCUUUGUAACAGCAGCCAACCAGGUACCUCUCAGUUAGGAGAAGCAGAGACAAAGGUAGCAGCCAGGUAUGUUGUCAUUAGGGCCCAGAAAAACGAACCAAUUACUGGGUGUCAGAAGCCAGGAGGGUGACUGGCAGAACAUGGAAAAAAUGGUUGCCUUUGGAUUGGCACAAACAGUAUGUAAUGUAGAUGCAAACAUUCACUAAGUCUGCCUGCCUCACGGAUGAAACAACACCACAAAACUAACAGGCACACACACAACUGA
Podarcis lilfordi (Lilford's wall lizard) is the source of this 91149-nucleotide messenger RNA. NCBI's taxonomy places the organism in Eukaryota, Metazoa, Chordata, Lepidosauria, Squamata, Lacertidae. The record is from the annotation of a GenBank genome assembly.